ACAUGUGGGUUGCUAUGAACGGUUUCCAUGACUGAGUGCCACCCUUUCUGGAGUUCUUUCAUCUCUUUAGACAUGAUGCCGCUUUUAGGUCAAAUAUUGAAUCGUGCUAAUAAGAAAUCAGUGCAUUUUUAAGCACCAAAUCUUAAGAAAGAAAGAGAGGACAUGAAUUAUUUUUCUAAUUAUACUAUUUUCAUACCAAGUGCCUAAUAUUUGCUAGCACUCAGAAACAUUUUCUGAUAGGCAGGCCAAUGGAAACAUUACAAAGGUUGUGGAACAUCUUGGGUUAAACUUAUGUGUGCACAUAUUUUGAGCUUAAAGUGGAAAGUACACUGGGUAUUUUGAGCUUAAAGUGGAAGUACACUGGGUAUUGUUGACUAUUUGUUGUUGCUGCAUUGUUUGGAAUUUCAAAUAUAUAAAUGUAAAGGUAAAGAGACCCCUGACUGUUAAGUCCAGUCGCGGACGACUCUGGGGUUGCGAUGCUCAUCUCGCUUUACUGGCCGAGGGAGCGGGCGUUUUGUCCGCAGACAGCUUCUGGGUCAUGUGGCCAGCAUGACUAAGCUGCUUCUGGCGAACCAGAACAGCACAUGGAAACGCCAUUUACCUUCCCGCCGGAGUGGUCCUAUUUAUCUACUUGCUUUCAAACUGCUAGGUUGGCAGGAGCAGGGACCGAACAACAGGAGCUCACCCUGUUGCACGGAUUCAAACUGCCGAUCGGCAAGCCCAAGGCUCUGUGGUUUAGACAGCGCCACCCAUGUCCCUUCAAAUAACUAUUUAUUCAAGUAAAUAGUUAUACACUAAAAAACUCCUAACUAUAAAGGUAGGUUUUAAUCUGCAAAUACUGUAUUUAAACUAAACCUUGGAAUAAGAGGCGCAUAUGGCUUAAAAUAAAGCUGGCCCCCUUAAUUCAUAAUGAUUCUACAUUUAUUUGGUAAUAAAUACACCUAUAGACAUAUACCAUCCAUGGAACAAUAAUUUGUGAUCAACAAACAAUCUUGUUUUACUUGUAUGAAGGGCUGUCAUGCAGGAGUUUUCAGUGUGUCAUCUUCCAGAUUGACCAAACAAAGCAAAAGGGAGGAGGAGAGAAUGGAGAGGCACGGGAAAUCCACCCUUAGCAUAGUAAGAGUAGUAAUAAUGUACAAUAUGUUUAAUCAGAAGUAAGUCUCAUUUUGGCACCAAUCAUACUUCUGGCUCCAGCACUGAAAAGGUCAUUUUCUUUGUAACUCUAUGAUGUACCUCCCACUAGGGAAGGCACCUGAAGAAGAGCCUCAACAAAAUAUCUUAUUUAUUACAUAUACAGUGGUACCUUGGUUUAAGAACAGCCCUGUUUAUGAACUAUUCGGUAUGCGAACUCUGCAAAACCAGAAGUAGUGUUCCGGUUAGCGAACUUUUCCUCGGUCUAAGAAGGGAAGCCGAACGGUGGAAGGGCACCAGUGGCGGGAAGCCUCAUUAGGGAAAGCGCGCCUCGGUUUAAGAAUGACUUUGGUUUAAGAAUGGACUUCUGGAACAGAUUAAGUUCGUAAACCAAGGUACCACUGUAUUUAAAUGCAACUUAACCCCAAGGCAGUCUCUAAGCAGUUUACAAAACACAAUAUGCAUAUAUAACAAACAAAUGGAACAACGCAAUUUUAAAAAAUAACAUCCCCCAAUGUGAAAUUAUAGUAGCAUAGUUUUCAAAAGAACUUAAACUAUCUCUCUUCAGCCUCCUUCUUGCCAAACCACACCCUGACUCAGGCUGAAUACACAUGAUACAUGUAAGGCACAUUUAAAGCAUAUGACUUCCCCCAGGAACUGCAGUUUACCCAUCACAGAACUACAAUUCUCAGCACCCUUAACAAACUACACCUUCCAGGAUUAUUGGGGGAGACGACAUGUGCUUUAAAUGUAUGGCAUGUACACAGUCUCACACAUUACAACACUGACUCAAAUAACACAUCACACUCAAAUUCUGUCCUGCAUGUACACAAAUCAAACAAUACCUAUUACUAUUUAUUAAAUUUCUAUACUGUCCUUUACCUGAGGAUCACAGGACAAUUACAACAUAAAAACACAAAAAAUAUAUAGUAACAAACAAAAACAGUACCACCCCUCCCAUGCUUGCUAUGGUGUGAGUCAGAUUUUAGCUGGAGCCGACAAUACACACAAUUCAUUUUCGGCGUUGUAAUCCUGUUUUUUAAAAAGCGCCUAAACAUUCUGUUAGUGCACCUGUAACCUAGGUUUACGGGGCCAUACGGCAAAUAGUUUUUAUAUCUGUUUCUAACACUGGGCCUGGCUCAUCCAUUCUACUUGCACCCCCUCUUUUCUGCUUGCAAUCAUUUCAGUAUCUCCCUCUCUGUCCCCAAACUACUAUCACCAGUUGCUCCUUCCACUCUUUCAAAAAUGCACCACCACGACAUCAGGAGACGCUUAACAACACCUUAAGUUUGAGGAAAGGAAUCUGGAAAGAGGCACUCCUUUAGGUAUUUGCAUGCCAAGCCCUGUUGAGGGCUUUAAAGGUUAAGUCCUAGCAUGGCAAACUUCUCAUAUCAAAAGUUACUGGCUGAGUUGCCCCAGCAAAUUAUACUGUCCAUCUGUUGUGUCCAUUCACUCUGCAGUAAGCCUCUCCCUUCGCUGAUCCACAUGCCAAGGCUGUAUUUGUUUUGCUGGAUAGUAAUAAAGUAUAGUAAACUAAAAUAAAAUAAAAUAAACAAAUGCAGCCAUACUUUUCUGAUAAUAAGCCAUCACAGGUUAAAGUAUCCUGUGCAGUUGGUGGGGGGCAGGCUGCACACUACACAAAGCUCUGGUGACACAUUCACCUAAAUCCCUAGUCUUCAACAGGUGGGUCGGGACCCACGAGUGGAUCACGGCCUGAUCCAAGGUGGGUCGCAAGCAGGAGCACUUCCACCAUGCUAACAUAUGGCAAAAGAUUACCAAAUGGGUCCCCGUGGCCAAAUGCACGUUCGGGUUAAAGGGGGUGGGGUGGGGUGGGGGGUGUCCUGGAUCCGAAAAGGUUGAAGACCAGGAACCUAAAAAUGUGGUGACAAAGGAGCAGAGAGAUUUAAGCUGAGGAAGGUUAAGAGCCGACAUCUGAAAAGUUAAACGACCUAAAAUGUUUAAAAGGGCAACAAAAUCGGGGCUCAACAGGGGCGGGCGAGAUAGGACAAGCUGCAGCAUAUGAUGAGCAUCCCGUUCCCAUCCGAUGUUCAGAGUGAAAUAUUUGGGGGGGGGGGUUGAAAGAGAGAGAGAGAAACCACGCUGCCCUGUUGAAUCUCCGCCUGCUCGCUUUCCCACAAACGCAGUUGGGUGGGUGCGAUAUUCGGGAGAACUGCCCCUGUUGAAUCUGUGCUCCAAGUCCCGAGAGCCCCUUUCUUGUCUGCCACCCCAUACUAGAACUGACCCGAUGGGGUGGGAGUUAGGAGAAGGCCUCGCUUUCUUUCCUCCACCGAGGUUGAGGCCUCCGGAGGCCAGCAAGCGGCCCUACGACUUCCCUUCCCGGCCCUCCUACCUCAGCCCGGCUCGAGCGCCGCAGCGGCCCUCCCGCCUCAUUCUCUCUCCCGCCGGCGUCGCUCCUCGCGCGGAUGAGCCGCCGCGCCCUGAGGAGGCCGGGCCCGCCUCUCCGGUCAGGGCCUACAAAGAAGCAGCAGCAGCGCCCGGCGAAGGGGAGCGGGCGGUCCUCGUGCCCGCCUCGCCGCCUCAGCCUGGCUCCUGUCCCUGCCGGGCCGAGCAAGCGCCAAGCUCCCUUUCUUUCGCCCUCGUCCACGGGCGCUUCCUUCCCGCCGCCUCGAGGCAACCGAUAAAAUAUACUCACACACCCCCAGUCGAUAUUCUAGCAAGGUGCUUUUCUGUGAGGGGAAAAAAUGUAUAUAUAGAGGGAGGGAUAUGCGUAACCUUUUUUAUAUAUAAACGUACGCGCGCGUGCGUAGAAAUGGUAAAUUUAUUUUUAACGGCAGUUUCUGAGACCGCAGGGCAGGGCACGGUUAAUAUACGGUACUUUUUGAAAGCCAACGGAAGCUGGUGAAACGCCUCACGCGUUUGAAGGAAAUUACUGUAUUUAGCAAAGGAGGAUUCCAUCGUUAAGUUCCCGCCUAAACCAGGAAUCACUGGCAAGCAAGCCGAUUCGUAAGAGACCAGUGUGCACGUGCACGUGUGCAUAUAGAUAUAUCUUCCACAAGUAUAUCUGUAUAUUUGAACAUUUGGCAUGCCCCUACAAUCGGCUGUAAGCGGUUUGCAAAGGUACAAAGAACAAAAAUCAAAACGGCAAAAUCUUACUUCAGUUAAAGUGGGAUAAAAAAAAAGGAUUCAGUAGGCCUUGGAAGUGCGUGUGUAUAUAUGUGUGUACGCACAUAUGUAUAUAUGCAUACCCUUUAUAUACACAUACAGUAAAUUGUGAUAGAAUAUGCACAUUAGGUUGGCCGUUUAUGUCGCGCCCAAAGAGGAAGUGCAUCAACAAAAAUGGAAUAGAUUUGCAAAAAAAAAUGCAUAUUCUAAUUUAUAUGUAUUUAAUAAUCAUGAAAAUUUAAAUAGAAAUACAACACAUUUCACUCUAAUGGAGAAGGCUGUGCCCAGGUGAGUCUGCCCAGGUGUGGCUGCUCAGUCUCUUGUCGGGAUGCUAGCUUUGGACCAUAGGCAACAUCAAGGGACCCCAGGCUCUACAGUGGUAGAUCCAGCCAGAUGGUUCUUAUGUUUCCAUGCGUUCUGUGGACCGUGAGCUGGCUGACUCUAUCUUAAAAACUACAGAGGAGGAAAGUCAUAUAUAGUGGUACCUCGGGUUACAUACGCUCCAGGUUACAGACGCUUCAGGUUACAGACUCUGCCAACCCAGAAAUAGUACCUCAAGUUAAGAACUUUGCUUCAGGAUGAGAACAGAAAUUGUGCUCCAGCGGCACAGCAGCAGCAGGAGCCCCAUUAGCUAAAGUGGUGCUUCAGGUGAAGAACAGUUUCAGGUUAAGAACGGACCUCCAGAACGAAUUAAGUUCUUAACCCGAGGUACCACUGUACUUAGAUAGAGCUUUUAAAUAUUUAAACCAGAUUUCGACUCAUUUUUGACCUUCAAAGAGAGGGUACCUUCAAAUCAGAAUGUCCUUCAAAUAGAGGACAAACCAGCUAAAAGCAUUUAGAAGCAAUCACAUACCCCCACAGUUAUGACUUCCAUGGUUGUCAUGGGCAGUAUCAGCCAUCAAAUGUCUGGGCAAACAGGAAUGUUUUUUUAAAUUCUUCCUGAAAACUAGCAAUGAGGAAAACAGGCACACCUCACCAAGGAGGGAAUCACAGCCAAGAAAGCCUUGUCAUCCGUCAAUGCCAACUGGGCAGCAGACAGAGGUGGAGGCACUGACAACCUUCCCUGCCAAUUAAUUGUAGAACCCAAGAUGACUGAUAAUUGGUGGAGUCACUUUCAGGUACUUGGGUCAAAAGCCAUUUAGGGCUAGUUUUAUAAGCUGAACACCUUGAAUUGGGCUUAGUACGACAGUUCCAGCCAAUGCAGAACUAUCGGGACUGGUGAUACAUGGUUUCAUCAGGCUGUCCUACUUAUCAGCCAAGCAGCAGUAGUCUUCUGCAUUAGCAGAAUUUGCACAACUAAAUAUUUCCCCAUCCUGAAGUGUUAAGAUUCCCUGCCAUCCCAUUGAUUCAACUCUCCUCUCAGCUCUACAUUGAGUUGAUAAUUCAUCCUACCACAUCAAUGGGACUUUCAGUUGUAACUCUUUCACAAACAGCAGCUGAAAGAGAUCAGGACUAGAAAAAGCUGCUGUUCCAGCCAACUGGGUAGAUGGCAGGGGGGGGGGGAGAGCUGGAAGAGAAGGGAAGGGAGAGAGGAGUCAUUCUACGUUGCCUAGUGACAAUAAUGCUGUCACCUUGGCUACCCAGACUGAGAAGUGAGAGUGUUAUAGAAGUUCUUUUUGACGUUCAAGCAGCCACCAGGCACAGAGGCAGGUAACUAGGGCAGCAACAGGUAGAAGUAUACCCACUCCCCAUUCCCUAAUCCCUUAAUGUGCACUCAGUAAGGGUGUUGGGAAGGGCAGAACAGGCCAGGGUCCACUUUGCUUUCUCAUAAUCACUCUGGGAUUGCAUGAAUGUACAGCUCCCUUCUCUAAAAGUGUGUGAACUUGCCCUGUUUCCAACUAUUCCACAAAAGGUGCGCGGGGGGGGGGGGGGAGAGAGUUGGGAUCAGAUUUGAUAGGAGAAUUAAAACACUCAGCAGGAAGGAGAAGUGGCAAGAAGUUGGAAGAGGAAAAGGAGCUUGGAGAGAAAGCGAUCAAGUUUUUAUUAUUAUUUUAAAAAAUAACAAGCCAAGAGCAGAGAUGACAAAAUGGCAUAGAGUGAGAAGUACAGAUCAGGUGGACAUUCAGAGUUCUGGUGGUGUUAAAAGUGACAAGUGGUAAAAAUUUUGAGCAGGGGAGGACUGAAGGACUCUCUGGAACUUCUGCCAAGAAAAAUCAGCACCAGGAUAAAUCAUUACUAGGAUAGAAGGCAUAGAUUUGGCAAGCUUAGAUAGAACAAAGAUGGAAGACUCAUUUAUUUCCAGCUGAUGGCUUGAAAGGAUGUUGGGAAAAUAUACUUAGAAUAACAGCCCCAUAGGUUUUUGAAUUGAAUAUGAAACCUGAAACGAUUCCCUAAUCUCUGUGUUUCUAGGUGCUUAGAGAAAAGCAUUAGCUAAUAAUUUAUUGUAGGAAAGAUACACAUCUCACAAGUACUUUUGAAGCAAUCCAAAAGCAGCUGGAGCCAAAUACACGUUCAUAAUGAAUCCAGGAGAAGCUGCCAAGAUUACAAGGGUAAGUGUAUGUGAUUUGACUGUGUUGGACCUUGGGAUGAAGACAGUAAGCUGAAAGAGAUUUGAAAAUCUUGUGUGAAGGCCCUCCUUUUCUUGUUAGGAGUACUUAAUUCUUCUUGCUACUGAAUUCGGAAUUCAGAUGCUUUGUGGAAUUAAAUAUUGAUGAGAGUUCCCUCCUUUUGUGAAGUAUGCUGCUGUCAGGUGUAAUAAGCUGGAAAGUGUUAGUUUAGGGAAUAGGCUUAGCCAGUGUACAUGUCUGGAAGAAACAGCUUCAAAAGGAUUAGUUUUUAGUAGCAUCUGUCUCUGCAUAUUGAUUAGCUCCUGCUUAAAACACUUUGGCUUGUCUAGCUUUUAAAUGAAAGCAUGGGACUGAAGCAAGAGGAACUAAGAGUUGGGUACCAGAGGUUGGUAAAAGACCUUUCUCUUCCUGAGACCCUGGAAUGCUGCUGCCAAUCCUAGAAUCACAGAGGUGGAAGGAACCUCAGUGGCCAUCUAGCCCAACCAUUGCUAAUGGAGGUAGCCAUCCAGACUCUACCUAAUGAAGGAGAGUCCACCCCUUGCUAGGCAGUGUACUCCACUUCUGGGCAGGUUGUAUACUGUCAAGAAGUUCUUCCUAAGGGUAGACAGUACUGGGCAAAAUAUAAGACAGUUUUCCAUGUGCAUAUGGAUUGCACUGUUUUAGAUUUCCAGUGGGAUCUCAGAUGAUCCCAUGCACAUCCUUAAUAAAAGUCCUCCCCACUGGAAACUAGCACAUCAGGGCAUGGACCCAGGGAGUGGUCUGAAUGAACAUGAUGCUGCUGCCUUCUUGGAUUUCAGACCAUCCAUUCAUAUGGUUUCUCUUUAAGCUGGUUUUAUAUUUUUGGGUUGCUUUUUAGUGCUUUUAUCAUUGUGAUGUUGGUGCUGUAAACUGAACUGGUAGCACAGCUGGUGUAGAGUGGUUUAGAAACUGAAUGAAUAAAUUUCUUAAAUGUAACCUUCCUUGAGUUCCAUGAUGGAUGAAAGAUGGAAUAUAUAAAUCACAUUGGUUUCUUGUUGUAGCCUUUCCCAACCUCCAGAUGCUUGAAACUAUGAUCAGCUGCAGCCAGCAUGGCCAUUGGACUGAUGGGAACUGUAGUCCCCAAAUAAUAAUAAUAAUAAUAAUAAUAAUACUUUAUUGUUUAUACCCCACCCAUCGGGCUGGUUUCCUCAGCCACUCUGGGCAGCUUCCAACAAAAUAUUAAAAUCCUUCCGAUAUUAAAAGCUUCCAUAAACAGGGCUCCCGUCAUAUUGAACUUGUGGUGACUUGGAAAAUUUGAUGAGCAGUAGAAUCAACACAGGAAAGAAGAAAAUACUUCUUCACAGAGCACAUAAUUAAUUUGUGGAUAAUUAACAGCCCCAGGAUGUGUGGAUGGCUGCUGAUUGGAUGGAUUUAAAAUGGGAUUAGACAAGUUUAUGGAGAACUGUCAGUGGCUGUAAUAAUUAAACAGAACCUCUAUAUUCUAAGGAAGCUUCAUCAGAGGCAGUGUAUCUUGAAAUGUCAGUUGCUACAGAAAAGCAGCUAAGGAAGGCAGUUACAUUCAUGCCCAGCUUGAGAGCUUCCAGGAAGAUGGGCCUUUGGUCUGAUCCCUCAGGAGUCAUCCCCCCCUCCCAUGCAAAGAGCUUCCUUUUUACAAAUGUGUGAAUAAACAUUCAAUUAUAAGAGCCCACUUCUGCAGUCUGACGUGAUAGAGCCGGGAUAGUUGUUUAUAACCUUGGUAAGAAUUUUACCUGAGUAUGUGUGAAGAAGAAGACAAUCAUACACAGAGCUUUUUUAGAAUACCAAUUAGUACUGUUCAAAUUGAAAAAUAUGAGCACCACAAGCAGCUUGUCUUUUGUGUUUAUUUUUUUUAAAAUAAUAAUUUUUAUUAAGUUUUCCAUUUUAACAAUCCAAUCAAAUCACAUUAAAUGUUCCAAAUUAUACAAAUACAUAUCAUAAAGUCCAAAUACUUUGCCAAAUUAUAAUUUUUUGUUUGGGGUUCCCAUGCUUCAAGUUCAGUGGGGUCCAAUCACCUCAUAUUUCUACUGCUUUAAGUGUCCACUAGUCCCUUCUUUAAAUCUUCUUGUUAUUAUCCUUCUUCUUUCAUAGCCUCUGAGUUGUUUCCACAGGUAAGCUGAAAUGAGCAAUAUUAUGCUUCUGUGUGAACUUUGUAUGACUCUCCCUUUUUUUUUUUGCAGCUGGUAAAUCUUUUAUUUGCAGUAUAUCUUCACACGCUGGUAUUUAUGCCGAAUCCAUCCAAAAGUCCUUCUCGGGUGGCAGACGCCAUCUUUUCUCAGUUCCGAUGAAAUAGAAUCUAGGCGUUUGCUCAUUAAUUUUCUCAGACAGGUUGCUCCAAACAUUAGUCUUUCCAGAGGAGGUUUGCCAAAUCGAAAUUGAGAUAUAGAUAUAAUAACAAAGUAAGGGCUCGCCUCCCCCUAUGACUAUUAAUCUCUGCAACACAGUCUGUCUCAUAAUGGCGGAUCCCGAUUAAAUAGUGCAUCACAAGAGAGUCUUUUAUCUUCUUCCAAAUAUUUUGAAAAACAAAGGCUUUAAUUAAUAUUAUUAUUUCCACACAGUUUAUAUUUUCUGAUCUCACUUGCUAUAAGUAGUAUAGACGGAUCUUCGGGGGGGGGGCAGUUGUUAGGUACUAUCGUAGCAGGAAAAGAAAAAGUUUUAUCCCCCCUCCUUUCCGUUCCGUUUCAACAUACCAGCUUAGAUGUUAUUCUUUGAUGUUAUCUUUCUUCCAAUCCGUCACUCUUGGCAUCUCAGUGGCUGGCUUAAUUAGCAGAUAAAAUACCCUUUCUUCGCUCGAAGCAUGUCCAUAAAUCUUAUAUCCAAUCUUUUAUCUUAAGAAAUGGAACUUGGAGCACUCAUAUAGACAGCGUCCAGGAGACCCGAGCUCGCUCGAGGGCUUUCCAUCCAGUGCCCCCACCCCCUCCUUCUUUUUGAACUCGGGGGUGGUUUGUGGGCAGCCGCGGAUGAGACUGCAUCUUCCCUUCCACUGGGAAGAACCCUGGGAGGCUGAUUACUCCCAUCUCAGCCUCUUAAUUACCUUGUGUGAGCUGGAGAGAUGGUAUUGUCGGCCUUCCAUUGCGCUCCUAGCGGAGCCCCGCUUGUCUUUUGUGUUUAAUUAUGUCCACCGUUCAAUUAUGAUAUAUACAUAAUUCAGGAUUUCACAGGUGUUUUGAUACUGAUGUGUCAUACACAACUCCAAGGCAGCAGUGCAAAAAAGGCUUAUGCCUGCAUCUGGACAGUGGAGACUGGUCCAUUAGGGCAAAUGGGGCAUUGCCCUGCCAACCUCCAUCUGCCCUCAGCUAGCUUCCACCUGCCUGCCUUUUUUCUUAAAAUCACUCCAGAAGGUGGCUCUGACUGUCAGCCUCUUUGCCCUUCGUCUCAGUGUUGCUCUUGUAGAAUUCAGAAGGGAGGAGAAUAGAGACAAAACCAGAAUUAGUUGGUUCUAUCUAUCAUUGGCUGUAGCUCAACCAGCCUCCUACAUUUGACCUCUAUGACUUCUGCUCUACCAACUUCAAUGGCCACCAACCUCCACUUAUUUCAGUCGAGGAAAUUGCCGGCUAGCACAACUGCUAUUUUCCUUCUCUAACCCACUCCAUUUCCAAAAGAGUAGUCCUGACUGUUGGCUCCCCCCUCUUUAGUCUCAGCAUUGCCCCCUGUAGAACUCGGGAAGGAGGAGGAUGGAGGGCAAAACUAUAAUUUGUUGGCUCUGUCAUUGGGUCUUGCUGAGCCUAUCAUUAGCCCUGGUUUCACCUACUUAUUGUUGGCUUCCUUGCCUUCUGCUUAUCAAUCCCAAUGGUCCCCAUCUACCACUGUAUCUAGAUGGGCUUUGUAUAUCUGUCUAGUCCUAUAGGCUUUCUUAACACAUUGCUUUUUUUCCUUUUUAAUGAUUCCUAGGAACAGAAUGAUUCCAUCUAUAAUAUGAGCCAUGCCAAACAAAUACCAGAGUUGCCACCUUUGCCAGGUUUGGCUGCAGAAGACCCCUCUGAACUGUAUCAGGUAUGUAUACUUCUUAUACUGCCCACUGGGUUACAUCUAUUAAAGCACCAUCAGGCACUGCUUAUGGGAGAUGAGUGGUACUCUGGGAAGGCAGGUUCUUUGUGUUGCGAGUCAGGGUUCCAGAUCCUACAGAAGAAAUAUUCUUAAUAAAGCAUGGUUUUGUUGUUCUUCAUAAAACACGGCUACAAGUAAUUGGUUCCAAAUGAAAUGUGCUUUAUGAGGAUGUGCAUCAAACAGUUACAUUUCACAAGAAAUAAGAGAAUAGUUCUGCAUUGUGAAUAACGUCGUAUGUACAUGGAUUCAAACAGUUGUGGUGGGAGUGCACUGGAGCCAGAGUAACAUCAACCCAGAUAGCAGAUGAACUACUGGGACUAGGAAUGCUUUUUCUAAUAAGCAUGGUCGAGUCAUAGUAAAGAGAGGAAGGGAAGAAGUUUCUCUUGGAUGCCUCUUUGCAAUGGUUUUGUGUGUGCCUGCCUGACUUGUGGGCUAAAGUCUGGGCAAGCAUAGACAAGCCAUUCCACAGUGGGGCAUUGUGAUUUUGCUGGCUGCCCUCUGACCUGUCUUACAAACUUUGGCCAUAAUAUAUAAUAACUGAUGUGUAUUUGUAGAAUCCACUGGCCUAAUGUGUGAGCUGUACCCAAUCUGUGCACUGGGUUUGUUACAUGCGGUACUGGGUGCAGAGGAGCUUGGGCAAAAUGCAUACAGUGGGCACCCUCCUUCCCACUCUCAACAUUGCCCUUUCACUGGUCUGUGAUACUGGAAGUGUCCAAUGGAAGCUAGUCCUGUAGGGCAGAUGAGGCACUGCUCCACCAAGCUCAAUAUGUUCUCAGCCAAUCCCCACCUGCCACACCAGAUUUAAGGCGGCACAGGCGGUUCCCUCCACAGGGUGCUGAACCAAGGGGGUGCAAAAUAACAAAAGCAAUAAUAAACAUAUAUUUAUAUGGUUACGUACUGAGAAGAUCUGAAAAGGAACUGUACCAAAAGGAAUUAUUGUGAAAAUAAGAAAUAUUUAGGGGGUGUUAAGUAUAAUUGUUUAACUGUGCACUGAAAUGGAAAAUAACUCUGUAUAUGUCUGUAUGUGUACUGCUAAAAACAUAACAUGGUUUGGAAAGUUCCAUUGGGCUAAAACAAAAGCUCUUAGAGAGCUUGACAGGUGCUGAUUAACUGAGAAUGUAUCUCUGCUAGCUCCCACAAGGUGUUUAAGUUGGAUCACAUGAGAUAUUCAUGUGUCCAUUUUGGGUGUGUGAGUUAGGUGUUUGUUCUGAGGCACUAGAGAAGAAAGGAUGUGCAAAUGGUUCUCUCUGGGAACACAGCCUCAAGUUAAUGGAGACUGUGUUGGAGAGACAGAGCUUUGAUUUCAGCUCUGAAUGAAGUUAUUUCAUAUUUCUAAGAUGUUCUACCUGUGCAGGAAUCAGCACAUGAUAUUAUGUGAUUAUCUGGAUGUAACAUUAUUUGUUUCAUGUUUGUUUUGAAGCAAUUUCUGUUAGUAAAGCUUUUGAACCAUAUUUUUGGACUGGACAAUUUUUAUUUCAGUUUUUAUUCAUUCUAUUGCUUCUGAAUGUGCAAUAUUAAUAACCACAAUAGGGGGCACCAAAUUUUGUCCUUGCUCAGGUUGCCAUAUUAUCUAAGUCCGUCCCUGUACCUGCCUACCUUUUUAUUUACAACUAGUCCAGCGAGUAGCACUGAUUGUCAGUCUCAUUGUCACAGUGGUGCUCUUGUACAAUUCAGCAGGGAAGAUAAUAGGGGCAAAACCAGAAAUAGUUGGCUUCAUCUACCGUUGACUCUAGUUCAAGCAGCCAUUUGAUAUGGCACCCCCUUCCCGACUCUGCCCUACCCAGUCCCAAUGGGCACCAGCCUCCACUGUCAUUACCUUAUAUCAGUUAAAGAAAUUGCCGGCUAGCGCAACAGAAUAUAAACUGUUAUUUUUUCUCCCCAUCCCACUCCAUUUCAGAUGAUCCAAAAUAGCAGCUUUUACCCUUCUCUGAUGCAAAGAGCAUCCUGGACUUUGGCAGCUCCCUUUAAAGAGCAGUGUCAUUUCCGGAGCCCCAGCAACUCCAUUGCCAAUAAUUACACCCUCACUGCACAGAACUUGAAGAUGAAAGAUCUGCGUAAGAUAGUUUCACCUUUAAAGGCAAGAAAGCCAACUGGGACCACAAGACAUUCUCCACGUAUCCUAUGUGUUUGAAAACAGGCUUGUGUCUCUUGUCAAAUGCUUGUUUAUCUUCCUAUCUUUUUGUCUGGCAAGCUCUGUAUGUGUUGGCCCAGCCUUUGUUCUCCCCUCAAGCUUACAAUUAUUAUUAUUAUUUAUUAAAUUUGUAUAUCACCCUUUAUCUGAAGAUCUCAGGGUGGUUCACAACAGAAAAAUAUAAAAUGAAAAUCCAAAAUACAUACAAAAACUGAUAACCUCCCUCCCACAAACACAUUUAAAAACCCAUAGAGUGUUAAUCAGCUGAACACCUGGUUGAAGAGAAACAUUUUUGCCUGGUGCCUAUUGAUAUGUAAUGAGGGCACCAGGCAAGCUUCUCUGUGAAGAGCAUUCCACAAACACUGCCAAAAGCUGCCUAUGCACCAUAUACUGUAUUUAAACCAUAUCCUCUCCUCAAAGAAUUAUGGGAACUGUAGUUUACCCCUCACAGAGCUACAGUUCCCAGCACUCUUAAGCUACUGUUCCCAGGAUGAUUUGGGGUGGAUAAUGUGCUUUAAAUACACUUUAAAUGUAUGGUGUGUCUGUAGCAAAACUCUACCACAGUAGAUGGCAUCACUACUCCUGCUUUGAAAAAAAAGUGUGGCCACUGGGCACUGCACUCUGCUGUGUUGCUGUUCCACUACAGCACUGGUGCUAGCAGGGCUUUGCAAACCCAGCUAUUGGGGUGCCAUGAGGGAGAAGUCUAUGUCUAAGCAUUCCCUUAGCAAAGUGCUCCAAUGUAUUUGGGGAACACUGGUGCACUCAGAUCCUCCUUACAGGCUUCCCAUAAACAUCUGGUUGGCCACUGUGAGAACAAGAUGCUGGACUUGAUGGGCCAUUGGCCUGAUCCAGUGUGGCUCUUCUUAUGUUUUCCAUGCCCCUUCCCGUCUUGCUGAGCCUUCGGCUGUGGGGUUUUCUUGGCUUCAGUAGCCAAGCACCUAUGAGUAAGCAAUUUAAGUUUCCCAAAGUGCCCCAAUCAUUCUGGGAAAUUUAAAACUGCAGCUCAGACUUUUGAGUCAGGGAGCCCAGGCUGUUUUAUGCCCUAUUACGAUCCAGGCAGGUGUCCAAGGGUGCUGGGUACUGAUGGGCCUGGGUGGUGUGGUGGGUAACAGAAAGAAAAGGGACAUCUUCCUUCUCUUACCAAUGACUGCUGAUAUCCUGUGACUCUUCUAGCAAUCGCAAGGUCUGCAAAAAUUCUUUGACAUGAAAGCAAUUUGGAGAUUGCUGUCAGCUAAACAGCUUGUUAUGUUGGGAGUCUCAUGUUUAUUUCCCCCAUUAUUUUAAAAAUAAAAACACUAAAUGCAUCUGUGCCAUCCAGUGAGAGAAAGAAGUGAAUGACAGCAAGGGCUACUUGCAUUUGAUCUGGAAAGUUGCAGUGACUGAGGCUUUUUACCCCUUUCCUCUAUGCCAUUUUCUUCACUUAAAUUGCGCCACCUCCAGCUGCUAUUUCCUAGUGGUGUGGGGAAUUGCAGGUGUAAUAGAAGCUCCUGUAUUUCCCUGCUGAGCAAGUAGUACCUUUCUGUGUGGCGUGAAACCUGCUGACCAUCUUUAGCUGCUUUUAGCACACAAACACCCGUCUCAUUUUGGUGGAUACUUGUCCAUUAGGGUGAAUGGGGCACUUCUCCACCAGCCUCAGUCUACUCUCAGCCCCCCCCCCCCCGCCCCCCAACCUGCCUGCCUUCUUACUUAAAACUAAUCUAGGGAAUGGCUCUUACUGAUAUCAGAUCUGGCACCACCUGCUGGUGGCCUCCUUGCCUUCCACCCUACCAAUCCCAAGGGGUACCAGCCACUACUGGGCUGGUAUCAGAACAAGGUUAGGAAGGGAAACAUAUGAGCUUGCUUCACUACCCUGUGUGCCUCUUUUGUUAUAAAAAACAGACUCACCAGCCUGCUUUAUAAGCAAAUGGAUAGUCCUGUGUUUAAUAAACAGACACAUGCAUAUUUUGGCUCUGUUUUGUAUAUUUCCAGUUUGGUUCCCUUUUCCUUAUGUACAUAUGUCUGUUCUGUUCCCCACUAAGCAAUUUUUUAAAAGCCACAUUAAAAUUAGCAGAUUAAAAUUUUAUGUAUUUUGAACUGUUCUAGCAUUUGCUGCAAUGUAAGUACAAAAGUACAAAAGGAAGUACAAAAGCUGAUAACUUCAGUUCAAAUCAGCACAUAAGUUUGGGAGGUGCAGAUCAGGUAGAAUUUGCAAAGCUCAAGAGUCCCCAAAUCUGGCCUAGUCUUUUCCUGUUUUGACUAGUGUUUUUUUCCCCUUGACCAAGUCAUACAGCUCCAAAAGAAUUUGCUCCCUCUGAGAAGAAGAAAAAACUUUCAUCAGGAAAUGUUGCUGAUGACUGUGACAGGUAUUGUAUAGUUUAUAAGCUGUGCAUUCAUCUGACGGAUACUUAGGGACUCGGGUGAUAGUUGUUGUUCCAUAAGCUUUCAAGUGACUCCUUGCCUUAAGCUACCCUGAUGCUUUCCAGGUACAGGGAAAGAGAUGAUCUUAUCACUAGUACUGAAUGAAGAUUCAGCUGCCAGUGAGCAUAGCUGUCAACCAUCCCUUUUUUUGCGGGACAUUCCCUUAUUCCAGCACCGUUUCCCGCUGCUUCCCGCUGUUGUCCCGGAUUGUUAGAUAUCCCGUAGACUGUCCCCAGGACAGGUGAGGCUGCUGAUCCCUUAUUUUCAAAUCUGAAAGUUGACAGCUAUGCCAGUGAGGGAGGAGAGGCGGAUUUAGGGGAGCACAACCGGUUCGGUUGCACUGGGUGCAGAGCCUUAGCGGCACCGCAACUAUGAUGUAGAAUGGAAGGUGAAAAACGGGGGACGUAGGCAUGUGCCAAACAUUAGCACUGCGCAGAGCACUGUUGAAAUUUGAGACCCCAAAUCCACCACUGAGGGGAGGCUGGGGGAGGAUCCUCUUUGUUUGGCAGCAAUAUGACUUUGCCGGGCUGACUUCCUGGAUUGUUUCUGCCAUUCACACUGGGGAAGAGGAUCAUCAGAACAACUGAGCAGUAUGUGUGCACGGUGCUUGCUCCCAGUAUACCACAAUAAGCCAGAAAACUUGGUGUUCUCAUGAUGGGUUAACUUGGCUCAUGUGUGAUGUUCACAUAUUUCUUCCAGUUCCUUCUCUCACCCAGGUAACACAUACCAGAAAGUAGCACUUUAUCUCAGGCAGCUAAGAGCACACAGCAAUGAAAAACCGAGGAGCAAGGGAAGAAAAUAAUUCCGGACUGCAUAGACACUGCAACUUUAAUGCAUAUUAAAAGCACAUUCUUUCCCUCAGAGAAUUCUGGGCACUCCAGUUUACCCCUCAGAGCAACAAUUUCCAGCAACUCUUAACCAACUACAGUGCCCUGAAUUCUUUGACAUCGAUAAUGUGCUUCAAAUGUCCUUUAUAGAUAUAAUGGUUCCUCCUAAAGUGCUCAGAUCUUGACCAGCCCGCUGGCCGGUCUAGCAUGUCAGAACAAAUCUAACAAAUGGGGAGCAAAGGGCUCUCCACAGGACAGAAUAUUUCCAGCACAGAGCUAAAUGUAGAGUAGAGAUUGUGAUAGAGGCCUCCCGCACAGCAAAAGAUCUGGAUUUGUAGGUUGCACAGGGUGGUAUUCAACUAAGUUUUCUCAGAGUGGGCUCAUUAAAAUUAAUGGGCCAAAUGUAGCCAUGUUCAUUAAUUUCAGUGGGUCUGCUCUGAGAAAAAUGUAGUUAAAUAUUACCCAUAGACCUUAUACAGGGUUUGUUCAGGCCCCAUAAGACUACAUUUGAAAACAGGGAAAAUUCUUCUCCCCUCUAUUGUUCCUUAUGGGUUCUUUUGUUUGCUAGCUUUUAAAUUAUUUUCAAGCACACAGAUUUAUGCACAAAGGCAGCAGCAGAUAGCUGCACACAUCCAUGUUUGGGCACUUGCUUACAAUAUUAUCAUUCAGUCUAUCAAAGUGUUCACUUUUGAAAUACAUCAAAGGCUAUCAUUAAGACUUGCAAGUUCCAAGCAGUAAUUAUGUCUUCAUUACUUGCUGGUUGGUUGUUGCUUAGGUCUAAUUUAAUCUGGGGAAAGUGGCUCACAUCCCGCAUAUAGUGGCAAGAUAAUGUUUUAUAUUUGAGCUGUUUGGGGCCAUUUUCCAACUGCUGUCAUACGAGACUCUAAUGUUGGCUUCUCCAUGCUUUUCACAGCCACACAGCAAUUCAGUGUUUCCGUCUUAUGUGCUGCAGUGUCCUUCCACUGCCCUUUAAUCCAAUACCUGUAUGAUAGGGAUAGGGAGCCUCAGGCUUGGGAGCCUUCCUGGACUCUAUGGCCCUUGGGACUCCCUCCAGGUCAUACCUCCUCCAAGCCACACCCUUUCUUCCCAGGCCAUACCCCCUCACUAGCCUUGCUUUGCAUGAGUGUUAUUUGCCUUCCUGGAAUGCAUCCUUGAGCUCAAUGUCUCUUUCUGGAUGGAGGAUAGAGAGGGGUGCAUGAGUCUGUAAGGAUACUUGCCAACUUAUAUUUCUUGUUCCAUCCACUUUGCCUCUAUCCUCACCCACCACUGGCAUGUGCCCCCCAGAACAUGCACAGAGGGGAAUGUGGCCCUUGUGCUGUGAAAUUCUCCUUGCCCAUGAUCAUGGCUGAUUAAUAUUCUUCAGUCUUUUAAAUGUGUUUGUAGAAGGGGAGGAAGUUAUUGUUUUGUUGUUUUUGUUUUAACUAUUUAUUUGUGUCUUUUGAUCUUUUGAUGAAGGGCAGUUUAUUAUUAGUAGUAGUAGUAAUAGUAGUAGUAGUAGUAAUACUGGCUAUCCAGAAUUUCAAACAGAAUUUCCCCCCAGCCAUGCAGUUAACCUGAUAUCCUUUGUGGAUAGGUGGAAGACAUAACUCAUUAUCUCUUUAACUGUUCCUUAGAUAGAGAUGCAAGAGGUCACCUCUAUGCACUGACUGCAAAAAAAAAUAAGGGAAAAUGAGUUAGAUAAAAUUGCUGUACAUUGUUGUGGUGAUUUGGUGGUUUAAUCUGAAAGCAAGCUGGAUUUGAGUUUGUUGGUGUCUCUGGUAACUUCUCUCUCCUACAUUAUCCAAUAAAAAAUUGGAUUUUUAAAAGAAAAAAAAUACUAGAAUUGGAGCUGUCAGAGGUGCACAAUGGAAAUUGUGUUUUAAUGCUCAGGAACUUGGCAAAGCCUUUUUUAAUUUUAUGGAUGUUUGUUCUGUAUUAUAUUAUUCAUACUAUUGUCUAAAGUAAGUUUGUCACUGCCUUUGGCUAGAACAAUAAACUUAUAAACUUGAGAACAAUGGUAUCCUUUGCAUGCAGAACAUGUACUCUGUCACUAUUCUAUGACUUUGAAUAUGCAAAUUCCAAACCCACUUAAUCCUUUAACCAUUUAAUAUUUUAGUUUGCCUGGUUGUAAAUCUUAAUUUCAGUUUUUAUAGGAGUUCCUUUUUUCCAUUAAAUAAAAUAAUGUGAGCAGAAAGGAAAGCUUAAAUACAUCUCCCCACCCCUCUCAUUUUCCUGAUGUAUUAUGUUACUUUUUUAUUGCAUUUUGCACAAAAGUUGUGCAACAUGAGAGUUUCUGUGGAGUUAAUUUUGCUGAUAGAGUCUAUGUAGAAAAACUCUGUAUAUGCCAACUUGAGAUUAAAUAAAUAAAUAAAUAAAUAAAUAACAUACAAGUAUUUCUAUCUAUUUAGAAUUUGUUCUAGCUGAAUUUGUUUCCCUAACGAUAUGCUUUUGGUCAUCAGCCUCUGGUGUCCUCCAGAUGUUUUGGACUACAACUUCUAUCAUCCCUGAGUAUUGGCCAAACUAGCUGGGGCUGAUGAGAGUAGUAGUUCAAAGCACCUGGAGGGCACCAGGCUGGGGGAGGCCAGGCUAAGGGGACUAGAAGAAAGCUUGAGACAUAUUGAACAUUUGGGGAUGCUAAAUGUAUAGUAGGGAUUGGUGUUGUCCAAAAUGUCAUUUCUGGUUACUUAGCCAACUCAACUGGCGGCUUUUAAUUCCAGGGUGAUGGCAAUAGAGGAAGCACACAGUUUUGAUUUGCUGCUGACACCGGAUAGGCAGAAAUCUGAAACAGGAGUUAUCUGUUAUUCUGACAACCAGCCUCUAACUCCAGAAGAGCAGCUUGUUGUGAUGCUCAGGCAUGAGGAGGAAAUAAGUAAAGGAAAAACUCUACCCACAGAGAGUGAUCUGCAGGUAAGUGAGCUGUUUCCUGAAACACAGGGAAACACAGGUCCAGUUUAUCCAGAAUUCAUCCUGCUUUUAUCUGCAGCUUUUUAUUUACAGUGGUACCUUGGGUUACAUACGCUUCAGGUUACAUACGCUUCAGGUUACAGACUCCACUAACCCAGAAAUAGUACCUCGGGUUAAGAACUUUGCUUCAGGAUAAGAACAGAAAUCGUGCUCCAGCGGCGUGGCGGCAGCGGGAGGCCCCAUUAGCUAAAGUGAUGGUUCAGGUUAAGAACAGUUUCAGGUUAAGAACGGACCUCCGGAACAAAUUAAGUACUUAACCUGAGGUACCACUGUACUUCCUUCUUUGAAGCAAAAUGAAUCAAUGUGAACCUGAACAGGAACUAAACCUGAAUUAAAACUCUGCAGGUUUGCGGUUAUAACAGAAAAUUGGGGGCAAUAUGGUAAGCAAACAGUAGGCAGGAGAUUCUCAGGGCUGAGAUGUUGGGCAGUCAUCAGAUUGGGACAGAAGCCAAGCCAGGAGUUAGAGUGAAGCAGAAGAAAGACAUCAGGAACCAGGAAUAUCUACCAUUGCCCAGGGAAAGUCCUAUGCCAAACAAGAAGUCUUUUCAGCCUCUUCGGUCAGAGAGAGCCAGAAGCCAGCCUAAGUGGAUUAAGUUACUCCAUUACUUGGGUACUCUAUGCAGCAGGUGUGCAGAACCUUUGGCCCUCCAGAUGUUGCUGAUCUUAUUUUCCGUGUUAUAUUCAAUGCAAUAAAUCUACAUAUAUAUGUAUUUACUUUCUAGCGAUACUGUUACUACAUCCAUAAAGGCAUCCGGAAAGAUAUGCUGGCACCGCAGAACAAAGAAGUGAUGGAUAGCAUUUUAAAGCAUAUCCCAAGUCAUUUUCUCGCUAACCCAAUGCUGGAGACGUUACUGAAAGAAUUAACCGAAGAGAUUCAGAAUGAUUAUCAUAUUUGGCUCAUGAAAGACAUUGGUAAGAGAAAAGUGUGGUUUGGCAUGGGCAGUGAUUCUUGAAUUUUUAUUGUCACAAGGUCUGCAAGCUGAAAACCGGAAUUCUGCAACCUGGUUUCUAGGACUGGUCCUGUCUUUAGGUAGAUUGUGGAAGCUGCCUAGGUGGCACUUUUUGGGUGUGAGUAUAAAAUAACAAACUGUAAUCACAUUUGAUUUAUUAGACACAGAGUCUCUAGCAUAAUCAGAACUACAGUUCUCAGCACCUUUAAAAACUACAGUUCCUAGGAUUCUUUGUAUGGUCUAGUGUGCCUUCUGCACGUGCUGCAUACACUUAACCAUUGCUUCCAAACUGCAUCCAAACGGAGUUUCCUCCUUCUUCCCAUGCUUUGUGUGGUUUUACCCUAGUUGAUUACAUCUUGAUGGAUCCAGAGGAGAGGAAAAGACUCUUUAUAUACAACAUUCCAUUGCCUUUUCCUCGAAGAGUGAUUCGUGCACCAGUUCCAUGGCACACAAUCUACCAAGAAGUGAGAAGCUGGAACGAAGGUCACCUCUUCACAGUGAAUCCUAUGAUGCUUACUUUGCAACGCCUCUGGUUCUCAGAGUAAGUCGCCUGGCUUAUAAAUAUCCCCUAACUUCUUUUUAAGUAAUAAGUUUCUAUUUGCUUUCUAUGCAAACGCUUAACUGGCCAUAGAUUGAUGAGAUUAUGUGGAGUACAGUAUCUUCUUGCUCACAAUCACCUUAUAUUACUGAACAAUAUUGGCUACGGAGCCAACUGCCCUUCCCUCAGCUGUGAGUAUAGAUCAGUCCAGAAAUAUUUCUGGUGGCUUACAGGAGCAAUCCCAGAGGACCCCUUGUGCUGUAUACAGUAGGAAAUUGCAUUCAGUGCUAUGCUGGUUCCAGUACAAGGGCUGUUGCUCAAUGGCAGAGCAUCUGUUUUGCAUGAAGUAGGUAUCCCAGGUUCAAUUCCAACAUCUCCAGGUAUGGCUGGGAGACACACCUGCCUGAAACCCUGGAGAGCUGCUUGCAGCCAUCGUAGAAAAUACUGAUUUUGAUGGACCAGUGGUCUGAGUUAGCAUCAGGCAGCUUUCAGUGUCCCUAAAGGAGGGACUGUAGAUCAUUAGCAGAGCAACUGUCUUGCUUGGAGAAGGUCCCAGGUAGGGCUGGAGAGCUGCCCCCAGUCAAUGUAGACAGUACUGAGCUAAACAGACCAGUGAACUGACUUGUUAUAAGGUAGCUUCCUAUGUUCCGUAGACCGGGCAGGUAUGAUUGCAUUUAAUCCUUAUUCUACAUCAUUAUGUCAAGUUCAUCACAGCCAUGCAUUUUUUUUCCUUCCCUCCCUUAGGUUUUGUAACCUGAGGUUUGUUCGUACCCAGGAAAUCCUCGAGGGUGAUUUGCCACUACUGCCCAGCGAGUUUGAAGACUUGGUCCGAAAACAUUGUCAAGAAGCUCAUGAUAUUCUUGAGAACAGGUCAGAGUGCUUUGGGAAAACCUAUGACUUUCUCGCUGGUGUUGCACUACAGCUCCCAAAAUCCCUGAUGGUUGACCAUGCUGGCUAGGGGCUGAUAGGAGUUGGAGUCCAGCAACAGCUGGAGAGCCAGAAGUUCCCCACUUCUGCUUUAUGUGAAUGAUGAUUAUGACAUCGCUUUAUUCAUAGAAAUGACCCAAAGCAACCUACUGUUAGAAAGAUAAAAGUAACUUCUGUUGUUCCGCCCACUUUUUCUUAAGUUCACAGAGAUGUGUGUGAACAGAAUAACUGUGUGAUGUUCUAAAACCUCGCUUUUAAAGCCAUUCAUUUCUGUUUUUGGUCAUAGUAAAUCCUGCAGGAGUCCACCACAUUUCAGAGGCUUUAGAGAAAAUGCCCUGAGCAGCAUGAAUUAAUGCUACUGGCAAUCAAGCAAGGGUGGGGAACUUUUUUUGGCUUGACAGACCCAAUCGUUCUUCCCACCCCACACAGUGUUUGCAAAGUGCAUCGUGCAUCACUUCUCAAGUGCCCAACAACCAGCUGCUCAUUGAGCACUUGGCCAGUGCUCUGCAAGGGGAUUUUCCAAGCCCCUUUGGGCCAAGCUCUGUCUUUACCUGACCAUCUGACAUCAGGGUUAGGGCAUGUGGGCGUGACUUGCCCGAGUCGUGGGCCAAAUGGAGGAGCUUGGUGGGGAAAGAAGCAUCCACCAAGCUUGUGCCCUCCAAAUAUUUUGUACUAUGUCUCCCAUCAGCUGCAGUCCAAAACAUAUGGAGGGCACCAGGUUGGUGAAGGCUGUUUUACAACUCAUCGUUUUAAAACAAUCUUGACAUAUGCUGAUAGGAUAACGUACACAUUACAGGUGGAUUCCAACAUGUGCAGAACUGUUCAUUGAACAGAAGCAAAACUGGCUGCAUCUUGCUCCCCAGAAUGACUUUGACUCUUCUCAACUGAUAGAAGAAUAUUUUGCUUCGGUAGCCGUCCUCAUGUCUUUACAGCUACGGGAGAUGGUCAUUAAUUCAUUAGCGGAUCUCCUUUCCUUCUUUAGGAUACAUAAGGUAUGCAGGGUUGACCGUGUCACCUGGACUUUCAGUGCUUUGUAGACAUUCAUACAGCUUGAUCUUAUAUUAUGCAUUUAUUGUAGUUGUACAGUCAUACCUUGGAAGUCGAACAGAAUCUGUUCCGGAAGUCCGUUUGACUUCCAAAACAUUCGGAAACCAAAACACGGCUUCUGAUUGGCUGUAGGAAGCUCCUGCAGCCAAUUGGAAGCUGUGGAAACUGUGCCAGAAUUUCAGCUUCCGGAAAUCAUUCAAAAAGCGGAACAUUCACUGCCGGGGUUCAAUUGUUCGGGAGCUGAUUUGUUCGCGAGUCAAGGCGUUUGAGAUCCAAGGUAUGACUGUAUUGCAUUAUAAGAUUUUAAAAUAAACUGACAACUCAUAAACAUCAAAUUGCUGUACAAUAAAAUAGCUGGAAUAUCAUACAACUAAAAAACCAUAAAAUAGAGAAGAAGUGACCAACACUGAAUCAAAUUAAUUCUCUAAAAAUACUUGGUGAAAACAAAAGCAUUUUCAGCAGGUGAUGAAAUAACAGAAUGAUUAAAAAAGAGCAAAUGCUGCUAUUCCAUCAGAUGGUAGUCAAGGUGUCAUAACGAAUAUGAACUGGAAACAUAGAUGACAGAUAAAAAGUAUAGAAGACCUCAAGUAAAAGUCCAUCCCCAGAAAUCCCUCACCUCCAGUCAAAUGAAACCCUGAUUAAAAACAACAAAUUACAUUUAAAACCCUAAUUAAAUGUAUGUUUGGGAGAGGGGAUAGGGAAGAAGAUAAUACACCUCCUUCUCCCCCAGGCAGCCACACAGCAGAGAGCAGUAUUGAACCCUCCACACACCAGCUGGUGAGCUGAGAGUUUAGUUCUGCUCAAUUGGGCUGUGUGCAUGUUCCCCUGUUUGGAACAGGUUGGUUAAACCAAAUUUCAGUACAGGGCUGUUUGAAAGCCCUCUUGCAAAAAGCCUCAGGUUGCUCUCAGUAGAGGCUUCCUGCCUUUCCUUCUAACCUCGCCUCCCCACCCCCCCAUCACCUAUAUUGACAGCCCUGGAUUGGCUGGUCUGGUUCUGUUUGGAUUGACCCAAUUUGCUUCAAGUUUUAGGCUUCGCCAGACUCCAUUGGACAGCCCUAGUAUUUUCGUUCUAUUGCUGUUGGAUGAAUAAUAAUAUACAAUCCUGCCAAAUUUGGUUAACUUUCGUCUAGUUUGGAAAGGUUCAGUCCAUCAUCUUGAUUCAGAAUGGCAUCUGAUGGUAUCCAAAUAUAUCCUUCUCUGGAAGGAUGGGUUUUCAUAUUGGGUGAUAAUAUCUUCAGAGGUGUCUGCAUGCAUAGGGAACAGAUGGACAGGCAGGCAGGCAGGCAGGCAGGCAGACAGACAGACAUACAGAAAGACAGACAGACAACCUUCCAAAUAUAUAGCAGAAGAAGAUUCUCUAGAUGUAACAUGCUUUCAUUCUCUGUCUUGAGGAUGGAAAUGACUUUGGAGAAACUUAUCAUGAAAUGCAAUUCUUCAUACCACAAAUGUUGGUCAUCAAACUGGAAGUGCAGGAGCCUGAUAUUAUAUUUGAGCCAGAUGUGGAAGCUUGUUGGGAUUUACUGUAUCACUGCUUCAUGGAGGUUCUGAAAAAUUCUGAGGGUCUUCCAAAGGUAUGUAAAAGUAAAAUUAAGAUCAAAAUCAUGUCCAUGUUUGCUCAGAAGUAAGCUAUAUUAUGUUCAGUAGGACUUUCUCCCGGGUAAAGGUAUGGUACAUAGGAUUACAGACUUCAGCUGCAAUCUUACGCAAAUCCUAAUUGAAAACAGUGGCGUAGGUCCAUGUAAUGCUAAGCCAUGCUUUAAUUUGACCAUUUGAAUUUGGCCCAGCACCUUAGCCAUGGUUUUUUUAUUCAUGAACAAACCACGCUCAUAAGCCAUGGUUGGUUAAUGUUUACUAUAGCUCAGUACUAUAGUUUACUACAGCUAAGCAUUAUGUGUGAACCACAGGCUUUUGGGAACUGACUGCUAUUAAUGAAAGGCCGGGUGCUGUGCUGCUUUUAUUGUAAUUAUUUGUAUGUUUUAAACCGUUUUUAUAUAUGUAUACUGUUUUAAUUCUACCAAUGUUUGUUUUUAAAUGAUGGUUUUUUCUAUGUUUUUAGCAAUUCUUGUUUUUAUCUGUAAGUCACCUUGAGUCCCGUCAGAGAAAACGGCUGGGUAUAACUAAAUAUAUAAUAAAAACAACAACAACAACAACAGCAACAACUACUGUAUCUUAGUUUCUAGAAUGCUUUCAUAUGAUUGUGCUAUUGUUUAAUCAUUUACAAUAGCGUAUCAAAUGAAUUCUAGGAUAUUAUAGGAGCCAAAAAUCUAUAGUGUAAUUCCCCAAAUUUUAGGCAGGGUAAAAUAGCUCACUUUUAAAAACCAACAGCAAUAGCAACCUGUAAGUCAAGAAACAAACAUUUUCUCUAUGAUGCAUUCAUACAGUGUUUAUCCCUUUCUGCUCACUAUGGUUCCUGCUUCCUCUUUCUAGGUACAAGUUAAACUAUUCCCAGAAUUAAAAGGGGACGACCUAAUUCUUCGUACUGUCCAAGCAGAUGAAUCAUUGGUUUCAGAAUAUGUGAACAAAACUGCUGAGAUAUUUAAUCACAAUCUUGUUGGUCCGCGAAAGUAAGCAUAUGCUGGUAGUUUUCUCGAUCAAAUAGUUGAAAACCUGCUCCUUGAUUUUGGGAACCCAAAUCUGGCCUAAAUAUCUUAAGAAGCAUCCAAAUGCAUAUUGAGCUGGGAAAAACCUGAACAACUUUCCAAAAUGUAUAGUAGAUUUCUCAGACAUUAUGUUCUUUCAUUUUUUGUCUCAACAAUGGAAAUGACUUGGGAGAAAAUUAUCAUGAAAUAUAGUUAUUUAUGCUGCAAAUACUGGUCUGAAGGCACAGGAGGUCACCAUUUUGCUGAAGCAAAUCAGAUCUGGGUCUGGUCAGUGCCUGAAUGUGUGACUGCCUGGGAACCACAUUUAUGCCACUUUGAAUUCCAUGAUGGCAUAAAAGUACAUUAAAAAACAUAUAUUCAUUACCAUUGAUCCUGUUCUGGAUAAUUUAUGUUUCUUUUAUCUCCCCCACCCCUUGUGUUUAAGAUACUUAAGCGUGUACGAGAAGUACAGCGAUCUCUUGAAUAACAAUGCAGAAAAUGACGUGACUGAGUUUUUAAGCAAAAGACAUGAUCUGGAUGAUUUUGUGGAGGUAAUGACUUAUAGCAUAACUAAAAGCUAAAUUACAAAUGUAAGCCAGUGCAAUUUCUUUAUCCUGGAGAGCUUUUCUUUUGAAGGGCAUGACUCUGCAAGGGGGUCAACCUGCACUUCUGGAUCAGCACUUUCAAGCAAGAUCAGGAGUGCAGAAAGCCAGGCCUGUGGGGAAAGGCACAACCUUGCUUAUGGCUUUUGAGCACAAGCAACACCAUUGCGUUUCUUUGCAAUGGACUGAAUCAGUGUAUUAAAGGACCUGAGAAAGGUAUCUACGAGAUGCAUAGAUAGUGUAAUAGACACUUAAUGCCCUUGUGUUGGAGAGGAUGUCCCAUUAUAGAGACAAAUCAACACAUGCAGUGGGAGUGUCCUACACAAACACUAUGCAAUAAAAUGAAAGAUCAAAUUUCCCCUCAUUUCUCUCCCCCUCUCUCUCCUCUCUCCUUUUCCCCAACCACAUAAUGCAUAUGAUAACAGUGUCUCAUACUGAAUGUAAAUGAAUUGUGAAAAAGACACUAUAAAUUGAAAGUGAAGACACCGUAUGUACUUUACUUUGUUUGUUUGUUACACAAGAAAGUCAUUAAUAAAAACUAAUUGAAAGAAUGAAAGAAAGAAAGAAAAAGAAAGAAAGAAACACCUUUGUAGACUGCUCUUUUCUCUUUUUCAACAUGUCCAAAAUAGCCUAAGAUAAUGUGAUUGUUGUUACUGUUGUUGUCACCACCAUAUAACCAUGGCAAUAUCAUCCAUGUGUAGAAGAUUGAUGGUUUGACGAAACUGAAAAAAGAAAUUGCGUCUCUGCACGUCACAGUCCCUCUGGCCUUGUUCUGCCUCGACGCAUUAAAGCUGAAUGAGGAUCUUUGCUGUCGGACUCAGAAGCUGAAAGACAGGCUGAUUGAGUUCCAAGUGGAAGAAAACAGGGAGGUAAACCAGAGGUAUGUGCAAAUAAAUGGGACAUGACCAUGAUGGGAGGGGGGGAACUAUUCAUUUUAGUUUCUCUCCCCCCCCCCCCCCACUUUUAAGUUCAGUUCUUCACAUUGCCACAACAGAUUGUGGAUCCUUUUUAUAUUAUUAAAGAAGUCCUUAUGAUAAUGAACCAGCAUUUUAGUACAGAUUUCUCUUAAUAAACAGAUUUUAAUGCAACUCUCUCUCUCUUUCUCUCUCCCUCUUCUGCAAGAAAUUCUGGCUGAUGUAACGCAGCUUUGUAUGUCACUUUGCCUAACACAUUUGUUUGUUUAUGCAAAUAUUUAUAUACCACUAUAUCGUAAAAAAUCAUUCAUUGUGAUAGAUGUUUAACAUGUCCCUCUUCUGCUUCCAUCUGUAGCAUUUGCAACCAGUACAGCAUAAUUGCAGACAAAGUCAGUGAUGUCCCUAUGACCACUGAGGAGUUGGUUGACACCACGGCCUAUUUGAAAAAAUCCAGUGACGUCACUGUCUUUAAGUUGCGUCGUGAAAUCAGGGAAGCUAUCUACAGACUGGAAUUCCUGAUGGACUACGCUGAUCUUCCUAGUACGUUUUUGAAAAGAAAAAUACAACAAAGGAAGAAUCCAAGCUAAGGGCUGGUCUUAGGACUGUCACCCAGCUAAACAAAUCUUAGUUGAUUAAUUGCAUGAGCUUUAAUUGAUUCAUUUGUUAAAUUUGCUCAUGAGUGAAAGCAAUAAUUCUGAAGCAAUGUUUUUAAAAUAAUCCUUUAUUUGUUUUUAAGUGAUACAUACACCUAUGAACACGAGAAAGGAGGAUGCCUAUUCUAAUAGGGUGCUUUCAAUCUGCCAUUUUAAUGAGAGCCAGUGUGGUGUAACGUAGAGGGCUGGUCUAGGACCUGGAAGACCAAAGUUCAAUUUUCCACUUCUGCCAGGAAGUUUACUGGGUGACCUUGGGCCAGUACCUCACAAUGCUCUUGUUGGGAUUGAUUGAGGAGAGAAUCAUAUACGCCACCUCAAGCUCCUUAAAGAGGAAGGUGGGAUAGAAAUGCAAUAAAUAAAAAACAAAUACUUGCAUUAAAAACCAGAGCUUGGUCAAAGAUUUUGUUAGCUUUCAACUUAGUUUAUUUGAGUUAGCUUUUUGGUGCAGCAGCAUCACAAAAUGACAUACAAAGGAGUGCAAGAAGGGCCACAACAGAACAGAUGUGCAAAUUAAUUUAAGGUAUAACAUUUUCCUAGGUGAUGAUAUAAAGCUGAACAGUACUGUUCUGCAUUGGCCGGAUGAGAUUGAGGUCAUCUUUGAAACCGCAAGAAAUCAGCUGAUGAACAGACGGGAUCACGUGGAGCUCUGUCUCAUCAAAAGGUAAGUUACUAACUUAGGAGUAGGUGGCCUCAGAAACUGCUGCCUCCCAUUUGAACCUUCCCAAACCAUUAAGAUGGGCCUUGGUAGCCCUACCAUUGGGAAAAGUGAGCCAAGUAGAUUACUGCAAUGCGUUAUACAUAGGGCUGCCUUUGAAGAUGGUUCGGAAGCUUCAGCUGAUGCAGAAUUCGGCAGCCAGGUUGCUCACCCUCUGCUUUGCAGAGUUAAGUUAAAGGUCCAUUGUUUAUUUAUUCAAUCUAGGCAUUUUAUAUCCCACUUUUCUUUAACAGACUAACAAAACCUCCAAGUGACUUAAUUCUUCACUUCACUUACUGAUUUUUGGGGGUUUUGUUUGUUUGUUUUAAUUGAGGAGCAAGCUAUAAGAUGAGUGAAUGCUUUGCUGUCUUUGCUUACAACCAGGUGCUCUGAAUUCGAGGCUAUCCUAGAAAAUUAUAACAAAGAAGUCGAAAGCUUCCGAAAGAAGGAUGUCAUGACCAUGGAAGAAAUGAAGAACAACGUUGAAAAGUUUAAUGAGUUGUCUAAGAAUUUGGACGCUGCUCUUUCUGAAUAUGAAGUUAGUCUCUCCGUAGCUUUAAAUUUGCAAAUGCUUCCUAAGCAUAAUCAUGACCAUACCUGCUCCAUAGUAGGUCCUACUGAAUUCAGUGGGGCUUACUGCCAGAUAAGUGAGGUUAGGAUUGCAGCCUUAAUUUAUUUUACAGUGCCAACCUGUGCAUGUUUAUGCAGAAGUGAGCUCCUCUGGUUUGCAUCUAACUAUUCACAGUAGACCCAUUAAAAUAAUUGGACCUAAACUAGUCAUGCCUAUUGAUUUCAGUGGCUCUACUAUUCUGAAUAUGUCUGAUAGUGAGUACAAUUAUGCAGGCUAGGGUAUUGAGAAUGGUUGAACAGUGGUCUUUUCUGGAACACAGUUGUGUUCACAGCAACCAGCUUUGAAUAGUUUUAUUAUUUACAGUAGUAAUAUUUAUCAUUGGGGAAAAAAAAAAGUUUGUGGCACUUCACAAAGUGCAAGAGGGCAGGUCUCUGUCCUGAGGAGCUCAGACUUCAACCCAAGUGAAGCAACAGAGGGAGGGGAACUUAAGAAGAACCUGCUAGAUUAGGCCAAUGGUCCAUCUAGUCCAGCAUCUUAGUCACACAGCAGACAACCAGAUGCCUGUGGGAAAAGCCCCCCCCUUUGCCGGACAUGAGUGCAAGAGCACUCCCCCCCACCUGUGAUCCCCAGUGGCUAGUACAGUGGUGCCUCGCAAGACGAAAUUAAUUUGUUCUGCGAGUUUUUUCGUCUUGCGAAUUUUUCGUCUUGCGAAGCACGGUUUCCCAUAGGAAUGCAUUGAAAAUCCAAAAGGAAACAAACUUGCAAGACGUUUUCGUCUUGCGAAGCAAGCCAUAGGGAAAUUCGUCUUGCGAAGCAACUCAAAAAACGAAAAACUCUUUCGGCUUGCGAGUUUUUCGUCUUGUGAGGCAUUCGGCUUGCGAGGUACAACUGUAUUCAGAAGCAUUACUGCUGAGGAGGCAAAACAUACCUAUUGUGGCUAGUAGCCACUGAUAACCUUCUCCUUCACAAAUUUGUCCAAUCCUUUAAAAUCACCCAAGCUGGUAGCCAUCACUGCCUCCUGUUGGUGUGAGUCUCAUAGUUUAUGCACUGCAUGAAGAUGUGCUUUCUUUUAUCUCUCUUGAAUCUUCCAACAUUCAGCUGCAUUGGAUAUCCCUGAGUUCUAGUGUUCUUCUGCAUGCACAGACCAUGUUGUAGCAAAUUUUGAUAAGGAAAUGAUGUGGGGAGACUUAGAUCUGAAUUUCCCCCUUCUCUAAAGAAAUUGUUUUAGCUCUUUUUGUAAUGCUGAAUUGAACACACACCCCCCCCCAAGAGCUCCACACCAAAUCAUUAAAAUAAUGUGUGUGUGUGUGUUACAGGCUAUUAAUAAGGAAGAGGAGCUACUGGAACGAGAGAAAAGCCAGUUUCCACUGCUGCAGACUAUCAUCACAAACAAAAUACCUUUUGAACAGCUUUGGGUGACUGCUUACAACUUCCAUACAAAGUCUGAGGAAUGGAUGAAUGGUGAGGUUCUUCAUGCACGAAGAUAAGUUGCUUGCAACUCAGUUGUGUGUCUUAAAAAAAUUAUGUUUACUGAUUUUUACGAGAGAAAAUAAAAUGUGUGCUCCCUUCCCAGAAAGCAGAAGAUUUAAUAAUAAUAAUAAUAAUAAUAAUAAUAAUAUCAUCAUCAUCUGAAGGCACUUCUAAAAUGAAAUUGCCCUCACCCAGAUAUUCAUUUGUUAGAAAGUAAUCUCCCAUUUUCUUUUCUCUGCAGCUAUGUGUACAGCACCUGUCUUGAGGCAGAAUAUCUCUGAGCCUGAGAUAUUCUUGCAUGGGCAUGUAUUAUUUAAGGCAGUGCUUUUGGUGUUUAACUAGGAGUUAUUGAUUUUGGCUUUGGUUUUGUUACAGUGCCUUCAAUACCUGCCAGUAAAUCUUUGCAGAGAAAACUUGGGUUUUGAGAUUUACAAAAUGCUUGUUUGCUUUUUCACAUGCAGGACCUCUCCUGCAGCUGAACGCUGAGGAAAUCAGUGAAGAUGUUGCCACCAUGUGGCGGACAAUGUACAAACUGACAAAGACCUUAGUAGAUCAACCUGGACCAAAGCGUUUAGCGGAGAAUGUGAAAUUUAAGAUCGACAAGUUCAAGCAACAUCUUCCUGUCCUCUCUAUUGCCUGCAAUCGAGGGAUGAAGGAUAGGCAUUGGGAACAGGUAGCGAUGGGGAAGUCUGUCGAUUAUGGUUUCUCUCUGUUUCUCAUAUUCCCAGUUCUGGGUUCAGUACUGCACAUUUGCACAUCAGUUUGCAUAUGAAGUCCUUGUGAAAAUUGAUCGGCAUUUUAGUGUGAAUUUCUUAUGUCACUCUCAUAAGAAGUUAUUCUUUUUUUAAAAAAAAAAUUAAGCCCCCUUCAAAUGCCCGAAAUGGCAUGGACAUGAUUGAGCGGAGGGAAUGUGUCAUUGUUAUCAUUGAUGUCACGCGUAUUAGCCAACUGUAGUGUAGACCUUAACAGGGGUCAUGAUGCAUUCUACAGGACAGGGCCGAUGACACAAAAGGUUCCAUUUUGUGUUGAUAUCAAAUAAGCCUCACCAAGUUGGGGGUCUUUUGCUUUGGGAUUUUUUAUGGGAAACAAUUAGCUAAGCUAAUGAAGUCUGUAAUCCCCAGAAAAGGACAUUGUAAUAUACAACACACACGUUGUUGGCAUGUGUCCUUUUCACUGCAGUUAUGAUUAGAUUUAGUUACGGAUAUGGAGAGUAGUGUUUCAUGUAAGCAUUUCAGUAAUUCUUACAACAGGCCCAUAAGAUGGACCAGUAUUGCCAUGCCUGUACAAACCCCUUUUCUGUGUUUUGUCCAUUUUUUUUCCAGAUAAGUGAAAUAGUUGGAUAUGAGAUAAGACCUGAUGAAACUACAUCACUCAUGAACAUGUUGGAAUAUGGUCUAUCAAAAUACAUUGAUAAGUAAGAAAAUAACACCCAGAUCUUUUAAUCUGGUUAAUAUUUGUUGCAUGCAUUAACAACAUUAGAGUUUGAUUUCUAGUUGAUAUUUCCUGAAACUGUUUAAAGCCUUGCAAUUUUGCUCACUGCCCCAGUUAUUUUUUUGUGGAAUAUUAGCAAACUCUUUAGAAUCGAAUCAGAACUUUUCAGUAAAAAAUGUAUGUGGGGAGACAUCUUGUCUUGCUCCAGAACAAUGAGGAGCUAAGUUCAUGCAAUUCUUGUGCCCAUUAUGCUCCCACAUGUGUGCAUCUGUGCUAAAAAAAUGCACUCAAAGCCUAACAGCAUGGCUCUGUUGUACGUUUACUUAGAAAUGAGCCCCACUGUGUCAUUAGUAAGUGUGUUUGGGAUUGUAGCUUAAGGGUACAAUCCUAUGCACUCUUGCUUGGUCAGGGGUGCAGCAGGCAACACUGGCCUCUGUCCCUCUUUCCUUCCCUCCUGCCUCCGAUGGUCUCUUGGGUCUUUGCCUCCCAAAGGCUUCCAUGGCUGUUUGUUGUAGGAGCCCUGGCUGCAAGCUCCCCAGGCAAAUGGUGCCUCUGGGGCUGGCCAGGGAGUGCUUCCCAGGCCCCUGUGGGGCAGUGCGAGGAGGCACCUCUCUUUGGAGCAAGGGAGAGUGGAGCUCAGAGACCAGGGGCAACAGCUGCGGCUACCCAGAGGACACCAAAGGAGAGGGGAGAAGAGGAAGGCUGAGAAAACACUCCACAAGGGAGGGUGUUCGAAAAGGGGUGAGGGCCUGCCAGCUCUGCGGGCAAGUGGUGACAAAACUGGGCCCCUGAGCCCCACAGGGAUGCCACAGAAAGAAUGUAGUUGGUCAAGAAAGCCGUGGACCCUAAAAGGUUGAAAACCUCCAAUUUAAAGUACUAUUUCCCUAAUUUUUUUCUAGAGCUAAGGGUCAGGACCAUGGAGAGCUCUCUGUGGUGAAAGCUUCUCCAGAUAACAGCCAUCUUCUCUGGACACACCUCCAUUUGCUGUGGACUCACUGUAAUUCCAGUGCUGGAUUUUUAAUCCAUCUUCAUACAACAUGAUCCAAAAUACAUUUGCAUCCUGUGCUUUGUUAUAAAACUUUGCUGUUUUGUUGUUUCUCAAACCAGCUUCACACUCUUACGAUGAGAGUCUCUUAAGUCAAUUAAAAUCCCUCCAGACUUCAACUCCCAAUCAGCCUACUUGGCCACUGGUCACUGAUGGGGGGGGGGCAUGUAGUUCAGUGACAUUUAGAAGAGCAAAGGUUCCCCACCCAGGCUUUAGAUAAUUGCAGCUUUGACUGAGUAAAUCAAUAUGAAACUCACAUAUUUGCUUUAUUUCCCAUUUUCAUUUAGACUAGAGCCUAUUGGAGCAGCAGCUAGCAAGGAGUACUCUCUAGAGAAAAACAUGGAGAAAAUGAAAUCGGAAUGGGCAAAUAUCUGUUUCACUUUUGUAAAAUACAGGGACACAGUGAGUACAUUUUCUGCGAUCGAGCAACUGUGCUUGGGACAAUAGUUAUUUUCUCAGUUAUGUUACUUUACUGAGGAUCAGUGGGUUUGUUUCUGGUUGAACGGCAGCUGUCCAGAGCUGCUGAAAUCUGUUUAUUGCUGCUCCAGUGGUGAACCAGUGAACUGGAGGUGGCAGCUUCCUUAGACUGCACCCACCCAAGCUGGCCACCAGGUCUUCAUGGGCAAGAAGGAAUCUAAAAGGGCUUCCUUUUCCAGCUAAACCUUGACUGAACCACAAGGUCUUCCUGACCACUGGCGUGUACCUGUAUUCUUUGGCCGUGGCACCUGGCUUGUUCUUCAGUCCUGCUUCUCGCUUUGUCCCCCAGUCCUGGCUUCCUUUUUUAGUCCCUGGUUGUCCUUCAGUCCUGCAUUACUAAUUAGUUCUGACCAUUGGCCUGGCUCACAGCUGGCUCCUCAAUCACCUGAGGCUGCUGCCCAUUGCCAGUCUGACCGUAGUGCCUAUGGGAGCAAGAUAUGCCCCAAGAUGGUGUUUUGGUUGGUUGGUUGGUUUGUGAUAACCACUUCCAUGUAGCAGCACUGAAUACAGAAGGCUGCUAUUUGUAUGCCUAUUACUGUUUGUAUUGACUGGAGAUUCUCUACACCAGCACCAUGCAUUCCUGUAAUAUAUGGUACAUGGGGAAAGAGCAGGUUACCCACAUGUGAUGACACAAAAAUUGUAAACCUGGCAGCAAGAGUCAUAUGGGGAAGAAUAGGAUUGCAUGUAUAAUCAUUCCAUCUAUUUCUGAUGUUCAGGCUGUGAGUGUGAUUGCUUAUAUAGUCAUAAGAAGAUUGGAAGAACCUGCUGGGUCAGGCCAAUGGUCUACCAUGCUGUUCUCAAAGGGGCCAACCAGAUGCCCCAAUGGGAAGCCCAAAACCAGGACCUCAACAGCGUUCACUGGUGAUUCCCAGCAACUGGUAUUCAAACUAAGAGUAGAAAAGAGGGAGUGGAGUGCUUCAAGGUCUGUCCAGGAACAACAUAUUGCUACAGGCCCCACUUGUGCAUAACACAGUGAUAAUGGGGUUUAAAUAAGUUACCUCAACUAAGUGUGGCUUCUUUGCAGGACACCAGCAUUUUGUCUGCAAUCGACGACAUCCAGCUUCUGCUGGAUGAUCACAUUGUCAAGACCCAGACAAUGUGUGGUUCUCCAUUCAUCAAACCGAUAGAGGGUGAAUGCCGGGUAAGGAGAAACAGGGUUGUCUGUGUUUCUGUGCGCCUCCAUGCAAUGCAUUAGCAUAAGAACAUCCCCAUGACGUAUUUGGAUGGGGUGAGCAGCUUGCUUAUUGGGAAGAUGGGACACAGGAAUCUGCAUUCUACACUACAUCUAAAGCCAGGGUGGAGAAUCUGUGGCCCUCCAAAUGUUGCUGAAGUACAACUCCCAUCAGCCCCAGCCAACAUGGCUAGUGGUCAGGGAUGAUGGGAGGUCUGGCUCAGCGACAUCGGAUAUAAUAGAUCACACUGGUGAACUGUAUAACACACCCCUGUUCCUGCUGCAAUAUACCUGUAUACCACUCUGUGCUUUUUAAAAACAUUAUCCCAAACAAGGCUAGCCAUCAGAUCUCUUAGCAGAAAGCACAAAUCUGUAACAUUCUCUGUUAUGCAGUCAGCACAUUUAGAAAGUCUGUUAGUUGGUUUGUCAGGCUGGGAGUAAACCCCAUUGAAUUAAGUAGGACUUACUUCAGAAUAGACAGGGUUAAGAUUGCAGCUUGAGGUAUUCAGAGAAGACCCGCUGAAAAUAAUGAGUAUAAUUUUAACAGGUCUAUUUUGAGUAAAACUUAGCUGACUACAACUCUGCAACUGUAUUCUGGUACCUGCAUUACAAAACCUGUCUGUAGCCGCUUGACAUUUAUGAAAUCCACACAAUUUUGAGUAUUGUUUUUGGUGAUGUUCCCUGCUGUUUAGUGUGAUUUAUGUGCUUGGUUGAAUUUGAAGCCUCCCAAUGUGACUUACUGAUGAAAGGAGGAGCAAAAAAUAAUGGAUUGUCAAAGGGCUGCUCCACCCAAGAGUCCAAAGGGCUUUUCCUAUUAAUAUUUGAUCAUGGGCUGAAGCGUUACCUUUAACUCUGACAGCUUGUUAGUGCUUCCUCGCCCUUAACACAAGAUCUCUCUCUUUCAUUCUCCAGAAUUGCUUUGUUCCUAUCUUUCCAACUGAGCUUCACCCUGUGUGUGAACAGGAUAGGUAGUCUGCAAAAUACAAAUCUGGCACUGCAACUUAUGAAAGGCUUUGACAACUUCCAAACAGUAGUUCUGGGGAUUGGUUUACUGGAGAGAUAAAUUGGAAUCUUAUAUCCCUAUAAAAAAAUUGCAAAUAUAGAAAAAAAAAUGGGCUUAUGUUUAAACUGACCACUUUAGCAAGGACAAAUUCUCAAAUGUCAUUGCUGAGGGUCCACUUUAUAAACCUUUUUUUAGGGAGGGUGCUGGUUCUUUUAUAGAAAAAAAGCUAUUUCCAAAUGAUAUUUGAAAAACAAGUUUGAGAAGCACUGUUAAUCAGUUUUGGGAGGGGAGGAUUGUUACAACACCGCGCAAUUUUGUAGGUACACUGAUACAACAGGAGAGAUGAAAGGAGGGAGGGGGAAUGAAGCCUGUUAUUUAAUGUUGCCUCAAGUCUGCUGAGUGAGAAUUAAAAAUAGUGCCUUGAAGACCUUUACAUUGAUCUCUUUACAGAGGUGGGAGGAGAAGCUUGUUCUGAUGCAGGAAAUAUUAGACAAUUGGUUAAAAUGCCAGGCAACGUGGCUUUAUCUGGAACCCAUAUUCAGCUCUGAGGACAUUAUUGCUCAAAUGCCGGAGGAGGGGAGGAAGUUUGGAAUAGUGGACAUGUACUGGAAGGACAUCAUGGUGCAAGCAGUAAGUAGACAGUUGCACUUGGGAUUCUUCACACACAAAAAUUGUAUAGGCGGAAGGGACCCACAGUGUCAUCUAGUCCAACCCCCUACAGUGUGAACAUAUCACAUGGGGGGUGGGGUUCAUGCAUAGAGCAUUUCCCUUUCCCUGUAAAAGAAAGAUUGCAAUAGUUUUGAGCCAGGUUGUUGCUCACCAACAGUGGUUGGGCUUUAGCAGACAAAAUGGUUGGGGUUUCUUACACAGCAUACCAUACCUGUUUGGUACCGUAGCAGCUGUGUGAUGUAGCACAGUUCUAGUGUUGCAUAGAGACUGGAUUCACAUCCCUUGCUCAUCUGCAAAGUUUACUCUCGAGUCACUUCUGCUUAGUCUAAUCUGUCUCAUACAGUAGUUUAAGUGAGCCUUGGCAAGGCUAUCAACAUGGCAGACAGUCUUCUCCCUCCCAAGGUGAGUGUCCUGUUUUGAACUGACAGAGCCCAUAAACAUCCUGAGAGAUAUGUGGUCCAGCCAGUGGUAGCAGGAACCAGGUUCAAAGAGAACCGUCCGGUAAGAUACUGGCAGGCAAACACAGGAAGUCAGUAUGGGCCCAAAAUGCAAGAGAAUCAAGAUGGUCAACUACAAAUCUUGUAGAACCAUGGGCAAAUCGCUAGGUGUGCUAAACUUGUUCUGAUUGAGUCCUAGCUGCAAAUGAUGCUUUGUAUCAAAGAUGAGGAGCCUGUGGGGGCUCAGCUUCUUUACUAUUGUAUGCUUUUUUAAAAAAAAUAGGUGAAAGACACCAGAGUCCUGAUUGCCACUGAGCAACCAAAGAUGUUGGACAGACUUCAAGAAGCAAAUAUGCUUUUAGAAGACAUCCAGAAGGGUCUGAAUACUUACUUGGAAAAGAAAAGGUUAUUUUUCCCAAGGUGGGCUCAUUAACAAGUCUCAAUUUAAAGCAAAUCGAUUCUCAUUGAGAAAUUAGAUUUGUGGAUACACGUGGCACAUUGACUACACAGGAAGCAUUGAGUUCAGAGGCCUGGGACUCCUAGAAAUAAGAAGCUGGACUGAGGCUAUGGCUAUUAAAUGAAGAGGCUUAUUUCAGGGAGCUUUCCUUGCUCACUGUUGCAAACAGACUGGUAUUCUCCUUCCCGAAUUAUUUCUUGAGUCCUGAAGUAGACUAGUCUAUGCUUAGGCCAGAGCAUUCUGGAAUGGUGGUCUGGAUGAAGGAAUGGAUCUGUCAUAGACAUUACACUGAGUAGUCAAAUUAAGCAGAUUUAAACAACCAGAGCCCUACUGGAUCUGUCCAAAGCCCUAUCUAGUCCAGCAUCCUAAUUUCCACAGCGGCCAACCUGAUGCUUCUUGGGAAGCCUACAAGGAAGCCGCAGGGAUAAUACUGUCUUCAGCUGUUGUUCCCCAGCAACUGGUUUUCAGAGGCAUGGUCCCUCUGAUCAUGGACAUAACAUACACCCACCAUGGCCAGUAGCAACUGAUUGCCUUAUUAUCCUCCAUGAAUUUGAAUAAUUCCUCCUUUAAAACUAAAUUGUGGCCAUUGCCACAUCUUGUUGCAGCAAACUCCAUAGCUUAGCUGUGUGCUGCAUGAUGGGUUACUUCCUUUCCUCUGUCACAUAUCUCUGACCAGUGAGCUACACUGAAUGACCCUGGGUUCUAGUAUUGGGGAGAGAAGAAAACUCCUCUCUACACACUUACUAUAUGACAUACAUAAUUUUUAAAGCCUUGGUCAUUCCUGUCUUACUUUUCUUUUCCUCCCACUUGUACAAAACCCUCUCAAACAUGGUUGCAUUUCCUUCUGAGUAGUGGUGCUGUGAUAAAUUUGGCCAGAUAAAGACCUUAGGGGGCAAACAGUGGUCAUAAAAAUCAAGAGGAGAUGCAGAAAUCUGAGAGCCAGCAUGGUGUAGUGGUUAAGAGCGGUAGUCUCGUCAUCUGGGGAACCGGGUUCGCGUCUCCGCUCCUCCACAUGCAGCUGCUGGGUGACCUUGGGCUAGUCACACUACUUUGAAGUCUCUCAGCCCCACUCACCUCACAGAGUGUUUGUUGUGGGGGAGGAAGGGAAAGGAGAAUGUUAGCCGCUUUGAGACUCCUUAAAGGGAGUGAAAGGCGGGAUAUCAACUCCAAACUCUUCUUCUUCUUCUUCUCUGGCUUUUGAGUUGUAGUAAGAUGCUACCUACACAUUUGCUAAGCUUAUCGCCACACAAGAGAUAAGCUUCUCUGUUCUGGCCCUUAAGACUUACCCCAGGCCACACACCCUCUUCUCAGCUCCAGCUCUAAUUAGCCUUCUUCCCACUCUCCUUGAGUAUUUUUGUCUGGCUGCAAAGUAUUAUUGAACUCUGAGAAUGCCUCUUGCUUGCCUAGAUGGAAGACAGAGAUGGGUCUAUGAAAGUGUGUAGAAACUAUCCUUUUGUACUACGGUAACAUUUGCAUGAGUUGUUUUGCCUCACCCACCAUUGACACAUCCCCAUCCCCCAAGGUUGCCUAGAAGAGAAUGCAGCCCUUUGGUUGAAAAAAAGCUCCACACCUCUGACCUACCUGCUGAGAUACUUUUAACUGAAGGAGCAGACAUGUGAGCUGGGACUCCCUGUAUUUGGCAUAAAUGCUAUUCUGCUGAGCGGUGGCCCCUCCCCAUUCAGGUCAGGGGUCAAUGAAGUGAUGACCACCAAACUGUGUGACUUCUGUGUCAUGAAAAUUAAUGCGUGGAUGUUAAAAACAACAACCCUAUUUUGAACAGAUUCUUCUUCCUUUCUAAUGACGAGUUGCUGGAGAUUUUGUCCGAAACCAAAGAUCCUCUCCGAGUGCAGCCACACUUGAAAAAGUGCUUUGAGGGAAUCGCAAAACUAGACUUUACGGAGAACAUGGAGAUUAUAGGCAUGAUCAGCUCAGAGAAGGAAAUUGUACCUUUUAUCAAGACAAUCUACCCAGCACAAGCCAAAGUAACCUUUGCAUAGAAUUUUCUUGUUUUUCUGUUUGAUAGCUUGGCCAUAGCAAUGUGCUUAUUGGGGAAUAAGCUCAAUGGAAGAUGCCAGUUUUUAGAUGAAAAAGUGAAGAGCAUUGAAAAGUAGUCCUUUUGUCCACCAUCAAUUAUCUUUAUCUUGGAGCAGGGCAAACCAGGACUAGGAAUGGGAAAGAAACUCUAUUCAGUUUGCAUUUUAAAGUGAACCUACAUAAUUAAUACUUUCUGAAACAAUAAGCAAACUGAAUCAUAGCCACCCUUCUAAAUUACAUUUAUCUGAAUUUUGCUGUGCAGUUCUUCAACCAAGUAAUCUGUACAAUGUGCAAAGAAAUGCAUAUAUUAGUGGGUGGAAACACAUUUUAUUAGGGUGACUUGUUUGUGGAAAUGUGUGUGUUGGGCAAAAUUCCAUUGAAGGAUGUUUUUGUUAGGAGAAAUUCUCAUUAAAAUGCUUAACAGAUUUUAAUGAAAACUUAAACAAAAAUGAAUUUGCCAACUGACGUGAAAUGUGGAGAACUGAAGACAAGGAAAAUGGGAAACUGAGAGAAACCAAAAUCAAUUCACCCAUUCCUAGGCAGAGUUGAAGCUGCCCACGCGCGUGCAGUAGGAAGCUGUAUUCCAGGAGAGGCUCAGGGGAGACUCCUCACCCUUCCUGGUCAUCUGCUGUGUCCCAGUGCACACCUGGUCCUUCUCUGGCUAUUCCCUCCUCCCAAGUAUCCCUAGUGGCAAACCAUGCAAGGGCUGUUCCAGUGGUGCUGGACUUCUUUCUGGGACUAAUGCCAUCUCUGCUGCAGGGGGGUGAAAACUGGAGGUGAAAGGGGAGAGCCUGGGACCAAGGUGUCCAAGCUUGGUGUGUGGGACCUUGGGGGAGACGAGUAAGAUGUAUUUGGUGCUCAGUAUCUCAGGUUGAUAGAUUGUGAUAGCAGGCUCUGGAGGUCUCUGCAUAGUCCCACUCCUCUUCCUCAGAUGAUGUCCCUCCAGGCUGGGCUCUGACCUGUACAACAUAUAAUAUGUCACAUAUAUAUUGCCUAGUAGCAUAGAUUCCUUUUCAUUGAGGGCAUUUCCAAUUAAAAUCUUAUUAACAAUGAAUGUAUGAGUUACUGCACAGAACCUGUUCUGUGCCAGCCCUUUGAAACGAACCACAUAUAUGAUUCCUCUACAGGGUUUGGACUUUCUCAUUGUGAAAGUUCUCAUUCAAUCAUGGUAUGGUUUUGGGUUCAUAGAGCCUUCAUUUUCACAUUUAUCUUUUUUCCUAAGGGCAUGGUUGAGAAGUGGCUGUCACAAGUAGAAAACAUGAUGCUGUCCAGUAUCAGAAAAGUCAUAGAAAGGGGCAUUGGAGGAUAUGAUCAGGUAAUAAGCAAUGAUUUGCAGUGACACAGUUGUACUUAAGGUAUCUUAAGUCCCAUGAACUUGAUUGAACUGAAAUUCAGGUUUACAGUGGUACCUUGGGUUAAGAACCACGCGAUUUCUGUUCUCAUUCUGAAGCAAAGUUCUUAACCUGAGGUACUAUUUCUGGGUUAGCGGAGUCUGUAACCUGAAGCGUCUGUAACCUGGAGCGUCUGUAACCCGAGGUGCCACUGUAGUAGUUUAAGUGGUCCAUUGAUAAGAAGCAGUGGUGCCAACUUGAAUAAAAUAUUGGGGUGGGGGGCAGGUAAGCCUCACCCCAUAUCAGAGUUGAACUCAUGGCCUUUUCCCAUUAAAUUGUAUUCCUGGAAGCUUUCGUCAUUUCAGCAGCUUACUUUGGGAGUGUGUGUGUGUCUGUUCAUUCAAUCUUCAGAGAUUGAGAGCCAGAAACUCCCUGAUCUACUGCAAAUCACCUAAAGAUCUAUAAGGAAACUAGCUUCUUUCCAUCCUAAUUUAAAGUAUAGUUAGUGGAGGCAAAAAGAGAGUGCAUCAUAAGAAGCGAUUUGCAUAAAAUCUGCCCAUGCUGAUUUAUAUGUAUAGGUUCAAAUUUGAAAAUAAUUACUAUAAGUUGCAUAGAAAUAUGUCUCAGCACAGUGUGGUGUAUUCAACCUGCUGUCUGGGUACUAAUUGUGCACGGGCAGCUUCAAGGUUCUCCCUUCUUAUAGCUCUUUAUCCUUAAUCUAGACAUUGGACUGGAUACCCUGUUUUCCAUAAAGUAGAGCAUAUGGCUACCCUCUAUGGCAGUGGUUCCCAAUUAGGGGUCCGGGGAUCCCUGGGGGUCUGUGGAACACACCCAGGGGGUCCAAGGCACCAUCUUCUGCCAGGAACUCACUUAUCUUUUUAAUUGUACAGUGAAAGCCGCAAUGAUGAUCCAUUGAUUACCCAGCCUCUGCUUGCUUGCUGGCAGGGGGAAACUUGUGAAAGAGUUGCUGGAUGGCAAGUGAGCUGGGAUUGGGCAAAAAAAAUCUCUGACACAGUUUCUUUGGGCUCUUGUGAUUGGAGGGAGCAGAGAGAGCGAGAGCACAAAUGACUUACUCCCUGGGGCAGGUUCACAUGCUUAUCAUUAAAAAAUGUAAGGGAUCCCUUCCCCAAUACUUUAUCAAGCUCUGACCAAGCCUUCACCUAUGUCUUGAAGAUGCAAGAUCCCCCAAUUAUGCUGCAAUUUUUGUUUAGAUGUACCAUCACAGAUUACAAGUAAGGAAUCACAUGUUUGAAUACUCUCUCAAAUAAAAAAAAACCCCUUCUGCAUAUAGAACACUUGCAAGUUAGGGACACAAUUGCUUUCAGUUGUAGUGGAGCAAUGGAGACAAGUUUUUCCUACUGUCUGGGGAUAGGCAAUUUGUGGUAAUAUCACAAAUUUUAUGGUCUGGUUUUUUUAGUAUACCAAAAUCCUUUGCUUAUGAGGGUCCUCCCCACAUUUUCUUCAAAAAAAUGCUUUGCACAGGUAACUACUAUGGAGUUAUAAAAAAUUUCAAAGGUAGGUGGUCCUCAGUAAUUAGCUAAUUGGGAAACACUGCUCUAUGGAGUCAGGACUUUCCCUUUAUUCAUAUUAUAAUGUUAAUUGUUUAUGUUGGUGUCUUUUUACAUGUGCAUGUUUAAAUUUGUUGAAUGUCACCUACAGACUGCUAGUAUUAUUCAAGCAGCAAAUAAAACGAAACAAAUAUCACAUUGUAGAUCAGAGAAGUUUUGGAAAACAUUUCAUCCUCCCAUUUAGAACCAUAGUUUUCCCUUUAUAUUAAAAUCUCAGAGCCCUCGUUGGCCAUGGCAGUCUAAUGUUAUUCGCUUUGUUUUUAAAGGUUCCCCGGAAUAAGUGGGUGCUGCAGUGGCCAGGACAAGUAGUUAUCUGUGUAUCAUCCAUCUUCUGGACAAAAGAAGUAUCAGAAGCCAUACAAGGAAAAACUCUACCUGUAAGAUUUGGGGGAGGGGCUUGCUGUAACACUAGUUCAUUAAUUUCAAUGGGUCUGCUCGGAGGAGAACAUAGUUGGAGACAACCCUUUAUAUAUUGUUCAAAUAUUUUAUUGGGCAGAGAGAGAUUGACUUGUAUUGCAUUGAUCUGCAAGCAGCUCUGGAAGCCUUUAUCUACUGAAGAGUAGGUUAAAAUUAUUUAAAUGAUAAAUAAUCAGGGACAAUCCCCUUAGCGGUUGGGCAAACACUGCAACAUGGUGCUUCAAGUCCUACCUGUUGGUAAUAAUAACCUCCUUUUCCCCCCUGCAGGCAUUUUUGGAGAAAAGCAACAAACAGAUUGGAGAAAUUGUUGAACUGGUCAGAGGGAAGCUGUCAGGCGGGGCCCGGCUCACCCUGGGAGCCCUCACGGUCAUUGAUGUGCAUGGUAAAUGGCAAGGCCGGGAAGUAGGAGAACAGCAGGAUACAUAAGAAAUUGAAAUGCCCCUUCCAGUGAAAGUCACGAGAUGGAAAGAGAGCUAGAGUUAGAAAUGGAAUGAGUAUUUGAAAAAUGGAAGGGGGUCUCAAAAAUGCAAGCACACACACCCCGCCCCCACUUCUCAGAUGAAGUUGCCUUCAACUGAAUAAUCAGCCCAUUGAUACCCCUAGCUUAGCACUAUCUAUAAUGACUAUCAGUGGCUUUUUCAGGUUUUCAGACAGGAGUUGAAGCUCAAUGUUUGGCUUAAGUGUACUGGUCCAUUUGACAAAAUAUCUUUGUUCCUGCAGCACGGGAUGUUGUCGCAAAACUGUCUGAAGACAAAAUUUCAGAUCUGAAUGAUUUCCAGUGGAUUUCUCAGCUGAGAUAUUACUGGGAAGAGGGAGAAGUGAUGGUCCGAAUGAUUACAACUGAAGCCAGAUAUGGCUAUGAGUACCUGGGCAACUCCCUUCGUUUGGUGAUAACGCCGUUGACCGACCGAUGCUAUAGGUAACACUCCUCCCCACUUUUUUAAUGUUUGUGUUUUUUGUUCACGAGUCAUGCUCAGAACUGGAAUGUCAGCAGGAUAUAGGUUAGGAGUGGUGAACCUGUGCCCCUCCAGAUGUUAUGGGACUCCAGUUCCCCUUAUUGCCAUCCAGCAUGGCUUGUGGUCAGGUAUGAAGGGAUGUGGAGUCCAGCAACAUCUGGAAGACAAAGCAUUGGCUACCUCGGCUUACACAUAUGAAGUCCCAGGUGAUUGAUUAAAUGAUAGAGAGAGACAGACAGACAGAAGACCACACUUUCCUAAAAAUACAGCAAGAUGGAACACAGCAUAUAAAAUUACCAUAUCACCAGUAAAAACAUCAGUAAACAGUGGCUUGUUUUUUAAAAAAAGAGUCACAUUGCAAAGGCCUGUGUGAAUAACACUAUUUUUAGAAAGCGUCUAAAUAAGGCAGGAAUAAUUAUGGUCAAACGUCUACUGGCAGGGAGUUUCACAGGGCAGGACCUUCCACUCUAAAAGUUUGAUCCCAAAUAAAUGCCACUUGAACCUCAGGACCGUAGGAUCCAGUGCUAGAGGUUUUUAAAAAGCAAGGCUACCUACGUAAGAAACUAGAGAGCUGUGCCCAGUUCUUGGCUGAAUGUUCCAUUAAUCCAUCCAGCCAUUGUCAUAUCCUAAAACAUGUGUGGUAUUUGGGUUGGGGCAGGGCAAAUGUCAUGGGGAGAUUCUUGCCCCUCUCAGCAACUGCAUGCAAGCUCACAGAUUUGCAUACUUCCCUUUUCUGAAAAUGCUGGGUGUUCCAAAAAGUAUAAUAUUUCAUUGAGAAAUGAACAAUGUUUGAACUUGUUCUGUUUAACAUUGGCCAUUUGACCAUACUGAGAGGGUGAGAAUAUUAAAAUUCUUAUGACUUGCUCAAGGAAUAAAGCAAAAAUAAAUAAACCCACCCACACGUUGAAGGGCCAGUGUCUUAGUAUUGUGUGACUCAGCAGACAAUCACCAAAGUCUAUGGAGAAUGAGGAUGUCCUAAUUUGUACCUAGUGCAUGUGUGUGCAUAGAUCCAGAUUCUAACUCCCGGCAGCUCAAGCUUCCAGCAGGGGUAAUCAUCAGGGAGGAUGGGAGUUCUACUCUAGCAGUAUUAGGACGGCCACAGAUUUCACCACCCUGGUAUCCUAUUUUUUUAAAGAUAUAUACUGUGCUAAUUCCCCUCUUUUCUUUUUCUUAGAACAUUAAUGGGAGCUUUGAAACUAAACCUGGGAGGUGCUCCAGAAGGACCUGCGGGAACUGGCAAAACUGAAACCACCAAAGAUUUAGCAAAAGCACUGGCUAAGCAGGUAACAAAAUAAUCUUUUUGCUGAUAUCUAUGUUCCCCCCCCAUCCCUCCCUCUCUUUCUCUCUAAAAGUAAGUUUGAGGAAUCAUCUUUGUUUGCUGAAGCUGUGAAUCAAAAAUUCAUGAAUACCUGAAGAAGAAAUAGGACAGGUCUUGUAUUUGUUCCUAUUAAUUCAUAUGCACACCCCACAAGUCUCUGUGGUGAAUAUAUAACACCCCCCACAUACGUGUCCUGGAAAGAAUGGGCCAUCCUAUUUUUUCACAUGAGAUUGUGGCAGCCAUUUUGUGUGUCGUGCUCUUGCCUCAUGCUCUCGCCACAGAAAAAAUGCUUUCUCAGGGCUGCGAUCUUGCCCGGCACCCAAAAAUGUGCCACAGGUUCCUCAUCCCUAAUGUAGAGAACCCGCAGUUUGCUAUUGCAUAAUCAUGUUUUGUUUGUAGUGUGCUUUCCAUUUUUCUUUGUAAAUUGCUAGAGUUGUAGCUCAGCUUGCCAACUUCUGUAGCGGGGCUCCUGUGCCUUUAACAGCCACAUGAUACGUUGAAAUUAAUCAUGCAAAAUUUUGUGCAGUGCUGGCAAAACCUUCACCUGCUGAAUUCCUGCGCAUUGCACAAUUGUUACAGAUGCAGGAGCCACUCCUGGAAGAAAAUUAAGUGGUUGGCAAUGUUAUUAUUGUUAAGUAAAAAUUUGCAGCAACUUUGAACAAUAUAUUAUGUCAUUUGUUUCAGUGUGUUGUCUUCAAUUGCUCUGACGGUCUCGAUUACAAAGCCAUGGGAAAAUUCUUUAAAGGACUGGCACAGGCUGGAGCUUGGGCCUGCUUUGAUGAGUUCAACAGAAUUGAGGUAAUGACUUCCUCUAUUUCCGGUGCUUAGACUAUGAGUGAUGUCACUUCUGUAACCAAAACAGUACCACCCUUAUAUGGGGGAGAUAUAAACAGGCUUGGAGAAUCCCAAGGUUUACUGAAAUACUUUAAAAAGAGAGAGAAAAAAAGCCUAAGGGGGAGGGGAAAUAUCUGAAAUGGCCCAGGCCUGUUCAGUAGCCACAGAAUGCUGCCUGACUAUUAUGGGAGAUGGAAUGGAAAGAAGUAUUGAAGAGGACAUGAUGGCUGAUUGAAACAAUGAAACCCUGGAGAUCUAUUGCUAGUCAACGCUGAGCCACCAAUCGUCAGUAUGAGGCAUUUCUCUGUAAAAUUUCUGUCUAUAGCCGGUUCUCAUUGAUUUAUCGCACUAUUUCAGCCCAGCCCUAACACAGUGUUUCUCAAACUUGAGUCUCCAGCUGUAGUUGGACUAUAACUGCCAUCAUCCCUGACCACUGGUCCUGCUAGCUAGGGAUGAUGGGAGUUCUGGUCCAACAAAGAGUUGGGGACGCAAGUUUGAUAAACACUGCCCCAACACAUUGUUCAGGUCACAUUUAGCGGUCCCUUUACAUUGGUUUGAAAUGCAUGUUUUAAAUCUGAAGUAUUGUUUUCUUUAUUUUGUUGUUAGGUUGAAGUUCUCUCUGUAGUGGCACAGCAGAUCCUCAGUAUUCAGCAGGCUAUUAUUCGAAAGCUGCGAACAUUUAUCUUUGAAGGCACAGAGAUUUCACUUAAUCCAACCUGUGCAGUAUUCAUCACUAUGAAUCCUGGAUAUGCUGGACGGGCAGAACUUCCUGAUAACUUGAAGGUGAAUUGUUAUACACUGGGAAAGCGAAACACCCGUGGGUUGCUGGGCAAGACGAGAAGACUAUAACCUGGAAUAGGCAGUGAACAAAAAAUAGGUAGUCUGGAUGAGGAAACAGUAUGAGGGAGACGGUAACUGACAUAAAAGCACAAUUCAAAGGAAAGUUUAAGAAGUAGGUUUCAGAACCUGGGAUAGCUCCCAGGCAUCAUAGGUGUUGCUCUGACAAAAGCAUGUGAAGGGUAUAGAAAGGGGCUGCACCUUUUGACACAUGACUCUACCUGGCCCCACCCCAAAUGUCCAUGUGCAGAGGCUUUCCUAAGUUCUGGAACUUUAUGCAGUCAAAGUUCCAGAAGGGAAGCCUCCACAUAUAGAGAUCUGCAUGCCUGCCUCUCUUCAGAACUGUCACAUUCUGUGCAUAAAUCCAUUCAAACCAUAUUCCUCCUCUGCUGCUAGACAGUUCCUGGCAAUCCUAGUUCUUAUUCCUUAGCUAAUUGCUUCUGAAGUCAUAGGCUCUCAAGUAACUAUCACUGAAGCACAACAUCCUUGGACAACCUUACCUAUUGCUUCUUGUUUUGACAAUACAUUGCAUACUGAUUAUUUAUUUCUCCCCGCUUUCUGUUCUUCAGGCUUUAUUCCGUACUGUAGCCAUGAUGGUUCCAGAUUAUGCUUUGAUUGGUGAAAUUUCACUUUAUUCAAUGGGAUUCCUUGACUCCCGAAGGUACGUUAGUUGGUUUUCAGGUAUUAUACAGGAAACUCUCACUUGGGUGUGUGUGGAAGGUAUAUGAGCAACAGAAGUCCUCUUGGAGUCUUGCCAUACAUGUCUUUUCUCAUAAACACUUUCCUAUAUUUUAUUUCUCAGAUUAUUAUUAUUAUUAUUAUUAUUAUUAUUAUUAACAAUAAUAUUUGUAUACUGCCCUAUACCUGUAAAUCUCAGGGCAGUUCACAACAUAAAAUUACAGUAUAAAAAGAGGUGGCUCCACCACCCCCAACAUGCCCCACUGCUGCCAGGCUGGGAGUUUAGAUUGUCCUACCCACCCAGUGCUCUGUUUUUUUUCUAGCGGGUACUCAAGGGUACGCAGCUCUCAAGGGUACCAGCACCUCUUUUUUUUCUUGUUAAAAAGUGUGGCAUGUACUGUAACAACUUCAUGAUGAGUACCGGCACCUAUUUUUCUAGAAAAAAAACACUACCCACCAAUAGCAUCCCCUAAGUAAGAGGAAAAACCUGUCAUUUGAUUUGUCACUUAAUCUUUUAUAAACUUACUUGGUGAUAUCUGUUUUAAUUAUUCAUCUAUUUAUACAUCAUGUAGACAUUUUAUCCUCUUUUCUCCAUUGUGUUUGCUGUCCAUAAAUUGUAACAUGUCGUAUAAUCUUUCACAGUCUUGCCCAGAAGAUUGUUGCUACCUAUCGUCUUUGCUCUGAACAGUUAUCAUCGCAGCAUCAUUACGACUAUGGGAUGCGUGCUGUAAAAUCGGUCCUGACAGCAGCAGGAAACUUAAAACUGAAGUACCCAGAUGAAAAUGAAAGUGUCUUGCUGCUCAGGGCUCUACUGGACGUUAACUUAGCUAAAUUCUUGGCACAAGAUGUCCCUCUGUUUCAGGUAGGAUAAUCAAUGAAGUCAUUUAGAUACUGAUAACAUGAACUGUUGCUGCAUGAUGUUGAUUACAGUGUUAUGAUUAACUAAGAAGAAAGAUUAUUUUCAUUUGCUUAGAACAGCUUAAAUCAUGUUUGUGUACAACCAGAAGUUCCUGCUCUUAAAUUGCAUAUUAUUUUUUCUUUUUCUUUCGUUUCACAGGGAAUCAUAUCUGAUUUAUUUCCUGGAGUGAUUCUACCUCGACCAGAUUAUGAUCUCUUCAUCCAGGCACUGAAUAACAAUAUCGCAAAAAUUAAUCUUCAACCAGUUCCAUGGUUUAUUGGGAAAAUUAUUCAGGUUUCUUUAGUUUGAAUAUUUGCACACUGGAAAUGUAUAUGUAGGCCAGAUCCUUAACCCCUCCCUCAAUUGCAGGCCAACUUUGGCGGGUGGAGCCACUAAUCUGUCUUUGUUACUGAGCCAACUUAGGCUUUAUUGAUUUCCCUUUUUAAGUUUCUUGACUUAAGGCUACACCUUUCAUAUUUGCACAGUUCCUAUGAAACAAUGCUGAGUGUGUCUCAAAGUGCUUUGAGGAUUUAUUUAUUAUUGAAUAUAUUCAUGUCUUCACACUUCUGUGGAUUUCUGAUGCCCUUAUAAGGCAGAAAACUUCAUCUACGCAAUGUAUUUUUGACAACCCUUAUUUCAUUGGCACAGAUUUAUGAAAUGAUGAUGGUUCGUCAUGGCUAUAUGAUUGUCGGGGAGCCGAUGGGAGGAAAAACCUACGCCUACAAAGUGCUUGCUAUGGCCCUUGGGGAUCUGAGCCAAGGUACAUAUCAAAUUUAAUUCUGCCCAAUGCCUUCUUAAUUUAAAAAAGAACUUUAACUUCAUCUUCUCUUUCCCCAGUCUGUUGCCCUCCAGAUGUUUUAGACUGCAGCUAGUUAUUACCUGCCAAUUAGCUAUCAGGCGAAAUUCAUGGUGCUGGUACAAAGCCCCCUUACAGCUUGGGACCAAACUACUUAAAAGAUUACAUCACCCAUUAUGUAUCCAACCAAUCACUGUGCUCUAUAGAAGAUGGCCUCCAGCAGACACCAUCUCAUUAGGAGGUCCAUUCUAUAAGAUAUAGAAUCUGGGUCUUCAGUGUUGUAGUGGCCAACAUUUGGAACUCCCCCACCAUGUACAGAUGUCACCUAUCUAUUAUCUUUUGACACCUUCCCAUUUCAAGAAACCUUUUUAAAUUGAGAUACUCAUCCCAGUCUGUAUCUGUGCUGGAUUAGAAGUUAUUUUUCUGUGCACAACAUUAUUUUAAAAAAUAUGAAAUCUUUUCAUAUAGGUUUUUAUUUCUGAUGUUUUAAUUGUUAAAUUGCUUUGAGACAUUUCACAGGGAGCAAUUCACAAAUGAAAGGAAAUAAAUAAGCACCUAUCUGCUGCAUCCUGUAUAGCAAGGCUGAUCUUGAAAGAGAAAGCUUACCUCUUGAGCACUCCCCCCCCCCCCAAUUGCCUGUUGUUGGAGAACAGAGGAAGGUUAUAGGUACAAGAAUGGAAAAUUGCUAAUGCUGUUGUUUCCACUCUACACAACAAAGAAUUUCAAUUGUCUGGAAGACAAAUUAAAGGUUGCAUUAGCAGAAACGUGUCUUACUUUGACCCAAACCUUGAGCUGAAUAAGCAGUAAAACCACUUACACAUUUUAUUAAGCCAAAGCCAUCUUUUGUUCCCAGUGUUCUGAAAAUGUUGGACUAUUUCCCCUUGAAACUCUCAAAAAUUGUUUUCUCAGCCUGCCAUCUGAACCCAUCUACUUUCUUUUUCUCUUUCUUCCUUGUCUUUGUCACUUCUUCUGUGGCAUAGUGUAUGCUUAGACUGAGUGUUGUUUUUUCUCCUCUCUGUACUUCAAGGAGGCACUGGAAAUGAUGUUCACCUAUUAAGUGGUACAAACCUGGUUGUGCCUGCCCAGAGUAGUUCCACUGAAGUUAAUGAACAUAAUUGAGAUCCAUUAAUUUCAGGGAGUAUACUCUGAGUAGGAGUAGGUCUAGCUCUGUCAUCAGUCGAAGUGAAGGAUUAUGAGAGGAUGUAAUGAAAGGGCAGCAAGUUGUUCAUUAUUUAACUCGUUAUGACUGUAUUUUUUAAGCCAGGGAGGAGGAGAGGUGUUUGGGAGAUUUUCUGGUCCUGGUUCAAAAUAACUUGGUUGGCCUUGGUUGAUGGAGCUGCUGCUCUGCCUCAGCCUGCAAAAUGUCUUGGAUCUCAGGGUCAAUUAAAGCUGGGUAACUGAAGAGUGACACCAAGUCUUUGAAUUAAAAACAACAACAACAACAACACAGGAGAAAAUAAUAUACACCAAGAGUGUAACAUCUACUUUUGGCCUGAGAAAUAGCUUUGGGAUAGCAAGGGUUUUUAGGCACCAGUUUCUGCCAGUGAGUUUGCCUUCUAACUAGCCAGAGAUCAGAACUGGCAAAUCUGUCCAUUUUAGAUUCUCCCAAUUUCUCACUUUUCUAAUCUUUUGUUUAGUUCUCCACAUUUCACCUCAGUUUGCAAAUAUUUAUUGUUAAAAGUCCACAUGAAAAUCCAUCACCAUUUAGUGUGAAUGUCUCUUAUAGACACAUUUUGCCUAAUACACAUUUUUGCAGAGCACUUCCCCCUGAUCCAGCAUAUGCAUUUUUGUACACACUACUUGGCUGCAGAGCUGCAUUGCAAAGUUCAGAGAAUUUCAAAUGUUUUUCAGAAAGCACAAAUUAGGCAGAUUCACCUUUAAAUGAGAAUUGAAUUCCUCCCAUGUUGCUAACCUAAGAUACUUUUUUUGUCUCAGAUCCUUCAACAGAAGAAUCUGCAGUUGAAUAUAGAAUUAUUAAUCCAAAAGCUAUUACCAUGGGACAGUUGUAUGGGUGUUUUGACCCUGUGAGCCACGAAUGGACAGAUGGCGUUCUUGCAACCACCUUCAGAGAACAAGCCAGCUCUACAACAGAGGACAGGAAGUGGAUUGUCUUUGAUGGUCCUGUUGAUGCUGUUUGGAUAGAGAACAUGAACACUGUGUUAGAUGAUAACAAGAAGGUAAGUGCCAUGGCUGUAAUGAUGUUGUUGUUGUUGUUUAGUCGUGUCCGACUCUUCGUGACCCCAUGGACCAGAGAACGCCAGGCACUUCUGUCUUCCACUGCCUCCCGCAGUUUGGUCAAACUCAUGCUGGUAGCUUCGAGAACACUAUCCAACCAUCUCGUCCUCUGUCAUCCCCUUCUCCUUGUGCCCUCCAUCUUUCCCAACAUCAGGGUCUUUUCCAGGGAGUCUUCUCUUCUCAUGAGGUGGCCAAAGUAGUGGAGUCUCAGCUUCACGAUCUGUCCUUCCAGUGAGCACUCAGGGCUGAUUUCCUUAAGAAUGGAUAGGUUUGAUCUUCUUGCAGUCCAUGGGACUCUCAAGAGUCUCCUCCAGCACCAUAAUUCAAAAGCAUCAAUUCUUCGGCGAUCAGCCUUCUUUAUGGUCCAGCUCUCACUUCCAUACAUCACUACUGGGAAAACCAUAGCUUUAACUAUAUGGACCUUUGUUGGCAAGGUGAUGUCUCUGCUUUUUAAGAUGCUGUCUAGGUUUGUCAUUGCUUUUCUCCCAAGAAGCAGUCGUCUUUUAAUUCGUGGCUGCUGUCACCAUCUGCAGUGAUCAUGGAGCCCAAGAAAGUAAAAUCUCUCACUGCCUCCAUUUCUUCCCCUUCUAUUUGCCACAGGUGAUGGGACCAGUGGCCAUGAUCUUCGUUUUUUUGAUGUUGAGCUUCAAACCAUAUUUUGUGCUCUUCUCUUUCACCCUCAUUAAAAGGUUCUUUAAUUCCUCCUCACUUUCUGCCAUCAAUGUUGUGUCAUCUGCAUAUCUGAGGUUGUUGAUAUUUCUUCUGGCAAUCUUAAUUCCGGCUAGGGAUUCAUCCAGCCCAGCCUUUCGCAUGAUGAAUUCUGCAUAUAAGUUAAAUAAGCAGGGAGACAAUAUACAGCCUUAUUGUACUCCUUUCCCAAUUUUGAACCAAUCAGUUGCUUCUCUGAGUUAUUCAAGCCGCUUCGCCAUGGCAAGGCAGUGAUCCAUGAAGGGGGGCUAUAAUGAUAGAGUUUGUAAUUUAGAGAUUUAUUUCCUUAGUAUUAAGAAGGUAAUUUGAGGACUUGCUCUAAGGUUGCAUGAUUCAAGCAGUUCCAAAGGCCUAGAGCAGUGGUGGCCAAACUUGGCCCUCCAGCUGCUUUUGGACUACAACUUCCAUCAUCCCUAGCUAACAGGACAAGUGGUCAGGGAUGACGGGAAUUGGAGUCCCAAAACAGCUGGAGGGCCAAGUUUGGCCAACACUGGCCUAGAGGCUGCUCCCCAUGCUUGAAGAAUAAAGUUGUUGCAAGCUAUUCUUCCUUCCUCUAGUUUGUGGAUUCAGAAUCAUUACACUGUAAGAAGUGUAGAAUGAGGACUGCACUGAAUCAACUGGAAGCAAUUUUCUAGCUGUACCACUAGACACAUAUGGUAGUAAGAAGCUGUGGGAACCACACCCAGUGGUUGAUUGCAACUGGUUCAUUUAUUAUUGUAGUUAUUUUUAAAUAACCUGCAUUAUUUGCUUUAAGAUAACCACUAACUCCAUAUAUCUGGAAUUAAGCCCCAUUAAACUGAGUAGACAUUAAGAUUGUGCUGUUAUCAAAAGCAAAGCAUAUCUGUAGAAGUGGGGAAGCAGAGAGUCUCUGUAACUCUUUCUGCCUAUAUACAUAAAUAUGUAAGCGUGUCAUCAUACUGUAAUUUGCAUGACCACAAAUAUGCAGCUGUGGGAACUGCAGCACAAUGUGUGAGCAUUACAGACAAGCCCUGCUGCUGCCCACCUCACUCUGACGCUCAGUGGGUUUGGCAAGGUUAAGGGAUAGGAAAGGGGUUUGGUGAGGGGUAAAGAGAGUGCGGUUGGCCUGGUGUAAAGGAAGCAGGCAGGAGAUUGGCAAGCAUGUGGGGGUCUGGUAGGUGUAGGCAGCUUUGGCAACUGAAGCAAUCAGAGGCAACAAUCCCUAGUAUAGAAUAACACUGUUCUAAUGCAAGAUGGCAAUGAUUUAAAUUCAUUCAUUGCUUUUUACAAGAGUCUCAAAGCAAAUUUCAAGGGAAGGUGUUUACAUCACAACGCCUGUCUUAAUUAUUUUAGAUUACAGUCAGGGAAAUAUUUAUCUAAUACUAGAUAGUUUGCUAUAGGCUUCUAAUACACAAAUAGCUCUUUGAAUCAUGGCCUUCUGGGUUUCCAAUUAAAUAUCUAAGGUGUGUGCAUUAAUUUCUACAGGUCUACUCUUAGUAGGACUAGCAUUGGCUACUACCCACUGUCUUUUUAAUAUCUCUGUGUGUUUGUGUGUGUGCGUGCACACACACAUGCACAUGCACAUGCAUGCAGACAUUAAACUAUGAUUAAUAUAAAAUGGAAAAAGAAGUUUCCAGUGCAGCCAUGCUGGAAGAGGAGAGAGGGAAUUGCCCUUCUUAUGCUAAAUCAUGGUUAAACAUUACACGCAAACCUUUCAUUAUCUUUUGCUCUCAAGCAUGGAAGUAUGAGAAGAAGCAAACGAAUGAUGUUCAUCCUCUUACAGAAUGUCACUGUUGUUCAUGUGCAUGUCUGUAAAAUGACUGAAACUCUGCGUGACACAUGCUACAAUUGUGCAAGUUGUCCUGUCACAAUCCCUACCGUACACAUGACUGAACCAUGGUUACAUGAUGUUUUCAUUCUAGCUGUGCCUAAUGAGUGGUGAAAUAAUUCAGAUGAGUGCAAAGAUGAGCUUAAUGUUUGAGCCAGAAGAUCUGGAACAAGCAUCUCCAGCUACUGUCAGCAGGUAACUUUUGCAAGCAGAGCCAAUAGCAGCUUUGUGUGCCUCUCUAUAUUGUUACAGGAUUGGUGCAUACAUACAUACAUACAUACAUAAUUUUAUCUGUAUGCUCUUUGUGGAGUUAAUGGCCCUAGGCAAUUCUCUUGGACAUCUUAGUAACAUAGGAUGCUGCCUUGUCAUGAGUCAGACCAUUGGUCCACCUUGCUCAAUAUUGUUGAUGUUGUCAGCAAUUCUCCGUUCAUUUUCUGUAUUUAAGGUAGAUGCUCUGCGACUGGGAUGCAGUCCUUCCCCAUUUUUACAUGACCUGUUUGUCAGAUUCAAGAGUUUGCCAUAGAAACAACUAGCUGGUAAUGUUUCUAGAAGGAAGCCCCAUGUGGCUGGAGGCCAGGGCAUCCAAGAUGUAAGAGUGCAUCAGGCCCAGAGGCCAGUCUUCCCUGCUCUCUUCUGGAGGAGCUAGGAAGACACAAAACAUUUGGUUUUCUCUCCAUGCUGAGUCCAAAGCUAUGGCUUUGAAAGGAAGCCUAAAGGGGAAAAAGCAAUAUCUGUUGGAGUGCUAAUGCUGUGAGGCCUUUCAUCGCAAUGCCCAGCCUGUUUGUAUGUGAAAAUAAAGCCUUAUAUCACAAAGAUCCAAUGACAUUCCUUCCAAAGAAACCAAAAUUGGAGUCUUUGUUGGCAUUCCUGAAAUCUCUUACACUAUUCAGAGAGAUUGAGCUGUAUGGAACAGUGUGUGAGAGAGAGGCAGGAGGGGAGGGAGAGCAGGAGAGAAGUAUUGAUCAGGGAAAACCACAUAGGGAGAGGGGACAAAUACCAUGAUGCUGGAGAAAGAGAUCCAUGUUCAGGGAGAGAGAGACCUGACCUUACAGGCUUCCUUCAUGACGUUGCAAAAAGGUCCAGAGUUGGUCCCCUUCCAGUGUCAAAGAGAGGAAAAAUAGGUGUCUAUUUCUGCCUAGGGAUGGUGGUGGGGAGAGGGAAUUGAUCCAGCUACAGUAAAUCUGUUAAGUUUGUAAGGUGUCAGAAGAAUCCUAGCAAUUGCCCAGUGUCAUCUGAAGGCUGAGUCAACUUUCAUAAGUCUUACCCCCUCAUUGCAAGCAAAUUUGUGCAACAAAACUGUUAAUUCUUCCAGGUGUGGUAUGAUCUACAUGGAACCUCACCAGUUAGGCUGGAAGCCUCUGAAGGAUUCUUAUAUGAACACAUUGCCUCCAAACUUGAACACCGAACACAGAGAACUGGUUUGUGGGCCUAUAAUUUAAUAAUAAUAAUAACAACAACAAUAAUAAUAAUGAUGAUGAUGAUGUGGGGCUUUCAUCAGAAGUUUGGGGCCUGGGCCACUUAGGAUCUUAAACACUAAUGUGAGCACCUUGAAUUGGGCUUAGAAAUGAACUAGCAACUAGUGCAGCUGGAAUUAUUUGAAAUCUAAACAGGAUCUAAACAUUGGUUUGGCUGCUGGAUUUUGGACCGUUUCCAAAGAUUCUGAGUCAUCUUCAAGGACAACCCCUUGAAGAGCCCCUUGAAGAUGUAGAGCACAUUGGAAUAAUCUAAUCUGGAAGUUAGAAACUGACAAGUGUCUCAUACAAGAGAACAACUGCAGUGGGCAGAAAGGCAAUAUGGGGAGGGGGAUGAGUUGUUGCUGUGGCCGCAUGGCUAGAAAACUGCUCUGUGCUGUUUGCAGUGUAGGUGGAGUGGUAAGUGCUCUCGUUUUACCUCUUACGUGACAACUGAGCAGAGUUUGUUUUCACCUUGGGAGAAACAUGUUGAUGGUAGAGCCAUUUAAUAAUGUAACCAUUUUGGAACAAACGGUCCUGCCAUCUUGGCACUACCACCAAGAAGGGCCUAUCUCUUUUAAGCUUGCCCUAAGACAUGUAUGGUCAUGUAAUAGCUCUCAUUUAUGUCUCAUAGCCAAGGUGGGUCUGCCUAGUAAUUGUCACUCUAUUAGCAUGGCACCAAAAGAAGGGGAAAUGCACCCCCCAGCAUAGAUUUGCACAAAAUUCCCAUAUGCUAAUUAAUAUGCAUAGGUGCAAAUUUAGACAUAAGUACUAUAAUUUUUUUAAAUAAUGCAAUACACCCCACUAGGGUGAGGGAGACUGUGUCCAAGUGCCCUUUGUGCAUGCUCAUUCAGGUGCUACCUGUCGAUGGACAAACCUGUUCUCCUUUUAAGGGUUAAUUAAACUGUAAUCGAACUUGUACUGGACAGCUCUUCAGAUAGGGGACUGUCCUUUGUAUAAUAGGAUACAUGACCAACCUCCACUCUAUCCAACGUUUAUGCAAAUAUAUACCAUCAAUAACCAACCCAGUGGAGUGGAGCUAUAACACUAGUUCCCAGGACGGGGCGGGGGGGCACAAGGCAGCGUGGAGAUCCAGGUGGUGCAGGUGCAGCAGCGCAGUCCCUCCAGCACUCCUAACAUUCCUCUUGCACUGCACCAGUCUCCCCACCAUCUCCCUCUCUCCCUCCUGGUAAAUGGCAGUAAUACCACUGCAGAGGAGCUAGUGUUACAGCUGUGCUCCUCCAGGAGAACCACUUCUAGACCCUUAGGAACAGCAGUAAUUGAGGGUCCCAUGGUCACCCUAGCUUUGUGGUGGUAGUCUUACCACCUGUACUGGAAGAGCUGGCCAUGUACUAGGCAGCAUGAGGGAACUGCCUCAGGCAGAAAGUCCUGGAGAGUGAGAAGCAGCAGCAGCAAAGCUUGAGCUUGGUAAGGAUCCUGUGAGCUUCAUUUUCCCGCUUGCCCACCCCCCUACCUUGCUGUGCCAUUUUGCCUGUCAUGCACCUCCUAAGUGAGCCUGCUACCCUCAGAUGCUGUGGAGAAUGCUGCCCCAUUGUAAGACUCAGCUGCUGUACAUAUAAUGGGAUUGAAGAGGCACCGUUCGUUUUUGCUUUUUUCUUGAAGCAGCAAAAUGUAUUGGUCCGGCUCUGCAUAUUGACUGUUAGCAAACUGUUCCUAUUGGUAAUAAUGUAACUUCUGCUGCAUUUGAAAACCAUUUACCCUUUUCCAACUUCCAGGUUGACGACUUGUUCAUGUGGCUAGUUCAGCCUUGUUUGGAAUUUAUUCGCCAUCAUUGCAGGGUCAUGGUUCAGACAUCACCCAUCCAUCUCACUCAUUCCAUGAUGACACUGUAUACUGCUUUGCUCGGUAAGGAUCCUGUGAGCUUCAUCUUCCCACUCUCCCACCCCCACCUUGCUGUGCCAUAAGAUUGUGGGAACAACUGCGUUAGUUCUCCCAACUAAUUUGUGCCCCAGAAAUAUAUGGAAAUGUCAUUGAGGAAGCCCAUUUUGAGCUGGGUCCAGGUUAAACUGCAGAACACACUGGUAUGUGUGUGCAAAGGAAUGAACUGAAGAAACUUAAAACUGUAGUAAAGCAUAUGUUUUUUUAAAAAAAUUAUUCUAGUUCAGGAAGAGUGGGGUGUAGGAAUGCUCUGGGACAAACCAGAAUAACAGCUGUACAUAGCUUUGGCACUUUCCUAAUGGGAAGCAAUGCACAAAUCUAACAAACCUAUACAAUGAAAAGCUGUAAUAGGUGAAGUCAUCUCGCCUCUCUAGGCUAAGCAUUUUUCUUGACCUGUCACCUCUUUUCAUAUGAAACGCGUCUUGCAUUGAAAUCCAUAAGGGUAUCUUCGUAUACAGUACAACCUACGUUUAUUUCUAUUCCAUAUUCUCAAUAUAGUGGAUCUAACAAAAUGAUUUUUAAAGUCCACAUUCACUUUGACCUUGUCAUACCACAGGUAUCCAUGUCAUCCAAAUCUUAAAUCAUGACCUUCUAGUUCCAAAAUCCUCCUACUUCUUAGGAUCACCCACUCCUUCAUCCACACUAAGCAACAGGCUGCAAAGUACAAUUUCAAAUCAGGCAGUUCCAAUCUCUUGCAGUACUUUCAUUUUAACUUGUGGUUUUUUACAUUGCCAUAAAACUUUGAUAAAUCUUUUUUGCCAUUCUUUAAACGGUAAAUCAGUUGCAAUAGGUAUUGUUUGAAAUAAAAACAUCAUUCUAGGUAAAACAUUAAUUUUUAUUACUGAAAUUUUGGCCAGCAAUGACAAUUUGCCUGCAAACAGAUUGGCCUCGUUUGCAGGUUUUGCCUUCCCCAUAGCAAUAGUCACAACUUUGGCAGAGAAGGCAUUGCAUGGAAUCCUUUAAGUCUAACAUCAGGCGGGGGGUGCAGUAGUGCAUCAACCCCACCACAGAACAGUGCAAGAAGAGGAUACCCCUUAGAUACCCCGUCCAUCAGCCCUCCAAUGCCUUAGCCAAAUCCAACCUACACCUGGAAUCAAUAAAGUUGUGGCCUAAUUUUAAAUCUCAGAACAUUGUCCUGUCCCGUUUGUUCACCUAACAACUUCUCCUUUCUCCCUGUUGACUCACAUCAGCUGAAAUGCCCUCUGUGCACCAGAUAUGCUCAAUAUAAAUUUAAUAUAGGAUUGUGAUGUGAGAUGACACCCCUUGCUUGAAUCAGUAUCUGAGCAAACAAACAGCAGAAGAGUGGGAGCUGAAAGUGUUUGCAGCAGGGGUGCCAACUUGAAUAAAAUAUUGGGGGGGGCAGGUAAGGCCUGCCCUGCAUAAUAGAACACAUGACGUGGUACACGCACACCAUUUGACGUUGUUGACUAUGCCUUCUAAGAACAAUCUUCAUCUGCUCUUUUUUAAAAAUAGAUGAAAUAAGGAAUUCCGGCGAAGACGAUUCCGAGACCAUGUCCAGCCAGCAGAUCACCCUGUGGCUGCAGGGACUUUUCCUGUUCGCCUUGGUGUGGACCAUCGGGGGCACCAUCAACGCUGAGGGAAGGAAAAAAUUUGACCAUUAUUACCGGGAAGUUUUGAUGGGAAUGGACGACAACCACCCACGUCCCAAAAGCGUAAAGCUGACGAAGAACAACAUUUUUCCAGAUAGAGGUCUGUUUAAAAUACACUUGACAAAUUUAAAUAAUUGGCUUUGUUUAUACAUCAUGAAGCAUCAUAUCUCCAGUAUGGGCAUUGAAUUGUUUUGUAAUAGGUCCCAGAGAUUAAGAAAGGAGCUGGUCAUCCUGAACACCAUGGAUGGGGAAUCCCUAGCUCUCAUAAGCUCCAAGUAGAAUGACCUGGGAUUAUUUAUGCUGUUAUUUAAUUUAUACCGCACCCUUCAACCUGAAGAAUCCCAGAGUUGUAUGCAACAAUUCAUAAAAUUGUGCAUGUUGAUACAAAGGUCAUAAAUCCAACACAACAACAACAACAACAACAACAAUAAUAAUAGAAGAAGAAGAAGAAGAAGAAGAAGAAGAAGUAUGAUGAGAGUUCGUAUUCAACAAUAUCUGGAAGGUCAUAGGAACUCUCUGAUAGCCUUAGAGUAACUGAAAGAGAACUGAAAUUGACAGCCUUCCGUCCCUGCCUCUGAGUGCAAUUUUUCCACCUAGGAAUUUGUUUUCAGUAUCAGAACCCAGUUCACAGAAAAUCCAUUCCUGGUCUUCUUUACUUUUUCUUUACUUUUGCAGUGUAAUUUGAAAGUGGUGUGUUGAAUGGGGAGUUGCUGCUAUUGUUACACAACUGGAGGACAGAAAUUAUUGGUGGGCUACUGCUGUAGCUGCCCUUCUGUACCAAAAGCAUGAUUUGGCAGCAUUUGGGUUGUUUCUGUUUGGUUAGAAGGCAUAUGUAGAAACAUAUCCAAAUUUUGCAGUCUGAAAUAAUACCCAAAGUCAGCCUUGCUGCCUUGAACUGAGCUUUCCCGAUGGCCUUUUCCCCUCAACCAGGGACCGUGUACGACUUUUACUUCCACAAGAUAGCCAGUGGACAGUGGAAUAAUUGGACAGAGUACAUUACAAAAGAAGAGCAAACCAUCCCUGCUGGAGUAAAGGUAAACUAUUUGCAUUUAUUGCCUCAUAAUUGCUCAGGCUGACCUUAUCUGAUUGGCCAAAUUAACAAGUCCUGACCAUUACUUUCAAGGGGGUCUACUCUGAGUAAAACUAAGUUGGAUAGAACCAUUUAUUAUUAUGGGUUGUAUUCAGAAAGUCCCAUGUUCAAUCCUCAGCUGAGGUUGCUUUUUAAUCAUCAUCAUCAUCAUCAUCAUCAAUCUUUAUUACGGUCCAGAGACCCAACAAAACAUUACAAAUCAAUACACAGUUCAUACUUUUAAUCACUUAUCUCCUUUGUAUCUCAUUUCUAACAUCAUUGCACACUGCUUAGAAACUACAGUGUUAAGAGGUGUGUGAAUAGUUGAAAUAAUGAAACCUCCGUUCUUUAAUUUAAAAAGAAGAGGGAGAGGUGAUUCUUGAUGGCUUUGUUAAUAAUUGCCUGUGGCUUCGUUUAUUAUUUUUAAUAAAGUUGAAUGGGACAGUUUCGAUUUUGGAUUUUUGUGUCCCACUUUAGAAACACUGGUUAAAGAACAAGAUUUUACCCAGUCCCAAAUCAAUGAAUGUAAGAGCUUGUUCUCAACAUUCCAUCACACUUUCUGGAAUGACCAUGAAAAACAGUGAAGUUUUAGCAGGUGUAGGGCUGGGACUAUGAUGAUGGGGAAGGCCUUAAUGGGCUAAUUAAUUUUGUGCAUCACAAGGUCUGCAAGGGCAGAAUGGGAUGACCUCACAUCAUUGUGACAUCAGGUGAAAGCCUUGAUGGGCUAAUUGUUAUUGUGAUUAUUAUAUUUAUUUAUAUCCUGCCUUUUUCACUGACACGGACUCAAGGCAACUUACAGAUAAAAUAGGAACAGUGAAUAUAUAGGAAGAAUAUCAUUGAAAAGCAAUUAAACAUGUACAGAACUAGGACUAUAUAUAAAUAUAAAUUAUGUUUGAAAUACUGCAUAUAUUAAUAUCAUGCAAUUUGAAGCAGCUGGAUGCAUAUUAACUGACUCCUUUUGGAAGAAAUCAUUGAAUAAAAUAUCAUGUAAACUUUUACUUGGAGAAUUCUUUAAAAACAGAACAUAAGCCUCAAAGGUACACCCCAACUAUCCAUACAACGUAUUGUGAUGUACAGCACAGGCUCAGCAUCUUAGAUAAUAUGAAAUUAUCCAAACAAAGGCCUUUCUCCUCCCACAGCAUCCAUUUUCCCUGGAGCUGUUUUCUCUCUAACUCAAAGGGUCAUUUACACAUCCUUACUUCCACACAGUUUGAGACAAAAGACUAAAGGCAAUUUCAGAAUGGAGAUUUGCAACCAAAUACCUUUUUCACCUGAUCUAAGGUUACAACACUGACAUGUUAGCUAGCAGAAAACAACAACUAGCUAAUUAUCAACUCAGCAAGAGCUCAGAGUCUUUUAGAAAACUACUGUGAAAAAAACCCAAUGCAGCAUCACAUAUUUAGCCAUUUUCCAUUUAAAACCUUCAUUAAUACACAUACAUUUUCUGUUUAUGUGUGAAUUAAACCAGUUAUAUUUAACAUUAAAAACAUACGGAUAAUUACAAUAGCCCUUUCAUUAAAAGCAGUCAGUUCCCAAAAUCCUAAUAAUGGAGAGGGUGUAGGUUUGGUCCACCCCCUCCCUCAGCAGCAUCUCCACUUUGAUUUGAUUAAAUUUUUGUCUGCUAUGUUCCCAAACCUCAAGUUGAGCUCAAAGCAAUUCACAACAAUAGCAAAUAUAAACAACACUCAGUAAUACAUUGUUAUACCUGUUGUCUUCCCAGUAAAUGAAUAGUCACCGCUCACUCCUAUGGAGCAAAGCACAAGCUCUGCCCUAAGAAGACAGGUUUGCAAAACUUGCAGCCCACCCCAACGGUGGGUGGAAACUCUGCAUUGAUAGAGAUCCUACAGUCUGUGCAUGCAUAUGCAGGUACACAUGAAUGCAUAGCAGGAAGGCUAAACAGUAGGUGGAGCCAGAGCCAAUGAAAGGCAGAGCCAACUAAUUCUAGUUUUGUCCCCAUCCUUUUCCCUGCUGAGUUAUACAGGGGCAACACUUAGACUAAGGAACGAGCAGGAAGGUGACAGUAUUGUAAGUUAGAAGGCGGGCAAGUGGUGGCUAGUUGAGGACAGAGUAAGGUUGGUGAGGCAGUGCCCCAUUUACCCUAAUGGACCAGCUUCCAUUGCAUGCCUGGUGUGCAAUGUAUAUGCCACCCCACCAGGAUCCUUGCAAUGUACAGGUCAUAAACACAUUAUCUCUCUUUCUCAUGCACACACUCCCUUCUUGCAGUGAUGCAGAUUUUUCUACUUUCAAAUAUGCAAGAUGUGUUUUUUACACCUAACCAUCUCUUCACGACAGGUCUCCGAGCUUAUAAUUCCAACCAUGGAAACAGCCAGGCAGAGUUUUUUCUUGAAAACCUAUGUGGAGCAUGAAAUCCCAUUGCUCUUCGUGGGAACAACUGGUACAGGGAAAUCAGCGAUCACCAACAGCUUUCUGAUUAAUCUCCCAAAGACAAAGUACACUCCCAACUUCAUCAAUUUCUCUGCCAGAACUACAGCCAACCAGACCCAGGACAUUAUUAUGUCAAAACUGGACAGGAGAAGAAAAGGACUUUUUGGUCCACCAGCUGGAAAAAAGGCUAUUGUAUUUGUAGGUAAGAUCACAUCUUAAACAUUUUUGUUGCUACACAUUACAGUUUUGAAGCAUGCUGUUACAACAGCAGCUGUACUUCCUUUCGCAGAAAUAAGCUGUUGGGGACCUCAAUCCAGGGAGGGAGGGAGGGAGAAAGACCAGGGGGUGGGGGAAGAGCUGGGUGUUAUCAACUUUUCAACAUUGUGAUGUAUCACCACCCUAACAAAACGAUGUUGAAAAGCAGAGGGAAGAACAAGGUGCAUUGAGCCUGGCCCUGCAAGGUGCUGGGGUGAAACAGCCUCAGCUCCCUCGUUUGGAGAGGCAGCGGUUUCACCCUGGCACCUCAUAUGGCUGGGGCUGAUGCAACUUGUUUUUCCCUUGGGGUGCUGGGCGCUCGCGACAAAGGGAGUCCCUCCACCGCCAGUGCCCAGCGCAUCAAGUGAAAAAGAAGCUCCAUCGGCUCUGGUGCCUCACAACUCAUUUCUCCCUUGGUUUGAGGGCCAGAGUGCAAUGGCACCUUCACCCGGUGGUAUAUCACAGGUAUAACCACUGCCGCUCCUGAGCGCGAUAUACUGCCGGGUGAAGGUGCCAUCGUGCUCUUUCUCUUUUCAACUGUGUUGUUUAUCUUUAUUACCUUUCUAUUACAGAAUAUAUAACUUAUCUAUCUGUUCUUAACUUUGUGAAGUUUAUUCGAAAUGUAUCAAGGGUUUAAUUUGAGAACAAUGUUUUUCCAAAUAGUCUUUUACACAUUCCCACUCCUUUUAAAAUUUUUGGUUUGGCUGAUGCCUAAUUGCCACUGUCGUUUUUACCAAUUCCAAAUACUCACACAAUUUAUUUUGCCAUUCUCCCUUUGUUGGUAUCGUAUCCCCUUUCCAAUUCUUAGCAAUUAACAUUCUUACUGCAGUUGUAGCAUACAAAUAAAAGUUUAAUCUAGAAAAGGCUCUGUUCCUUUCUCUAGAGAACAUAAGAAGAGCCCUCCUGGACCAGGCAAACAGCCCUUCUUGUCCAGCAUCCCGGCUACCCUGCAAGUAGAAUCUGAGCACAAGAGCACUCCUCUGCUCCUGGUGUUGGUGUUCAGAAGCAUUGUUGCCCCUGACCAUUGAGGCUAAUAGCCUCAUCCUUAUCCUCGCCCUUUCUUUCUUUGCUUGCUUGUGUUGAUGGGUAGAGGGAGAGGGGUAGAGGGAGUUCUUUUUUGUCUUCGGGAAAUAAUAUUCAAUCAAUAUUCUUCCUAGAUGACUUAAAUAUGCCUGCCAAGGAAGUGUAUGGAGCCCAGCCUCCUAUAGAACUCCUUAGGCAAUGGAUUGAUCACGGCCACUGGUACGACAAGAAGGAUACCUCAAGGCUCGAUAUUGUUGAUGUUCUGUUCCUUUCAGCAAUGGGGCCUCCUGGAGGUGGAAGGAAUGAUAUUACAGGUAUGAUGUCAGAUUAAAUGCAAUAGGACAGCCUUUUAUCCAUUUCUGCAGUCACACAAUCAGUCAGUCAGUAGCUGAACUGGGUUCCACACAGUCACAAAAACAAAUUAACCAAAAAAGCCUCAAAAACGAAAACGCAAAAUAAAUAGCAAAAACAAAAGCGCCAAACUUAAUCUGUUCUGGAAGUCAGUUUGACUUCUGAAAUGUUCAAAAACCAAGGCGCAGCUUCUGAUUGGUGCAGGCGCCCCGGAAACAAUAGCCAACAACCACAUCGGACGUUCGGCUUCUGAAAAGUGUUUGAAAACCAGAACACUUACUUCUGGGUUUUCAGCGUUUGGGAACCAAGGCGUUUGAGUACCAAGGCGUUUGAGAACCAAGGUACCACUGUAUCUGCCUGGGGUCAUCAGAAGGAAUGGCAAAGCCGCAUUGAGACUUACUGUGUCUUCCCUUGUGUCUUACAGGACGUUUCACAAGGCACUUGAACAUUAUUUCCAUCAGUGCCUUCGAUGAUGAAAUUUUAACAAAGAUCUUUGCUUCCAUCGUUGACUGGCACUUCAGCAAAGGGUUUGAGGCCACUUUUCUGAGGUAAAUGGACCAUAAGGAAUGUGCUUCUCUUCAAGAGAGCACAUUUUGUGGUAUUUAUAUGCUCAGAAGCUGCCCCAGGUCGUUGUACCCUUUAAAAAAAGUACAGUUCUAUUUUUCUCUUGUAGAAAAGACUGCACAAGACUCUCUGUUUAGAGUUUAAACAUAACACAUUACUUUACUUGGUAUACUAAAACAUACAGUGAUUUUUUCCCUUAAAUAUUGUUUAGGGGUGCUCUCAUUUUGACUCAAGAAAAUCACUAUUUUAUAGUUCAGAUUGGGAAAAAUAAAUACAGCAAAUACAACAAAACUGACCAAUCACCAUGCUAGAUUCCAACUCCUACUCCACACUUUAAACACUCACUUCCGUCUGAGACUCAGGAAACACACCAUGACAGGAAAUGAGGCCACAAUUGGGGGUAGCAACAGAACUGACAAUACACCAUGCUAGAGAAGAACCUUUUUUUUUAAAAAAAAUAUUAGUUUCUUCUGUUAGAUUCAAAAAAUAUUGAAGGGUACACGUACCCCUGUGUUCCCCCAGGAAAAAGCACUGAAAAAACACACACACACAUAUAUGGGAGAGAAACUGGCAGAUUUAUGAUAUUUUAAAGACUUAUUCUGAGGCACAUAGCAGUAUAAAACAAAUUCCUGCUGCUCUCACAGUAAAACUCACUCUCUCAUUCUCUGCACUUGAUAACACAUCUAUCUGAAAAAAACUGCCUGCUAUGGUGACAUCCUAGGAUUCCAUAGCACAUUAACUCUUUCCAUAACAUUUUGGAUGCACCACUCCCACUCAUUUCUCCUAACAACAUCUAGCUGCUAUCUACCACUGCCACUGCUCUUGCUAUAUAAUCCUGUACUGUUGUGUGUUUGUUAUCUAAAAUGACACUUGAUUUAAGAUCAGGAGGUUGAUAAAGAACCUCCAUGGUUAGCAAAAUAGGAAGCUGUCGUUGGUCCAUCUAACAGUGCUGUCUGCACUGACUGGCAGCAGCUCUCCAGAGUUUCAGGUGCUGGAGAUGCCAGGGACUAAUGCACAAAGCCACGUUAUCUGCCACUGAAUUAUGAAUGGGGAUGGGGGAGAAAUAAUGAGCAGUAUCCAAUUAAACCAUUGUCUCAGUACAAGGAUUUCUGCUUGUUCAAUGGAACUUCCCCUAAACAUGUUCCACCAACCCUUUGGAGCAGAUUUGGUGAGGGUUUGGGAUAGAUGCGUGGGGGGAGGACUUUUGUUGUGCAAAAGGAAAUCCUUUGCACUUUCCCAGUCUUAACAGUGCAGUUCUCCAGCCAGGUUGUAUAUGCAAAAUGCAUAUACUAAGGUAAUCCAUGCAGAAAAAUGCAUAUAUUUCUGACAGUAACAUGAAAUGAAUUAUAUUGGGGGGAAUUGCUUGCAAAAAUGGAUAUCUUAGGCAAAAACAUUCAAAAGUGUGUGUGUUAGGAGAAAUUAGCACUAAAAUGCUAAUGAUUUUGGGGGGGAUUGCAAAUCAGUGUGGAAAUUUGCAGAACUGAACAUAAAAUUGGGAAAAUGAGAAUCCGAAAUUAAUGGAUUUGCUCAUCCCUAGUGAUGUCUGCAACUCUUCACCAUGGCAAAGUGGGAGAAGAGAACCUAGGGGCAGGGGGCAUGGUGGAAAGAAAGCUCAGGGUUACAUUUAACUUUUUUGCUCCUUUUCAAAGGCUUGGCAAAAUGAUGGUUCAUGCUACCAUGAACAUUUACAAGAUGGCUGUGGAAAACUUUCUUCCAACUCCUUCAAAAUCUCACUAUGUCUUCAACCUGCGAGAUUUCUCCCGGGUCAUCAGAGGAGUGUUGCUCUGCCCACAUACCCAUUUGCAGGUGUGAAAGCUACACUAGCUUUUAUUUCAUCAACGGGGGCACCAUCAUCACCAUAAAACUUAGCAUUUAUAAUUGCACUUUAGGUUUCCAAGUACUUUGUAUCCAUUGCCACAUUGCAAUGAUUACAACAACACAACUCUGUCUUUGUUCUCUCCCUUCUUUUCAGUACAGCUUGCUAAAGGUAUUCUCUCACACACAUACACAUCCCAUCACUUUGGGAACCUCUGUCUGCACAGGCCUAAGAUUCCUUUUAGAUGGCCAUCAACACCGUUUGUCAUGUUAACGCCUCUAUCCCAGGUCAGGCACUGACUUGGAAAGGAAGCUUAGCCUGUGCUUUUCCACUGGCCUGCAAUCUUCCCUUCAGUACUCCAAAUAAUAAAAAAUCCUACUGUUUAUUAAUUUCUAGGGUUUAGGGGGGAUCCCACCCCCAAACCCAUAACAAUAUUUACUGAUUAAAUUCCUGUUGGUUGGCUUCCACCUCCCAGUGGUCAAGAAGUAUCAAGAUCCAUGUGUGUGUGUGACUAUGUUCAUAUCUGCUUCAAAACCAGGCAUGGAUUGAGGUUCCUCCUUUCUUUUGAUAGGAUGGGGAGAAACUGAUCAGGCUUUGGAUUCAUGAAGUUUAUCGGGUCUUCUACGACCGCUUAAUAGAUGACGAGGACAGGAAGGUGUUUUUUCACAUGGUGAAAGAAACCACCUCUGAUUGCUUCAAGCAGAGUGUUGAUAAGGUAUGUUCAUCUUCAAGCAGUGAGAGCUGUUUGAAUAAAGAGAGAAAAAUAGGAUAUAUUUACGGCAACUGUUAUUUUGGUUGCAUUGGGCUGAAGAGCUCCCCCACCCCAGUUUCGCAUGGUGCAAAAGUGGCAGAGGGAUUUCAGCAAUUUUCUGGAACUGGGAAAUUUCAAGGAUGGAACUCAAGUAACAUCCACUUCUUAUUCUCUGGCUUCUAUUUGAGUGGUCAGUCGUAGCAGAUGCCAUUUAUCUUUGCCCAGAAUUUUUCUUGGAUUGUUGCUACAUCACAAUUGAUUGAUUGAUCAAUCUAUUGAUGAAUACAUAAACAAACAAACAAACAAACAAACAAACACUACAACUGAUAAAUUAUGGGUGGUAUGCUAUGUUAGUCCUACUCAGAGUGGAACCAUAGAAGUUAAGCAACAUGCCUAACUGGUCCAUUAAUGCGGGUCUAUGCUACGCAGAACUCGGUUGGAUACCACCCUAUAGGUUUUAGUUUUGAGGGGGGGAAGGCAAGCAAGGGGAACAUGAUGGAAGCAUGUAAAUUAUGCUUGGUGUUCUUAGUGUGUCUUCCCACAUCUGUUAUUUCAGAGUGGUGGUGGGCAGAUGGAGUCCAAACUGCUUAUGUAUUCCUCACUGUCUUCCAUAGGUAUUAAGCCACUUGUCUCCAACUGGAAAAAUCCAUGAUGAUAACAUCCGGAGCCUCUUCUUUGGAGACUACUUUAAGCCACAAAGUGAUGCAAAGAUCUAUGAUGAAAUAACAGACUUAAACAAGCUGACGUCUGUUAUGGAAUACUACUUGGAGGAGUUCAACCAGAUCAGCAAGGCGCCCAUGUCUCUGGUUAUGUUUAAAUUUGCCAUUGAGCAUAUCUCAAGGAUAUGCAGAGUACUGAAGCAGGAUAACGGCCACUUGCUGCUGGUGGGCAUCGGUGGAAGUGGCCGACAGAGCGCCACCAAGCUGGGCACCUUUAUGAAUUCGUAUGAACUCUUCAUGAUCGAAAUCACGAAGUUCUACACCACAAAUGACUGGAGAGAGGAUAUCAAGAAGGUCAUGUUGCAGUCAGGGGUGGCCAACAAAAACACUGUGUUCUUAUUCUGUGAUAACCAAAUAAAGGACGAGUCCUUUGUGGAGGACAUUAACAUGUUGUUGAACACGGGGGACGUGCCUAACAUCUUUGCAGCCGAUGAGAAGGCUGACAUCGUUGAAAAAAUGCAGGGUGCGGCAAGGACCGAAGGCAAGAGAAUUGAAGCCACCCCUCUGGCCAUGUACAACUUUUUUACUGAACGCUUGAAGAAAAACUUGCACAUAGUUUUAGGUACAGAUAAAAAAAUAAGUUACUUUUUCAUACUGAUUUCUUCUAACAUUUGACUGGGCUUGUCUGAGAAAUAAUGAUUAUGUCCAUUGCAGCAAUGAGUCCAAUUGGAGAUGCUUUCCGGAACCGCUUGCGAAUGUUCCCUUCGCUGAUCAACUGCUGCACUAUCGACUGGUUCCAAAGAUGGCCCACUGAUGCUUUGGAAAUGGUUGCCAACAAAUUCUUAGAGGAUGUGAAGCUGGAAGAUGAAAUCAGAAAAUCGUAUGUCAUGGGAUGCUUUGCAAAGCUUCUCCCAUCCCGCGCCCUCUCUAAUAUAACAAAUCUAAAUUGUCAUAAUUUCUAGAAGGUAUAGGCACGUAACUCCAUUGCAGCCAAAAUCAACAAAGGGUCUUGAGGCACCUUAGAUGCUAACAAAUUUAUCCCAGCACAGUCUUUUGUGGACUUGAUUAGGAAUGAGGGAGAAAUUUGAUUCGGAUCACAUUUAAAGGCAAAUCUACCAAAAGUCACACUUUCUGAAAUAAUACAUGAAUGGAAAGAACAUCAUUCAAAAUUCACAUUUCUCUGAAACUUCUACUUCGUGGGCCAAGUAAUGUGUACAAAGAUGCGUUUCCUGGGGGAAAAUAUGCAUACAAAUGCAUAUAUUACCGUAAUCAAAAUAAAAUGCAAAGAUGCAAUCAGUUGGGUGAGAUUGCUUUCUAAAAAUGGAAAUAUUAGGAAAAAUUGCAUACAAAAAUCUGUAUAUUAGAAAUUCACACUGAAAUGGUGAUGAAUUUCCAGGGUUGUUUUUUUAUAAAAUGGAAACUGAAGUGGAAAUGUGAAAAACUGAGCUUAAGAUUAGGAAAAAAUGAGAAACUUGAGUGAAACUGAAAUUGAUACAUUAAAUCAUCCCUAGUCUUAAGUCUACUUCAGAGAUGGCUUUCCAGAUAUUGUUGAAUUACUACCCUCAUCAUCCCUGUUUACUGACUUUGCUGGCUGGGACAAGCUUUGGUGCUUGUAUUGCCACUUUUGAUGCCUUCAUAAUGACCUAACUAACUUAGUUUGGCCUGACAUGAUCUAUGGUUAAUACUGAGCAGGACUGAUUUCUUAGAAAGGUAUUAAAUAGCAUUGUAGGCCAUAGAUAUGGAGAACAGUUUUUGAAAUUAUUGCAGAAUGAUGUUGACUAUUGUCCAUCACCACAAGGCUUUCUGAUAUGGUUAAUUAGCAUGUCACAAAAUCAGCUCUUGGCAUGUCCUCAAAUGACUUUUAUGUCUUGAGCCAAAGUUUACCAGAAAAAUUAUGUGGCUCUUAUACAAUGUUCAUGGACCACACAAAAUUUAACUCAUUGAUUGUAUUAGCUGCCUAUUAACAUGUGUUUUCCCUGUAGGGUUGUGUCCAUGUGUAAGUAUUUCCAAGAAAAUGUGAGAGAACUCUCCGUCAGCUAUUACAGCACUCUUCGAAGACACAAUUACGUAACACCAACAUCCUAUCUGGAAUUGAUUCUGACCUUUAAGGCGUUAUUAAAUAGUAAAAGGCACGAAGUGGAUAUGAUGAGAAAUCGCUAUCUUGUGGGCCUUCAGAAGCUUGAUUUUGCAGCUUCACAAGUAAGUGUGGACUGGAACAGGUAGAUUAUAUGGAAACUUGUAACUGUUUUCAUUAUCUGCAGUAUCCAUUGCAAGCUCAGUAUUAUUAACAGGGCUGUUCAAAGACAAUGGCUGUAUACACACCAUAUAUUUAAAGCACAUGACUUCCUCCAAAGAAUCCUGGGAACUGUAUCUUACAGAGCUACAAUUCCAAGCACCCUUAGCAAACUACAGUUCCUGAUUAGUCAGAAAGCAAAAUCACUGGCAGAUUCUGGUACCUAAUUGCACAUUAAAAUGCUGGUUCAUUUUUGUCAUGAAUUUUUUUUCUGUAUCUGAAAUUGAUUAUGAAAUGUGGUGAACUGAAGAUUGGAAUAGUAAGGAAUUAAUAUCUUGAUUAUGCCCUCUCCCUUGGUCGUCCUCUUUAGGUUGCAGUGAUGCAAAAGGAGCUGACGGCUCUUCAACCGGAAUUGAUUCAGACCUCCACAGAAACGGAGAAAAUGAUGAUCCACAUAGAAAAAGAAACCGUUGAGGUGGAUGCCAAGAAGGAGCUUGUGGCUGCAGAUGAAAAGGAAGCCAAUGAAGCUGCAGCUAUUGCCCAGGGUAUUAAGGUAAUUGUGCUGUGCAGCCCGGUGCUCCCUCCCCAUCAGAGCUCAUCUUUCCAACAGUGCAGUGUAAUAAUUGAGAAAUCCAAACUAAGAAAGGUGUAAAGAGCUAGCAGCGACGUGUUGUUUCUGCCCUAUUUAUUGCUUCCCUGGAGGAAUGUAUGCAAUGCUAGUCCUUCUCAGGGCAGGCUCAUUGAAAUUAAUGAACCCAAGUUAGUUCUGUCCUUUAAUUUCAGUGAAUCUGCUCUGUGUAGGACUAGCAUUGACUCCAGUCCUAAGGCUUCAAUCCUGGACCUCAAAUGUGGGAAUGUUUAUCAGCCCAAGGGCCAGAUUCCCUUCUGGGCAACCUUCUGAGGGCUACAUGCCUGUGGUGGGCAGAGCCAGAGGCAGAAGUGGAUGGGGCGACAAAUGCAAAUUUUACCUUUUGUACAAUUGACUAGUGUCUUCAUAGCCACACACCAUCCAGACAAGCAAGUGGCAUUGACAGAGUUCAUGGACACAGACCAGUCAAACAAAAACAGUUGGGGGACAAAGUGAGGGGGGUGUUGCCAGAGGAGAGCUCUGAGGGCUAGACAGAGAGGAAUAGAGGGUUCUCCAUCCUCGGUCUCAGGGAACUGCCAUCAGCUCAGAGGCGAGAGGUAGAAGGGCAGUUGGGUUACAGGGAGCCUCCAGAGUUCGUGAGAAGCAGCACUUCCUCCGCGGAGGAGGGAAGCCACGCCUCUAGUGGGGAAGAGAUGCAGGGCUCAGAGGAUGCAAGGGAGAGCCAGAGCACCGUGCAUGAGCAAAGCGGGGGGGGGGGAGGCAGGUCCCUCUUUGCCCACGCCCUCUCUGCGCAGUCGGUUUACGUGCAGAGAGGGGAGGCGUAGGAUGGGGGUCAAGAGACUACUCUGCUGAGGAAAGUUUAAGGACCGCCCACUCUCAGAUUCUGCUAGUGACUGAGCAAGACAUGGAAUUGAGACAUUCUGCACUGUAAAUGUUUUUGCACUGAUAAUAAAGCCUUUGAAAAGACCAGUGAGGGUCUUGCCUGUUCGCUCUCGAGCAACCACGCCGGCAGACGUAACACUCUGCUAUGCCAACUUACCUAGAGUAAGCCCCAUUGAACUCAAUAAGACUUCCUGAUGAAAAAAUAUACACAGGGCUGCACUGUCAGCACAUGAUGUGCCCUUCCAUGGUUGGUUUUUAACUAAAGCGCAGCCACUUAAGAGGGGAUGGCCACACUGGGAACAUGAUGCCGCUGAGAGGGGAUUCAAUCCCUUGCCCCCAGCACAGUUCUGAUCUGCCUCCCCAGGGCUGCUACCUACCCCAGAGCAGGGAGAAACUAUUUCUCCCAAAUACACAUAUGCUAAAAGUAAUGUUGGGCUAAAAAUGUCCCCCUUUUGUGGGGGUCACAAGAAAGUGAGUGUGAUGCAGUUAGAGUGCUAGGCCAGGGGAGGGCAGGGUUCAAAUCCCCACGGAGUUAUAAAACUCACUGGGUGACCAUGUGCCUGUUGCACCAGGGAGUGCAUUUGACAGGUGGGGAACUGCCAGCGAGAGGGCCCUUGAUCAGUUUCAAUCAAGGCACAUCCAGUGGCAGCACCUGCAAUAAGAAAGAAAAGGGCUGUUCUUGCAAAGUUGUUGUUUCACUGGACUGUGCAGUGGCAUCCUGACAAUGUGGUGGGAAUAUAUUUGAUGUGAUGACAUAAAAAAAAAAAUGUCCAGUAGCACCUUAGAGACCAACUAAGUUUGAUGUGAUUACAGGAAGAGUGCGAGGGGGACCUGGCGGAAGCAAUGCCAGCCCUGGAAGCUGCCCUUUCGGCUCUUGAUACCCUGAACCCUGCAGAUAUCUCCCUUGUCAAGUCCAUGCAGAAUCCACCAGGACCUGUCAAGCUGGUCAUGGAGAGCAUUUGUGUUAUGAAAGGAAUAAAGCCAGAAAGAAAGCCUGAUCCAAGUGGAAGCGGUAAAACACACACACACACACACACACACACACACCACAAACAUUUAUUGGGAGGGGUUGUCAUGUGCUUCUUUGCUGAAAUUGAACAUUGCCAUCGUAUCACUUUAUAUUAUAUAUUAAGACAUUCACCCAGUAGAGUUUAGUCUAUUAGGGCAAGUGCUCCCCUGCCCUACCAAGCUAAGCUUGUCCUUAGCCAGCCCUACCUUUGAAAGUGACCCAGAAACUACAACUAAUCCAGAAUGCGGCAGCUAGACUGGUGACUGGGAGCGGCCAUCGAGACCACAUAACACCAGUCUUGAAAGACCUACAUUGGCUCCCAGUACGUUUCCGAGCACAAUUCAAAGUGUUGGUGCUGACAUUUAAAACCCUAAACGGCCUCGGCCCAGUAUACUUGAAGGAGCAUCUCCACCCCCAUCGUUCAGCCCAGACACUGAGGUCCAGCUCCGAGGGCCUUCUGGCGGUUCCCUCACUGCAAGAAGUGAGGUUACAGGGAACCAGGCAGAGGGCCUUCUCAAUAGUGGCGACCAUCCUAUAGAACGCCUUCCCAUCAGAUGUCAAGGAAAUAAACAAGUAUCUGACAUUUAGAAGACAUCUGAAGGCAGCCCUGUACAGGGAAGUUUUUAAUGUCUGUGUUUCAUUGUAUUUUAAAUAUUUUGUUGGAAGCUGCCCAGAGUGGCUGGGGAAACCCAGCCAGAUGGGCAGGGUAUAAAUAAUAAAUUAUUAUUAUUAUUAUUAUUAUUAUUAUUACUCCUGUUCCUCCUUAGUCCCAGUGUUGCUGUUAUAGAACUCAGCAGGAAGGAGGGUGAAGACAAAGCCAGAAUUAGUUGACUCUGCCUAUCAUUGGCUCUAACUCCUGCAUUCUGCCUUAAAAGUCUAAUAGGCCUUAGCCUCCACUGCAUUUAAUGCAAUAAAAUGGACCAUAGAUACAAGUGUUAUGGGAAGUGAGUCAUUAUACCACCUUAUCCAUUUGCUUUGGCUUAAGAAUUACCUGGAUGCUCAAAAAACUAUUUCAGGGGAAAGAACAGAGAGGUUGAAAAUCUUCCAGAUUUGUUAAAUGAGAUAUUCGUAUUUUGAAAACAUUUUAAUAUAUAUGUAUUUAUGUGAAAUUUCAGGUAAAAUGAUAGAAGACUACUGGGGAAGUUCCAAAAAGGUUCUAGGGGAUCUGAAAUUCCUUGAAGGCUUGAAGACUUAUGACAAAGACAAUAUCCCAUCAGCUGUAAUGAAGAGAAUUAGAGAGAAGUUCAUCAACCAUCCGGACUUUCAGCCAGCUGUCAUAAAAAAUGUAUCAUCCGCCUGCGAAGGCUUGUGUAAAUGGGUGAGAGCCAUGGAAGUGUACGACCGUGUUGCAAAGGUAGUAGCCCCAAAACGUGAACGACUCAGGGAGGCUGAAGGUUUGCUCGCUGUACAGAUGCAGAAGCUCAAUACGAAGCGAGCAGAACUCAAGAAGGUGAUUGACCGCCUCCAGGACCUGAAUGACGAAUUUGAAGAAAUGAACAACCGGAAGAAAGAACUCGAGAACAACAUUGAAAUAUGCUCUCAGAAGCUGGACAGGGCUGAAAAGCUGAUCAGUGGCUUGGGAGGCGAGAAGGAUAGGUGGACGGAAGCAGCACGCCUUCUAGGAAUUCGAUACACUGACCUCACUGGGGAUGUCUUGUUAUCUUCAGGGACGGUGGCUUAUCUGGGAGCCUUUACUGUUGAUUACCGUACAGAAUGUCAGAAGAAAUGGCUGGCUUUGUGCAAGGAGGAGAAAGUCCCAUGCUCUACGGAUUUCAGCCUGAGUAACACUUUAGGGGACCCAGUCAAGAUCCGUGCCUGGCAGAUUGCCGGAUUGCCAAUUGAUUCCUUUUCAAUUGACAACGGCAUCAUUGUUUCCAACUCAAGACGGUGGGCUUUAAUGAUUGAUCCUCAAGGGCAAGCCAACAAGUGGGUCAAAAAUAUGGAAAAGGGCAAUAAGCUUUCCGUUAUCAAGUUGUCUGACACCAACUAUGUAAGGACUUUGGAGAACGCUAUCCAGUUUGGAACCCCAGUCUUGCUUGAAAAUAUUGGCGAGGAAUUGGAUGCGUUCUUGGAGCCGGUGUUGCUAAAGGCAACUUUCAAACAGCAAGGUGUGGAGUACAUGAGACUGGGAGAGAACAUUAUUGAGUACUCAAGGGAUUUCAAGUUUUACAUAACGACACGCUUAAGGAAUCCUCAUUAUCUUCCUGAAAUUGCUGUGAAAGUUUGUCUGCUCAAUUUUAUGAUCACCCCUCUAGGGCUUCAGGACCAGCUUCUUGGGAUUGUGGCUGCGAAGGAAAAGCCUGAGCUGGAAGAGAAGAAGAACAAGCUGAUUGUAGAAAGUGCAGCAAACAAGAAACAGCUGAAGGAGAUUGAAGACAAAAUCCUGGAAGUUCUUUCCAAGUCGGAAGGAAAUAUCUUAGAAGAUGAAACAGCCAUUAAAAUCCUCUCUUCUUCCAAAGAGUUGUCUGAAGAAAUAUCUGAAAAGCAGGAAAUUGCCACUAUUACCGAAAUGGAAAUAGAUGCCACCCGAAUGGGGUACAAGCCAGUGGCCGUUCAUUCAGCAACAGUCUUCUUUUGCAUUUCUGAUCUGGCUAACAUUGAACCAAUGUAUCAAUAUUCCCUGAUAUGGUUUAUUAACCUCUAUGUCCAGUCUCUUGCCAAUAGCAGGAAAAGCGAUGUUUUGGAAGAAAGGAUUGAAUUCAUAAUUGACCAUUUCACAAUCAGCAUCUACAACAACGUCUGCCGAUCCCUGUUUGAGAAGGACAAGCUUCUUUUCUCCCUACUUCUGACUAUAGGGAUCAUGAAAGGGAGAGAUGAGAUCGAUGAUGAGGUCUGGCGUUUCCUUCUGACGGGUGGGGUUGCACUCGAGAACCCGUAUGCGAAUCCUGCCCCAGAGUGGUUGUCUGACAAAUCGUGGGCCGAAAUUGUGCGUGCCUCAGGGCUGAAAAACUUGCGUGGGCUGUUGGAUCAUGUGGAGUCCAAUGUCACGGAAUGGAAACUGAUUUAUGAUUCUGCCAAACCUCACGAAGAAGAGUUUCCCGGUGAAUGGAAUCUGGUCACAGGUCUUGACCGCAUGGUCAUCCUCCGAUGCCUGAGACCAGAUAAAAUCAUCCCGGCCACCCAACUGUUCAUCUCAGACAACAUGGGGAAGAUAUAUAUCGAACCCCCAACAUUUGAUCUUGUUGGAAGUUACCAUGAUUCCAACUGCUGCGCACCUCUGAUUUUUGUCCUGUCACCAGGUGCUGAUCCCAUGGCAGGUGAGGUUUCUUAAAUAUGAAAUCUUCCUUUCAUGAUACUGCCUUUUGGUUGAACAAGGCUAUAAAUUGCACCUUUCACUACCCACACCCUGAGCAGCGGCUCAAACUCUGACCCAGAGGAGGAGUGCACAGUCAGAUUUUAAAAAAAAAAUGGCAGUGCAAGCAGAUGAGGUGCUGGACUCAGACCUGGGUCCCCAGUUCUGAACUUGAGCCAGAGAUUCCAUGGUCAGAGGCAGUAAUGCUUCUCAAUGCCAGUUUCCGGAAACCACAGGAGGCAAGAGUGCUGUUGUGUUCAAGUCCUACUUGCAAGUUGCCCACAGGCCUCUGGUUGACCAUUAUGAGAACAGGAUGCUGGACUAGAUGGGCCAUUGGCUGAUCCAGCAGGCUCUUAUUAUGCUCUUAUGAGACCCUCCAACUAGGAUCCCCAGAGGCAGCAUCUCCUGGGCAAGAUUCAUCUAUAGGUCCAACCUUCCCCUCUGCCCCAGGGCCUGUUUUCCAGCACACAAAAUGCACCCAGGGGAAACUCAGUGGGGAAAGACCACAGCUCAUGGUACCCUUUUCAUGGAGAGGGUCCCAGGUUCAGUUGCUGGCAUCUCCAGGUAAAGCUAGGAGAGAACUGCUGCCAGUCCGGGUGGGCACUACUGGGCUAGAUGAACCCAUGUUCUGACUCUGUAUAAAGUAGCUUCCUACUGACAUUCCUUAAUUUUUCUAUAUGUUGGGUGCAGAGGUCUUUGCAACAGCAGCUUGCCAGAAAGUCCUCCAAAAAGCACUUGUAAUUCCCCAUCACCACCUUUAAUUAUUAUUAUUAUUAUUAUUAUUAUUUGUAUCCCUCCCAUCUGACUGGGUGGCACUAUGGGCAGCGUCCAACAGAUAUAAAAAACGUAAUAGCAUAUACAGGGCUGCCGUCAGAUGUCUUCUAAAGGUUACAGUUACUUUAACUGAGAAGAUUCCAUUUGGGUUUCUUGAAUAGCGUUCCUGACACUAAAACCCUGCGCAUUUAUUAAAACGAUUUGUAUUUAAAUAUUUGACGCUAGGCUUGUUGAAGUUUGCUGAUGAUCUUGGCAUGGAAAGCAUCCAGACUAUUUCACUUGGCCAGGGCCAAGGCCCAAUCGCAGCAAAGAUGAUUAAUCAGGCUAUCGUGGACGGGACUUGGGUUGUGCUGCAAAACUGCCAUCUUGCAACCAGCUGGAUGCCUGCUUUGGAAAAAAUCUGUGAAGAGGUUAUAGUACCUGAGAAUACUCAUACCAAGUUCAGGCAAGAAUUCAAUUUCUGUUAUUUAGUCUACAUGGAUGCUGUAGAAAUCUCAUUUCCUGGGCUCCAGACAUCCUCUUUUGCUGGUCAGGAAAGUGGUGCAAUGAAAGUUCUGAUCCCCUGGGGUUCCAGGGUCACAGAGGACAUGGCAGCAGGCUUUUUAAAAGAAGGUAAUAUUUGGUAAAUAUCUCUUCCCACUGAGGCCAUGUCAGAUAAUAUCACAGUGAACAGGGUCAUGCAGGUAAGAUCAGGCUCAGUAGCAUGUGCCUCGAUUUAGCAGUAUCAAGUUCAGGGCCAAGGUCACAUCUAUAUGUUAGUACAGUGGUACCUCGGGUUACAAACACCUCGGGUUACAAACACUUCAGGUUACAGACUCCGCUAACCCAGAAGUAGUACCUCGGGUUAAGUACUUUACUUCAGGAUAAGAACAGAAAUCGUGUGGCGGCAGUGGGAGGCCCCAUUAGCUAAAGUGGUCCCUCAAGUUAAGAACGGUUUCAGGUUAAGAACGGACCUCUGGAAUGAAUUAAGUUCGUAACCAGAGGUACCACUGUAUAUAAAGCCCUUAACAGCUUGUCACUAGUUUACUUGUGAGAUCGCCUUAUCCCGUAUAUGCCUACGCAACUGCUUUGAUCUGUGGAACUGGCACUGUUACAAGUGCCUCAUAAUACUUGUUCCGUAUUUGUAAGAAAUUGAUAUUUUCAGUUGGAACUCCCAAGAAGGUACAGUGGUGCCUUGCAAGACGAAAUUAAUCCGUUCCGCGAGUCUCUUCGUCUUGCGGUUUUUUCGUCUUGCAAAGCACGGCUAUUAGCGGCUUAGCGGCUAUUAGCGGCUUAGCGGCUAUUAACGGCUUAGCGGCUAUUAACAGCUUAGCGGCUUUAAGAAAAAGGAAACAAACUCUCAAGAACUCGCAAGACGUUUCGUCUUGCGAAGCAAGCCCAUAGGGAAAUUCGUCUUGCGGAACGACUCAAAAAACGGAAAACUCUUUCGUCUAGCGAGUUUUUCGUCUUGCAAGGCAUUCGUCUUGCGGGGCACCACUGUACCUUCACUGUACUCUUUUUGGUGCCUGCUAAAAACACAUCCAUAAAUAUAGAAUCUUGACUUACAUUUGAAUCUGCUUUCCCUCCCUGCCCCCAUCGUUGAUUUUAUUUAUUUUUGAAUGUUUUCAAUAGUUGUUGGGGUUUUUUUUAGAUGAUUUUAUUUUUAUGAUUUUAUGAUUUUACUCUUUCUGUAAACUGCUUUGAGGUUUUCUUGCAAUCGAGUGGUAUAUAGAUCUUGUGAAAUAAAUAAAAAUAAAUAUACGCCCAGAUUUAGGCAAGCCCUAUCAGAUCCACGGAAAGGUCCUGUGACCUCCAGUGACUGCAGUCUUCCCUUUGUUGUGCUUAAUGGGUGGAUGUUGUCUCAGCAAAGAGUUUAAGGUUGGCAAACCCUGCCCCGCAAUUAGCCCUGCCUUUGCAGAGGAGCUGGCUGUGUUCUUUAAAGGGCUAUUGUCCAGUUCCAUAACUGCUGACUUCUACAAGACUGAAGAGAUGAAAUGCUACUGGGGACUCAUCCUAAGGGUUUGAGGGUGGCAGGAAGAGCUACAUCUUCUGGCUGGAAAGGCAUGGAAGGAGGUGCUGAAAGAUCCCCUCCUUGCACAGGGCUGCCUGCUUCUCCUCUUCAUCAGAGUCUUCCUCAGGGCAGGGUGGGGGCCCAGAUUUGGGGACCAUUACAUUUUUUUGAACUUUUUCUAUCGGAAGCAGUGGUUUGUGCAGGGUCAACACAAAGGUUUUCCUGUAACUGCCCCUCUGCAGUUUUUACUUUUUCAUUGACACUACUACAUGUCUUGGUGGUGACCAUUGUACUCCUGGUUGCAAAGAGGGGGUUAUGGUGUGGUUUCUGUUGGUGCUUUGUGACAGUGCUAGUCUCCCUUUCUCUUGCACAUAAGAGCUUUCUAUGUAGCAGGAUCCCCCUUUUAAAAAAACUAAAAAAAACACAAAGGUGCAUUCAUCUGAGCUCCUGUCUUGAGUCUGAUGUGGUACGGUCCAGACACAGGUUGACCACCUCAACAAGAACCAGGCCUCUAACACAUUUGUUACAAAGGCACACACAAGAUACUUAACCAUUAUUCAAAUGUGUGAAAAUAAGCUUGUGUAUCUUUACCAGGGGUAGCCAAGGUGGUACCAUCCAGAUGUUGUAGACCACAAUUCCCACCAGCCGCAACCAGCAUAAUAAUAGUUUUAUUAUUUAUACCCCUGCCAUCUGGUUGAGUUUUCCCAGCCACUCUGGGUGGCUUUCAGCACAUAUAAAAACAUAAUAAAAUGUAAAACAUUAAAAAUUUCCUGAUACAGGGCUGGCGCGUGGCCAGUAGUCAGGGUUGCUAGUUGUCUAAAAACAUCUGGAGGGUGCACACACUGGCAACCCCUGACGUACGCAUAGACAGCAUCCACACCAUGUAACCAAAUUUAUUUCUGCUCCCAACUUCAUUAGAUUGUGGCUGACUAGUUAUCCAUCCGAAAAGUUUCCUGUCAGCAUUCUCCAGAAUGGAAUAAAAAUGACCAACGAGCCACCUAAAGGGGUGAGAGCAAAUCUCCUUCGAUCCUACCUCAACGACCCAGUUUCUGACCCCAUGUUCUUUAACAGUUGCGAAAAGAAAGAAAUUUGGCAGAAGCUGCUGUUUGGUCUCUGCUUCUUCCAUGCUCUUGUGCAAGAAAGAAGAAACUUUGGUCCAUUGGGUAAGAUGUUGUGUGCUUUAUUGUUUUCAAAAACAAUUUUGUGGGUUUUUUUGUGGUAGAUGGCUCUGGGGAGGUGGGAACAGAAAGUCAAACCAGAGGAGGUUUGCAUAUGGUCUUCACCUGCAUCCGUCUUUCUCCUUGCCACCCAAGACAAGGUAGAUGGUAGGUGGUUCUGUGGCCAGCAGAGGCUGGAGCAGGCUCUGAGAUGGUGUCUGUCCAAUUCUUCGUCCAGGAUGAAAGCAGUAUAAAUGGUUCCUAUCUGCCCCCCUCCGCACUUUAUCCUCACAACAACAUUGUGAGUAGAUAAGUCUGAAAGAGUGUGAACCAGUCAUUCACUGAGUGUUGUUCCUCAGUAGGGAUGGGGGAGAAAUCCAACUAAGUUCGCCUUUAAAGGCAAAUCUACCUUAUUCACAGCCAUCCUUCAGAAUUCACGUUUCUCCAAAUUUUGUGGUUUUCCCAGCCAAGUUGUAUUUACAAAAGUGCACAUACCGAGGUAAACGGUGCACAGAAUUGCAUAUGUACAUGAAAAUUACAUAUGAAUAUGCAUUACGUUCAGGGAAGUGGCUUUGGGGGAAAUGUACGUAUGUAUUAGGCAAAAUUGCACACAAAAAUGUGUAUAUUAGAAAUUUGCACUAAAAUGCCAGCGAGUUUUUGUGAGAACUUAACAACAACAACCUCAAACAUGUAUAGAAAUGUGAAGAACUGCAUUUAAGAUUGGAAAUAUUAGAAACCUAAAGUGACAGAUUCACCCAUCCCUAUUCGUGAGUGAGGAAUUUAAAGUGGAUCUCCCUGAUCUACUGCUCUGUCCACAACACCACACUGAUGCUAUCAUCUUAUAUGUGCUGCAACUCUAAACUAAGGAACAGCACAGCAUGGAUUAAACAGGCACUGGCAACCGCUUUUGACCCCAUAUCACUAAUGGUACAACCAUUGCACCAAUCAUUGUGUCAGUCUGUGAUCCAGAUCCCACAGUUCAGUUUUGCAUCAGUACAUAGCUCUUUCUACGAUUAAGCUGGGGCUUAGUUUUAUUGAAGAUUUCCUCAUGUAUGUCACUACUGCCCGCUGGGCCAUUUUUGCUGCCAAAGGCACCCCAAAUAACAAAGGUAAACAUUUUUAUGUGGUUACAAACUUGGAUCUAUUGCUCAGAUUUCCUAGGUGGCCUAUAGAGAGCUUCUGUUCAAAUUACUGUAUUUUUCGCUCUAUAAGACGCACCAGACCACAAGACGCACAUAGUUUUUGGAGGAGGAAAACAAGAAAAAAAAUAUUCUGAAUCUCAGAAGCCAGAACAGUAAGAGGGAUCGCUGCACAGUGAAAGCAGCAAUCCCUCUUGCUGUUCUGGCUUCUGUGAUAGCUGCGCAGCCUGCAUUCGCUCCAUAAGAUGCACACACAUUUCCCCUUACUUUUUAGGAGGGAAAAAGUGAGUCUUAUAGAGCAAAAAAUACGGUAGCCAGGGGCACUUGUGCCUUUUCUGUGUCCAUCAGAAUGCAGCUGUUCAGUUUUGAGCUCAGCAAUUUUCAAAUGACAGCUGAGGGGCACAUAAAUAAUAUUUAUCAUUAGCAGCUCUGAUUAAUGUAAGACCUGGAACACAUCGUUGCACUAUAAGGGAAGUUAAUUAAAGAUAAAUAUCUCCCUCUUGGAUACAAUAUUGAGACAAAUGCCUGGGCUUCACUAUAGUAUUGUUUCAGCUUAGUCUAUUAGCAUUGAAUGUCAUCUUAUUGUUUGCCAUCAGCAGAACAAAGCUUGCUGUAUUGCAGACUCACUUUUCCCCCACUCUGGUUUGGACAGGUUGGAACAUUCCUUAUGAAUUCAAUGAAUCUGAUCUGAGAAUCAGCAUGCGGCAGAUUCAGAUGUUUCUGAAUGAAUAUGAAGAAACCCCAUUUGAAGCUCUCACAUAUCUUACAGGUAUGGGCAUUGUGGCUACAUUCAGACAUAAUGCUGGUUUAGCGUCAUGAAAAUGAGCUUAGCGUGAUUUAGCUAAACUAUGGUUUAUCAUUACAAAGGUGAACGUAUUACAAUAGUGAGCUAAAAGCGUGGCUUAUCAUUUAUGAAAAUGAGCCCCCAAGGCUCCCUUCCCCAUUCCUCAGUGUGGCCAUAGCAAAACAGCUAGAAAAGAGGAGAGGAGAGAGAGGAGCAUGCAAGUCAUCCUGCAGCUCAUGUGAUGCUGCUUUAUACAAAGUCAGUUCAUUGGUCCAUCUAGCUCAGUAUCGUCUGCUCUGACUGGCCGAUACCUUCCUUUGUCACAGGCAAGGAUUUCUCCCAGCCUUACCAGGAUAUGACGGCAAUUGAAUCUGGAAUCUUGCCCAAAACCAUGGUUUCCUGUUACAUCUGGGCCACAGUCUAAUAGCCGCUACCCUCCACCAUACCACCCAAAGUAUAUGGGGAUCCAUGAUGGGAGUCCAAUUCUGACAAAACUCCAUCGUCCGUAGUAAUGCAAGGCUAGCUAACAUAUGGCUGUUUAUGAAAGAUGUCCCACCUGUAGGUUCCAAUUUCCCCCUGAGCCCGCUGUAUGUGGGCUCCAGUCACCUUGUGAGCAGAGUCUUAUCGGUCUCCUUUUUUUAAACAGAAGGUAUCUCUGCACGCUGCAUAAACAUCUUACCAUUUUCAUUCUAAUGUGUUGUUUCUAUUCCUAGGCGAAUGUAACUAUGGUGGGAGGGUAACGGACGACAAGGACAGGCGUCUCCUGCUCUCUCUACUUUCAAUUGUGUAUUGCAAAGACGUAGAAGUCCUGGAAAACUAUCAGCUUUCCCCAGGGGGGGAAUAUUUUGUACCAUCCUUCGGGACAUACCAGGUAAGAGAGUGUAGAUGAAGUACUUUUUCACACAGCGCAUAGUAAAACAGUGCAGUUCUCUCCCCCCCCCCCCCCCGAAAUAUUGAUGGCCAUCAACCUGGAUGGCUUUAAAAGUGGAUUAGGCAGAUUUGUGGAAAAUAAGGCUAUCAAUGGCUACUAGCCACAAUGGCCAUUUUCUCCCUCCGCUAUCAGGGACAGUAAAUGCCUCUGAAUACCAGUUGCUGGGAAUCACAAGUUGUGCUCCGGUCCUGUUUGCGGGCUUCCCAGAGGCAUCCGUUUGGCUGCUGCCAAGAACCCAAUGCUGGUCUAGAUGGGUCUUUAGCCUGGUUGUGCAGGGAUUUUCUUAUGCUUUUCUAAAAUGUGGGCAUCACAGUCUGUACCAAUUGGGGGCAGUGUGAACAGUACCACCUCCUUAUCUAGCAAACCUGCUUGCCGGUGAUGAUUCUUAAAAUACACAUAUCGUUAUAUAUUCUUUACAGUCCUACAUAGACUACUUGAGAAGUCUGCCAAUUAUAACCCAUCCCGGAGUAUUUGGGCUACACGAGAAUGCAGAUAUCACAAAGGAUAACCAAGAGACCAACCUGCUUUUCAAUAGUGUCUUGCUGACUUUGCCCCGACAAGCAGGUGGCGGCGGCAAAUCUCCACAGGUAACAAAAUGACACAGUGGCUUCAUCUAGUGCUUCAAGCCCCAAAUAUCUAAACAACCACCUCCAUUCUGACAGUCCCUUUUGGAUGUUAAGGUUGGCAGAAGAGGCCCAUCUGGUUAUUUGGCUACCCUCAGGGGUGUUGGUAGCCUGAGAGAGGGCAUUCUUUGUGGCAUCCCCUAAGCUGUGAAAUUCCAUCCCUUUAGAGAUGUGUCCAGCAGCUUCAUUAUGUAAUUUCUAUCAUAUGCUGAAGAUGCACCUAUUUACCCUGACCAUUGACACCUGACAUCCAUCCAUCCAUCGCUCUUACUACGGUGUUUGUAUUUAGUGCCGUGCUAAGCAGGGUGGCACUGUGGGUUAAACCACAGAGCCUGGGACUUGCUGAUCAGAAGGUCGGCGGUUCGAAUCCCCAUGAUGGGGUGAGCUUCCGUUGCUCGGUCCCUGCUCCUGCCAACCUAGCAGUUCGAAAGUACAUCAAAAUGCAAGUAGAUAGAUAGGUACCGCUCCGGCGGGAAGGUAAACAGUGUUUCCAUGCGCUGCUCUGGUUCGGCAGAAGCGGCUUAGUCAUGCUGGCCACGUGACCCGGAAGCUGUAUACCGGCUCCCUCAGCCAAUAAAGCGAGAUGAACCCCAGAGUCGGCCACAACUGGACCUAAUGGUCAGGGGUCCCUUUACCUGUACCUUUUAAGCACAACUAAAAGCAUAAUAAGCUCAAAAGGGCGAAUGAGUUUGAAAAAUUACAUAUUUGAAGAAUAAGAUACAAAAAGAUGGCAGGUUAUUAAAGAGCUACAAAAAAUGCUAUUUUCAAGCAUAUUCCAUUUCAAAAAUGUCCAAUUUCCUGAUUUUAGGAAACAGUAGAGGAACUGGCACAGGACGUCCUGUCCAAGUUACCACAAGACUUCGACCUAGAAUAUGUGAUGGAAAUGUACCCAGUACUUUACAGGGAGUCCAUGAACACGGUUCUUAGGCAAGAACUUAUCAGGUUCAACAGGUAGGAUUCUGGGUUUCUUCUUCUUCUUCUCCACCCUGCAAUAUUAAUAGAAAUAAUGAUGGAGCAGCCACAGGCCUGAAAGCUCCGCGUAUAUUUUAUGUUAGCAUAAUGGACAUCAAGAGAAAUCACAGAUAUUUGCCCACCUGCUAUUCCAUAUAGAGAAGGUGAUGGGACUUGCAGUUGACUGUGGCAGGACAAUGUUCCCUACUGCACCUGAGGGCAUGCAGGCCUCUACUGCACAAAAGAGUUCUACCCUCCAAAAUGUUGCUCUCACUCCUAUCACCUGCCAAUCUACUCUGCCUAAUAAUAGGACUGGCCCUCUUUCCUCAUUUAAUAGCAUGCUUAAGGUCAUGUGGAAGCCUCCAGUUAACCAUAGGUUUCCAUUUCAUCUGACCGGGGAGCCUAUGGUUAACAGAUUCAGGACAGAUUCAGAACCAUUUCUUCUCCCUCUAGGCUUACAGAGGUUGUACGCAGCAGCCUUGUCAACCUACUUAAAGCCAUCAAAGGCCAGGUGCUGAUGUCUUCAGAACUCGAGGAUGUCUUCAACAGCAUGCUUGUAGGCAAAGUGCCUCCUAUGUGGGCAGCCAAAUCCUACCCAUCCUUGAAACCUAUGGGGAGUUACGUGUCUGACCUUCUCAUGAGGCUGGUCUUCUUUCAGGUAUGCUUCAGCUCGCAUGGUUCAGUGUUGUUGUCAAGAUCAUUUACACACGAGUAGAGAUGAACAAUUCAAUUUGGUUUGCAUUUAAACACAGACUUCCCUAAUUUGUGCUUUCCAAAGCAAUAUGUGAACCAAAACACAGCUAGCCUUCAAAUUUUGCACUUUUCUGAAGGUUGCAGUGAUGAUCUCCAGCCAAGUAAUGUGUACAAAAGUGCAUGCAUUGUGGUAAAGAGUGCAUAGAAGUGCAUAUAUUAGUGAAUAUAACAAACCAAAAUGCAUUCAUUCUAUGAGGGAAAAUUGCUUGCAAGUAUGUGUAUAUUAGGAGAAAUUGGCACUAUAAUGCUAAUUAAUUUUCACGAGCACUUUUAAAAAAAGCUCUGCAAAGUGAUGUGGAAAUGUGGGGGGGGGGUUGGAUUUAAGACUAGAAAAAUGAGAUACUAAGAGUAACUGUCUAUCAAUUGAGGUUGCUUUUCUGACACGGUUUCCUUUUGGACAAAUAAAUGUCCAGCCAGAACUGCCUUUUUAUGUAAGUGAUUUUACAUUGUUUAUUUUGUUCUGAGCUUUUAAAUUUUGGAAUUUGGUGUUUUUGUCUUGAUACUGGUCAUUGACUGUCAUAAAACGACUUGAUUUGACUUAAGAAACUGAGAGAGAUCAAAAUGGGCAGAGUCAUAACAAUCCUAUGCAGGGCCUCCUCAGUAGUUGCUCCCAGACUUUGGGACUCCCUCCCUAGAGAAGUUAGAUUGGCUCCCUUCUUGCUGUCCUUCCACAGGCAGGUGAACAGCUUUUUGUUCCAACGAGCUUUUGGUAACUGACUGCUUUUAAUGAGAGGGUCGGUGCCAUGCUGUUUUUACUGUAAUCAUUUGUAUGGGUUUAAAAGAUUUUUGUGUGUGUUCAUGUGUGUUUUACUUCUGUCAAUGUUUGCUUGUAUUUAAUUAUUGUUUUCUUUUUUUUAGUGGUUUGUUGACAUUUAUUGGGAUGGCUCAAGUAUAUAGAACUAGUUUGGGGAACUCAAUAUUCCCUCAGGAUGCAAUUUUAUUUGUUUUACUACAAAAGUUUAUAUAUGGCUUAACUCGGUAGUAUCUAAGUAGUGUAAAUGGAGGCAGGAAGUAGAAAGCUAGCUAGGUGGUUAAGAAAGAGCCACAGAUUAGAAGAACUGUUGCAGGAAUAGAGGUUUAAAAAGCUCUCGCUGUUAAGAGAUCUUGGGUUGCAUCGAAUGCUAGUCCUACUUCAGAGUAGACCUAUUGAAUGUGAAGUUAAAGUUAAAGUCCAUUAACUUCAAUGGGUCUGCUCUGGAGUAGGACUAGUUGGUGACAACCCUUAAUUAUUAGAUAAGCUUCAAAGAGAGACAGCAGUUGCCAACAAUAAAUUAAUUAAUAAAAGCCCCAGAAAUAGAUGCGUACACCAAAAAAGUGUGUUAAAUUUAAAUAUUUUAAAUUAUAUUUAUAUAUGCUUAAGGAUCACGCUGGUGUUUUCAGCUAAGUGGGGUGUCAAUUUCUUAUUCUAAUAUUUAUAAAUUUGGACUUAAACCUUUACAGAUUUGCAUUUGUUUAAUGGUGGAAACUGACGGUUUGAGAUUCCAUUACCCCAAGCUCUUGGCCUUCAAGACUUUACAGCUGACCAUAUGCAGUUGUUGUUUCUUUUAAUCCCACAUAAUAACUAUUUGCUUUGCUGAUUCAUGUUAAACCCAGGAAUGGAUCAAUCACGGACCUCCAAUUGUGUUUUGGAUUUCCGGUUUCUACUUUACUCAGUCCUUCUUGACAGGAGUUUCACAGAACUAUGCCAGGAAAUACACCAUCCCAAUAGAUCACAUUGGAUUUGAAUUUGAGGUAAGUAAAGCAAUUUCAUUCCGUGUUUAAGAGUUCCUGUAUACGAUGCAAAAUGAAACUUGGUAACCUAGGGUUGUAUCCAAUGAAAUCCUACUGAGAGUAAACCCAUUGGAAUGGAACCCGUUAGUCAUGCCCAUUAAUUUCAGAGGGUGUACACUGAGAAAGUUUGUCUUCCUUCCAUCGCCCUCAGCCAAUCCAUCUGUAGAGAUCAAAGUUAGGCUACUGAAGAUUGGGACAUUUGCAUGAACUGGAAUGUAGGGAACAAUAAAGCAUAUCUGCCAGUUUAAUGGUGGAUUUUAGGUAAUUUUAGAGUUCAUGGACUUGCUUCCACCCAUCUCUCCUUAAAUACCAGUGCAUAUUAUAUCAUUUACUUCAAAAAGGCCAUCCUACUGCAUUGGGGGUGGGGUGGGCAGCUCAUUCUGUUACAUGGAGCCCUGGGCACACACACUCGCUCUGAUGGUACCACUGAUCUCCAUUGUAAAACACUGAGGCUGGUAAAAAAAAGUCUUCCUUCCUUCCUUCCUUCCUUCCUUCCUUCCUUCCUUCCUUCCACAAAACAUGGAUUUAUGAAGCUGCAUCCUCCAGAGUCCAUUCAGAGCAUUCAAAGGCCAGAAACAACAGAGGCCGUUUUCCUACUUAAUUGAUCCCUUAGUGUUAGAAGAUAAUAGUAAAAUAUUAAAUAAUUGAUGGCAUGUUGUUAGAGAAAGGGGGGGGAGGAGCUAUGGGAUUUACCCUUACCCUGUCUCAGAAAAUGUCUGUGCAGAGAGUACAGAUUCAAAAGUAAUAAGUCUGGAGAGCAUUAUGAACUAAAGCAUAAUGAGCAUUUAGAAAUAUGAGGACCAGUGUUGGGAUCUAGCUUUUGCAAGCAUUUGUAGAUAUUUCUCUUCCAUUCUUUAUGUUUAAGAAGCCCGUAGUGAGCUAGUCGGAUGGGGAAGAAAGCAUGAUGGGCAGUCCUUGUAGAUACUUGGGGCGUUUCUGGGUAGAUUGAGUCACAGAGGAUUGGCUGUGAUGUUUCAGCAAGUCCUGCUUCAGUGCUUCAGAUCUGCAGGAGCCAUUCCUUGUCUCGGCUAGCAACUAGCACUGGAUAGAACCUUCCUUCUGCAAGACCUAAGCCAUGUUCUAAUACACCAUCUCUUCCUUCCUUCCCCCACCCAAUUUAGGUGAUGACACAGGAGCACAGUAUGGCUCAAUUGCCUGAAGAUGGAGCCUACGUGAAAGGGCUUUAUCUGGAAGGGGCCCGCUGGGACAGGGAGACAAUGCGGAUUGGAGAGUCUUUCCCCAAAAUCCUCUACGACUCCCUGCCCAUCAUUUGGCUGAAACCUGGCGAGAGCUCCAAAUUUUUGCACGAAGGGAUUUACCUGUGCCCCGUCUACAAAACCAGUGCCAGGAGAGGCACCCUGUCCACCACUGGCCACUCCACCAAUUACGUGCUCUCCAUUGAGCUCCCUUCCGAUUUGCCCCAGAAGCACUGGAUCAAUAGGGGCGUAGCUGCGCUUUGCCAGCUCGAUGACUAAAUGGUUGGUGUCGUAUGCCUGUGCUUUCUGAUGAAAAAGCACGGCUGCAACUAUUGCCCCUUUGAAAAGAAAGAAGUAUCAGGCUACAACCAUCGCCCCAUUGAAAAUAAAGAAAACCUAAGGUUUGAGCAACUUGUUUUAUUGCACAUUCAUCCUGAUUUGUUUCCAAGGAGGUUAGACAGCAGCUGCAUCUACACCAUACAUUUAUGUUUGCAUGCAUGUAUUUCAUAAAGUUUAUAUGCUGCUUGAUUCUAAAAACAACACCAACCCUCAAAGGGGUUUUAAAAAAGAAUACAAUAAAAUUAUUAGUAAAAACAAUUUAAAACAUUCAGAAAAUUGAAACCAGCAGUGAACUAAAAACACAUCAGUAUUUCAGAUAGAGAAGUAGGCUUGUCUAAACAAGAAUGUUUUAAGUAGGUACCAAAAAGAGUGCACUGAAGCUGCCAGCAUGAUAUCAAUAGGCAGGGAGUUCCAAAGUAUAGGGGCCACCACAUUAAAAGAUCAGUUUCCUACAGAUGCAGAACAUCUGUAACAGUGCCAGUUCCACAGAUCAAAGCAGUCCGAGAGGGCUUGUAUGGGGUAAGAAUCUCACAAACAAAUAUGUAGUUUGUUAAGGGUCCUGGGAAUUGUAGUGCUGUGAAAGGUAAACUACAGUUCUCUAGGUCCUUUGGAGGAGGCCAUGUGCUUUAAAUGUAUGCUGUGCAUGUGAGCGAUGUUGCUUCAAGCCAGCAUUAUCCCACACUUUCCAGGGCACUUUCUCAUCUCUUAUUGUAAAAAGACCAUUCUUUUUUUGGGGGGAGUGGGUUUGUUGUGCAAGGCCUCCCAAUCGCCUUCGACUGCACAACCAGGAUUUGCUGGGAUGUGGCUGAAUCUCACCCAAAACUAGCGAUGGUCUGGAGGUCCUCUCUGCUUUGCUCUCAGUUUGCUUUCUCUCUUGGGUCGAGCCAUUUUGUAUUGAGGAUUGAGAAGUGGGCCCUUCCUUUCCCCUGUUCUAACAGCCACACUCACAGCAACCCGUUUGCUCUCAGGGUGACUCAGGAGGGUGCUCCCAGAAAGAGGAAGCAAAAGGCACCACUGCCAGAUCUCUCACUGAACUCUUUGCCUUGGCAUUUCAUUCAACUUCACUUCUGGCUUUCCCCAGUUCCUACCAUGGCUUUCAUUUUCAGGUCAGGGUCAUGGGUUUGAGCCCCUGCAUUGCAGGAUGUUGAACUAGAUGACCCUUUAUUCCCUUCUAGCUCUAUGAUUCUUUGAUUCUGUGAUUUCAUAAUCCAUCCAUUCCUAUGUAACGUCUUCCUUGCCCUCUGCCUUCCCCUCUCUGCCUCAGAUGUUAAUCUUGUGGUUUUAGGCCCCAUCUGCACCAUACAUUUAAAGCAGUAUCAUACCUAUUUACACAGUCAUGACUUCCCCCUCUAAAAUCCUGGGCACUGGAGUUAUUAAGGGUGCCAAGAGUGGUUAGUUCCUCUUCAUAGAGAACUCUGGAGCUUGCAGCUCUGUGAGGGGAACACAGAUUUUUGGGCAUCACAAAGUUUAUUUAAGUCUGCCACCUUUGAUUUUUAUUUAUUUAUUGCUCCCCUCCCCCUUUAUGUUGCUGUUUGAUUAGUCAACACACACACACACACACACACACACACCUUUUCAUUUAUUUAGUAUGGGACAGACACCCACAGCAGCAUAGAAAGCAGUAGGAUAGAUAAGGAACAACUUCAAAGGGGAAAAGCUAUUAUUGUAGUCAGUUGGACAGGAAGAAAUGACUGGAUUGGAUGUAGAAGAAAGAAGAGGAUGAGUCAAAUAUGACACAUAGGCUGCAUGUCUGAAUAAUUGUAUCUCGAGCAGCAAGGAAGACAUGCAGGAUGGAAAGACACAUGGCAGAGCAUCUGCUUCCAGGGAAAUUGUCUUGUGCCAAGGUUGAAAAACUUGGAAUGUGGCCUGCUUGGUUUGCCAAUUCUAUAGGAAGGCUGCCUUUGACCAGGUUAGAGUAUAUCUCUGCCUAACGCAGUUACCUACUCUGAAAAAGUGUGCAUGCACAUGAAAGCUCAUGCCAACUUAGUUGGUCUCUAAGGUGCUACUGGAAGGAAUUUUUUAAUUUUGUUUCUACUACUCUGAAAGGCAGCAGCUCCUUAAAUGGGAGCUCUCUCUUAUCACCUUCUGCUGGAGAUUGACCCUGGGAACCUUCUGCAUGCAAAGCUAUGGUGAGCAAUGGUGUUCCCCAAAUAUCAGAGGACAUAUGGACUUGCCUAAAAACAAAGGCUGACGGAUUUGAUGGAUAAGGCAAUCAAUGGCUGCUAGCCAUGAUGGCUGUGUUCUGCUUCACACUGCCAGAGGCAGUCUGCCACUCAGUGCCAGCUGCUGAGAAUCACAAGUGGGGAGGGCGCUGUUGUGCCAAUAGCCUAUUGUGCACAGAUGAACUAUGGAAGACACUGCAUUGUCAGCCAUUCGGUUUCAUUGGCUGAUUCCUUGGCUCUGGUAUUAAGAGGGGGAAAAAAGGUUUGUUCAUGGCCAUUUUCUCCUCAUGAUGCACAAUUGUAUCCACUUCUAUUAUGUCCUUGUUUUUUUGAUGAGCUAAAAUGCCCCAAAUGCUGUAACCCUUACUCAUGGGGAAAAACAUAAAGAAGGGAAGUGUCCACUUGAAGUGGGGGGGGGUGCGAGGCACAAGACAGACAGUGUGGGGAAACCAGCCUUGCCCCUCCGAGGAGUGGGGGGGGGGGAGCCUGCAGCAGCAGCUCCUCUUUUUAGGUAUGCACUUUCUGCUGGGCAGUACCUUCCAGCCUUCUCCUGUGGAAGCUUUAAUUAACUCCGUGAAACUGUUUUCUGCUUAUGCAGAGUCUUUUCUCAAAGAAGCGCAAAAUGCUUUGAAAGGGGAUCGUAGGUGUAAUAACUUCAGGUUUUCAAAGAGCAGCAAUUUCAAGACGCCCUGAUCAAAUUUCAAAAGCUGAAAAGGUGUAUAUUGUUGGGGCUCGGUUUUGUUGUUGCUCUUUUUUAAAACCAAGUUGCAUUUUCCCAGGAGUCAGCUGGUUUGGAUGCUGUUUAAUUCAUGAAUGUUGAAGAGAGACCCUUUUCUGAUUGCCUGGGGCCAUCUAGUGAGCUGCUUGCAGAACUGGGUGUUCUACCCCUGAGCUUUUGCCAUAACCAGAUAGUAAUAUUGACUCAGCUAAUUAGGCCACGCAAUACCUCAUUGCACCAGCUCACUUGCCUUAUUUAUAUACUUUGGAUAUUCAAGCUUUUAGUUCCUUUAAGCCCAGAAUUCAAAAGAUGGAUAUUCAAAGGGGAAAAACCCUCUGCACAGCUGUCUGUGGUUAAUGGACAACAUAUAUCUCAAGCAGUGAAUGGGCUGGACACAUUUUAGAGGACGUGUGCAAUGACUGAAGCUACACAUUCUGGGGAAGAGUAACUCAGGCCUCUUACAAUGACGUUUCCACAAAUACAACACAAGAAACAAUUCAGCCUUAACAGAGAUAAAAGAAGAGGACUUUGCAUUUCUACCUUGUAGAAUUCUCUGAUGGGAUAAAAGUUGUGCUUUCAAGUCAUUUGCAUGAAAAAGGUUUCUUACUUGAGUCAUACCCUGUUGACACAAGUUGCUACCAAGAACACAAAACACUUGAAGAAGUGUUCAUAAGCUGCUGUUCACCGCAUCACCCCAUUCAAAUGAAACAGCUCAGGCUGACCUGCAUUAUUCCUAUGGCAGCCAGAGACACUACUAUCCUGCUAACCUUAGGUAGAUUAUUCCAUGCUUUGUCUGGAGUUCUGUUUAUGUUAACAAUUGGCCGGUACCAUCUCCUGACAUGAACAGUAUGUUCUUAAUAGCAGGGCAGAUUUUGACCCACACGCAAAUCUAGAUUAGACCUUCAGCUAUAAAACAAGGGAAUCUGUGGUCUUCCAGAUGUUGUUAGAUUACAACUCCCAUAAUCCCUGACCAUCAGCUAUGCUGGCUGGGCCUGAUGGGAGCUGGAGUCCAACAACAUUUGGAGGGCCACAGGAUCUGUAUCCCUGCUUUAAAAUUACAGUGUUAUCCAUUGAAAGGGAGGCCUAAACCGGGGAUGGGGAACAUGUGGUCCUCAAGAUGUUGUUGGACUCCCAACUCCCAUCAGCUCCAGCCAGCAAGGUCAAUGAUCAGGAGUGAUGGGAGUUGUGGUUCCCUCAAAUAUUGUAGGGUCAAAGGUUUCCCACCCUGGUCUAAAUUGGAGGGCUAUUUCAGGCAUCUUGCCAGAGGGUUAUUUUCUGUCUUUGCUGAUGUUUUUCAACCCUGUCCUUUUUCAAACAUAGGGCACAGUAGCCGACCGAGUGCUUCAUCAAAGGCACAAGAGCCUUAAAAUGAGUUGGGUGGGUAACAUGCUGAAUGAGUGCUUGUGGGCUGACAUCUACUUCCCAAUAGGCGCACAUGAAACAUGCCAGGAUCUCCCACUGGCUAGGCCUCCAUGCGUUGGAUUUUAUGCACAAGUUACGGCUCUGCAUGAGGAUGUAGAGAGAGACUAGGGCCGCCAGUGGGUAGGAAUGGAAGGCACAAUCUCACUCCUCAGCCGUGUGCAAAAAGGCCGGGGAAAAUAUUGCCCAAACUAGACCAUUCUGUUGUCUACUAGAGGUGUUUUCUACUUGCCACACCAUGCUGCUGUAGUCUUUGAAAAACAAUAUUUUAGGUUUCAGAAGAUUAUU
Molecule: messenger RNA, 91963 nt
Organism: Podarcis lilfordi (Lilford's wall lizard)
Lineage: Eukaryota; Metazoa; Chordata; Lepidosauria; Squamata; Lacertidae
Source: the annotation of a GenBank genome assembly